CAGGAAUUUGUUGUCUCAAGCUUUGAAAGAAGGCUCAUGGAAGAAAUUGAAUACCGAGAAGGCAAGGUGAAGCUGCACUCAGAAACUGAGACAGAGUAUGACACUGACCAGCCUGAGGAGAGGAUUGCCAGCUCUCAGGCCCAGGCCCCUCAGUUUGUACAACCUCUCAAGGACUUCAGACUCAUGGAGGGCACAGACGUGACCUUUGUCUGCAAGGUUACUGGAAGACCUAGGCCAAAGGUGCUAUUUCUUAGAUUUUAGAUAUUUGUUCAUAAAAAUUGUAUUACAUUUUUUAAAAAUUCACUCCCUUUACUUGAAUUGCUUUCCAACUUUAAGUUCAAUUGGAUAAGAGUAUGUUUGUAAAUCAUGUUCAUAUCCAUUGUUAGAUAUGUCAGGAGUAAUUUUAUUUCUUUUGUUCCUAUAACAGAUUGCCUGGUACAAGGAUGGUAAAAGAAUCAAGCGCUCCACUCGCUAUGAAAUAAAGUACACCCAAGAUGGCUACUGCACGCUGCGUAUUCAUACCGGCUUGGCUUCAGACACUGGUCACUACACAGUCCUAGCAGUCAACUCUGUUGGAAAAACAACAUGCUCUGGACAGCUGUAUGUUGAUGCUGUGGGCAACAUUGAUGCAACUUCUUUUGUAUCACCUGAAACUCUUCAAAGGAUUCUACGCAGGUUAGUCAUGUCUUCUAAGAUGUAGAUCUCCAGCCACAUAAAUGAAACAGUAUUUUCAUUAAUUAAGUAGAGGAAGAUGUAAACAAAACUGUGAAAGAUCUGUAAGAGGCUGCACAUGUGAAUAUUUGAUGAGUUAAAAUUGUAUUGAUACUUUUUUCCCCUGGAUGCUACCAUAUACUAUAAAAUAACUUAAUGAUUUCAUAAUUAUGUCAUAUCUUACACCUCUGCAAUCUUUUAUUUCUCAUAUCUACAACAUUAUCCUUGUCUUUGUAUCUAGAGACUCUGUCAGAGGCUCCAGGCGUGGCUCCGAGGACCAAGGGGGUGUGUUUGAAACUGUUUCAAAACCAGAGUUCAAGAGACUCCCGGAGGACCUGGAGGUCAGGGAAGGUAAUCCCGUGAGACUGGACACCCUGGUAUUGGGACGUCCCAAUCCUGAGUUAUUCUGGUACAGGAAUGGAGUACAAGUACACAAUGAUGACAAUCACAAGGUAGGCCAAUGGACACUGAUAUUUUUAGAUAAUGUCUUAUGGAUCUAAUUAUAUAAAUGCAAAAAUAUACCAUCAUAUCUUCAUAUAAAAAUGUAAAUAUAUAGGGUCAUAUGUUUACAUUGAAAUGCAAAAAGAUACUAUCAAAUCCUUUUAUAGAAUUUUUGAAAAGAUAUUAAAAUUCAGAAAGAUGAUAUUCAUUAAUUACAAAUAAGUGUUUAAACUCUACUGUGUUCUUAUCAUAUUUAAGUUAGGUUCAUGUGGUUUCAUUUUCGAUGGACCAAAAUACACGACUUGCAAAACUAAAUCUCAUCUACAUGAUUGUGUGUUAGUAUGGUCUUUCUUCCCUUUAUAACUUUGUUUCCUGAUUUCUGCAGAUUGUCAUCAAUGAGGAUGGCGUUAACUCCCUUCUCAUUGUGUCAGCUUCUCGUAUUGAUGCAGGGACCUACACCUGUGUAGCCAAGAACCGUGGUGGUGAAGAGACUUUCACAGUCAACGUGUCUGUCCUGGGUAGGUGCACAUAGCAGCUCAUGACCACUUUGAUCAUCAUCUAUAUAUAUUUGUUUGUUAUACUUGCAUUUACUUUCAUUCUGUCACGGUGGUGCUCAUUAAAUGUCAAAUCCUACAAUCUUACUAGAAAACAUGCUGAGUGUUAAAAAUUGUAAUUUAAGCGUUUAAAUUAUUUAAAUUUUCAUUAAAAAGUGUCUGGCUUAUACUUGAUGCCUUGAACUAGUUCCGUUCUCCUUUUUUUCUUUUAUGGGCAGUAGAGAAUAUUAAAAGAAACCAACCAAAUAUUACUUUAUUUAAAGAUAAUUUUGCAUUAUAUACCAAUUCCAAAAAUAUUGUAGGUUGACUGGGCUACUGUAAAAUAAACCAACUGUUAAUAAAUAGUUUACGAACUGUUCACUCUUCUCACCACAGCUCAGCACAUAUCGCAAUAUAAAAAAAAGCAUUAGAGUAAAGAAGGUGAGAUUAUGCAAACAUUUCUUAUCCUUUGUUUCACAGAGAAAGAACAGAUGCAGCCACCUCGCUUCAUUGAUCGUAUGCAGAACUUUACAGUAGGUGAAGGUCAACCUGUUGCUCUGACCUGUAUGGCCACAGGAGUUCCAACACCAAUGAUGAGCUGGCAGAAAGAUGGCCGCAUGGUCAGUGACCUGGAUUACAGGUAUGUCUCUAACAUAUAAGUUUUCCUCAACUACUUUCCCAGUUAUCUGGUCACAUGCUUGACAUCAGCUAUUGUGUUAUAAAUGUAAAUAUUUUUUAAGUGAAUUAUUACGAUGAGGUCACCAAAAUCUGGCAUCAAUAUAUUAAAGGAUUUAAUUCAGUAUUAAAAAUGUUAUGAUCUUCUAUGGAGGAUUUUUUUAAUUCAUUUUUGUAAUUUUGUAAGAUUAAUAAUGUUAUUAUUCAUUAAAUUUUUGCAAAUAUUACUGAGAGCUUCAAGUUAAACUAUUAAUUAUUUCUUAGAAUUGAGACAGAUCAAGGGCGCUCAACUCUGAUCAUUGACAGUGCAGAGCCCAGUGACUCAGCUUGGUUCCAGUGCUCUGCCGUCAAUGUCGCUGGCACCGCCACCACUCGGGCCAAGCUUGCAGUCCAGCCAGACCUGACGAAAGACCAGAAGACCAGACGCAUUGAAGCACCAAAAAGAGUCCUCUCCCCGUAAGUAGUUGAAUGACUUUGAGCAGGUUAAUGGCUAUAAAUGAGCCUCUAUUUUUUUCCCUUGACUUUUACACUGGGUUCAGUCUUAUUUAAAGUUUGGUGGAAAUAAUAUUGUGCCCACAUUAGAUAACCAGUAAUGGUUUAAUACUUUUAUUGACUAUCAGACUGUAAUUGCAAUAAUUGAAAGAAAAAAAAAGCGAAAAUAAAAAAUAUAAAUUUGGAACAAGGCACUUAGCCUAAAGUAUUAAAGAGUUGGCAAUCAGUGCCAAAAUAGAGUGGUUAAAACAAAAUAUCCCACAUUCACUUCAUUUACUAGCCUUCAAACUUUCUGUUUACUAUCAUUCAAUGAAUCAACUGUUUAUUAAAUUCGGGUGGAUUUGAUUUUAUACACAUAUAUUAUAUCAGAGUCUACAAAGAUUACAGAAUAUUAUUUGAUGAUAAAAUAUAAAGAAAUCACUGCAACACUUUUUGAAUGUGUGUUAUAUUGAAAAUGCCUGAACCAAUAUUUUACCCAGCCAUUAUGAGAUCCAAUCUGAGGGACCAGUGCAACAAAUCUCGUACGUGACAGAGCACGACAGUGCCACACUUCGUCUGAUCAAAGAGGAGCAGCUUAAGAGGUGGAGCUUGCAUGUCAAAACUGCAUGUCUUACCACAUUCUUCCUGCACGCUUUAUACAUUUUUAUGGUCACUCAGAAAUGAAGACGUUUAGAGAGUUUUUAUUUAAUCACUUACCGUUGAGGAAGGGUUAGGUAUUUAGGAAAUGUGUAAAUUGAGCUCUGACUAUCCUGUGUAUCAAACAUGUAGAUUCUAUCUUUAAUAAAGGCUCAUGAAAAACUCAACAACAAAGUUGAACUGAAUAAUCUUUUCCAGUGUUUUUAAAAUUUGUUUCCAACACUUACUGCAUUUGGAUUGUCAAGCUUUAAAAAAAUUAUUUUUGAGGCUAGGUUGAAAUUUUAUUACAAUUAUUUUAAUUUCAACCAAAUGCAGACCACAACCACCGCAGCAAAAACCAGUAGCACCAAAACCAACACCCCCCGUGGCAGCCAAGCCUUUCCUACCAAAACCCAUCCCUGCUCCCCCGGCACCUACCCCUGAGACCAGCACCCCAAUGCUGACCGAGGAGGAAGAUGACUACCAGCGUAAGAGUGUUAUUGAUGCCAAGAAACUGUUCAGUAAGCCCGACGAGAUAGCCAGGCCAGCUCCAACCAGACCACACAAACCAAUUACUGUUCUCUUCAAACCCAGGGAACCAUCUCCAAGGUGCUUCAUCUUAAAUGCAUGAUCCUUUACAGCAAUGAAGAAAUGCAUGCUAGGAUGGAGAAAUGUGUUCAAAUUUGUUAUUCAUUCACUAUAACAGAAAAUAUGGGAAUCUCCCACACAAGGGAAAAUUUAUUUUUCAUGACUAGAAAUUUUGAGGCAUACAUAUUCUUUGAAAAGACAAGUCUUUUAUAUCAUUGAUGAUGUUAGCAAUGAAGAAAUCAAGAAUGAGAUCAAGUUUUAGAAAUGCUUGAAUUUUCCUAAAUAUUUAAUGAAAAUUUGCAGCUAUUUGAUGAUAAAAUUAUUGUGCUUAAAAGAGCGUGUUAACUGGAAUCAUACUUACACAUUGGAAUCUUAAUGGCUUCUUUUUGUGAACUCAAUUCAGUUAUGACAUCCAGAAAACAGGACCAGUGCAGCUCAUUAGCUAUGCUUCUGAUAAUGAGCGAGGCUACUUGCGACUUAUUGAUGAACAAGAUUUGCAAAGGUUGGCAAACUAUGCAUGGAGUGUCUUCAUUUGUUCAAUACCAGCAUGAAAUGAUGCAAUAGUGUUUGUUGAAGUUAUUAUUACCACAACUCUAUAUGGAAGCGCUGUAGCUACCUAACACCUAUUGCAAGUUUCUCUCUUUUGGUUUAUCUCUGGAGAAAUCUCCAGCCUAUUUGUUGACAUAUCUAUGUUAAUUCUGUUUGUGCAUUUAAAUUUAUUUUUUUUCAGGUUUUUUUUAUAAUUGACUCUUAGUUUUAUUUUUAUAUUUUUCUUCUCAAUAUUUUUAGCUUUCUUAUUGAUGUGCCUACUUUAAAUAAAUUCAAUUUCAGAUUUGUGUGAUGAUAAUGUUCACAAUAUGAUUGUCAUUUCAAUGACCCCAUAACUUCAACCCCACGCAGAAAAUCAUUAUUUAAUUUUAAUUUAAAAGACAUAACUUUUAUUACAAAUACUCUCUAGUUUUAAAGUGAAGUUUUAAUUAAAUCUAUUUAUAUUCAUUUCAUUUAGUUGUUAUUUUAGCUUACGGUCAGUGCCAAUAUUAAUAUUUCUCCUCGUAUUGCAUGGUCGUCUCAUUUUCUAUGAAGUAUUUUAUUUGCCUAAACAAAGUCCAUAGAUAAAACUGUCAAGGUAAUACCUGUUUCAGCUCACAUUAACACAUGUUUCUGCAAACAAUAAUCAGCCUGAUGCAUACAGUAAUAGGCGGGAAAUAAAUAUUUCACAUUUUUUAUUUUAAAUUAUUAUACUUUUUCCCCGCUCUUUCUCUAACAGAAAAGUUCCAACAGAGAGAUCGGAACCUGAACCAUCUUACAUAGCCGAGACUCAGUAAGUCCCACGCUUUCUCAUCAAAUUCAUAUCAGCACACAGUAGUAGUAAGAAUAUACUUGUAUACUAUCUUGUUAUGCAUUGUCACAAAACAUAUUAGUAACCAUAAUAUUAUUAUCAACAUGCAUAUUAUAAUUACAUAUUAUGUAUAUUGGCUCACAUACAUGUAUUAAUGUCGUUAAUAAACAAUAACAUUAAUAUGAGCUUUUAUUAAGUAAGUUAAGCUGUAAAAAGCUGAUUUACCCAUCUAUGUGUUUGCUGUUAUGCUGAACUUUGAUUCAAAUAACUAAUCCAAAUUUAGGAAAGACUUUGAGCCGAAAUUCAAACCAGUUACUGCUAUUAUAAAAGUGCCACCUCCUGUGGCCCCUAAACCAGAGAGGGUUUUAUCCAGGUAGAAAAUAAAGAGCAAUUUAUUUGUGUGUGUGAGAUCUUCAUUAGCCUCUCUUUUCAAACCUGGAGUGGCUUGCACUGUCUCCAUUCCCUCAUGAAAUUUUAAAUUUUGAAAAAUUAGAGUAGAUUUCACUUCUCUUCCUUUUAGCUUGCACCCUAUUAUUUUUGUUUAGUCUAGUUGAAUCCGUGUAAGGAAAUUUAAAAAAAAAAAAUGUUUUUUAAUUUAAAAAGAAAAUUACACUUUUAAGAAAUGAAAUAAUCUGCUUGAUCUUAAUUAUAUUAAUGAAACAAAACUUGCUGAAAUUUAAAUUUUGCAAAAAGUUCAUAUCUCCAUUCCAAAGACUUGGUCAAAAAUUAUUACAACUAAUGCUUACUUUUUUUUUUAUACUUAGUUUUAUUAUCUUAUUUUUGUUUUAAAUACUACAUAAUCAAAGACAGCUUCAUCACAAGCUGGUUUCCUAAACACAUUUAAGGGUUUCAAAUUUAGUCAGCUCUGAUUAAAAUCAAAUUUAUCUUGAAAAUACAUUGCACCGAUGCAACAAGGGCUCAUCUUUCUGCUUUAUCUAUUUUCUGCUGGACGUCUCUCUGCAACCAAUGAAAACUCUUGUUAAAACGUUAAAAGAGAAUAAUUUAUUAUUUUUGUUAGAUGCUUCUUUUAGUUGAGUGUAGCUUAGCAUACUUAUAUUGGAAUCGUUUGGGAUUUGUAUUUUUUUUAGACGAUAGUAGAGGCUGGAAUUAAUUUAUUGAUGGUUGAAGUUUUAUUGACUCUUAUUGUGUGCACAAAAUGGAAAAGUGAUAAUUCUGGCCACUUAAAAAUUUAACUAGACAUGUGUUGCAAAAUGAAGGACUUUCAAAGAUAGUGUGCACUCUUAUCUUCAAUGCAUGCUUUCUUACCCUCAAAGGACUUACCUAUGCCAUUUGCUUUAUUUUUUUUUACCCACUUUAUGUUAUUAAUUUUAGAAUAUCUUUUUUGUUAUUUUUAAACUUUACAUUCAUGCUUAUUUAAAGAAAUAUUUUAGCUUAAAGUUAACCUAAGUUAUUACUUAUACUUAUAAUUACAUGUAGGAAAAAAAGUUAUGUAAUAUUUGACAUCAGAAGUGAAAAUUGCAUUUGAAAUUAAAUCUUUGUAAUAACCUCAAAGUGACACACUAAAAUUUUUAACACUAAAGAAUUCUCGAUAAAGAGACUAUUGUUGCAAUUUGCAAACUAAUGCCUACUGAAGGAUUUGACAAAUAUUAAUCUUUUAAAGAAUGAAAAUUAACAGCAAGUAUUAACUUAACAAAUGUUUUUUCUUUAUUUAUUUUGUAAAAUUAUUUACAUUAUAAGUCUCUGAAUUGAUAUAUAUUUUAAGAAUUAAGAUAAAAAAGAAAUAUUCUAUGAAUUGUCUAUGUUACAAAAAGCGCAACUAUUAAUUUCAUCUGUUCUAGUGCCACUCCAGUUGCUACGACGCCCAAACCAGAGCUGUCACCAUUUGAAGCCACCAUCCCUCUUGUUCCUAAACAGAAGGAAUACAGGUGAGUUGAGAAAUACUAUUUGAACAACUAAUCCUUUCAAAACAAUCCAUGAACAUUCCUACAAUGUUUGCUGCACUGUCUUUCUAAGAGCAAAGGUGAUUUUUUUGGUUUUCAGAUUUGAUUUCAAAAUCCAAAUAAAACAUUAAAAAAAGGGCCUUUUAUUUUAGGGAGGGAAAAAACAAAAUGAAAAUAAAUUGUAGGCCUAUUAGCAUGUUCUGCUCAUUCUUGUUUGGAUCUUGUUUAUCAACUAAUGAUGUGCUUCAUCAUGAUCAUUGUGAAAUUGUUUUGAUCACCCAAAUUUCUCAUUGAUAAAUAACAUUAUUUUGGCUUUUCCUUCGCUACUUAUAUAAUGUAAAUUGAUUUCUUGCUGUGUACUCUAGACCGGUUGCUCCACCUGUCCCAGUUCCAAAACCAGAACCAAAGAAAACGGAACUCUACUUGCCACCCAGGUGAUUGAGAUCUCUUUUGCAUGGAGUGGCAUUCAAUCAAAUUUAAUUUUGUUCCAUAAAAACUUGUUUUAUAUAUUUUUUUGGGGGUACUUUUGUUUUUUUUGCUUGCUGUUCACUGGAUGUAUAUAUUUAUUUUUCAAUCCUUUAUACAUUUACUCUGUUUUAUUGUGUGCUGUGACUUUGCUCUUUCAAUGUAGCCAUUAUUAUUUCUUUAAACAAAUAGUGGAAAAAGCUAUUUUUAGGCUUGAAAAGAAAAUACAGGACAAUUAAACUGACAUUUUGGCAAGAUGACUUCUUCAGCAGACAGUACAAAACAAGAAACAAUGGAUACUUUCAUUUAAAAGUAGAAAUAAAAGCAUGUUUUCGAAAAUCAUAAAUUUCUCAAAGAUGAUCAUUUUUAGUUACCGUCUCUGUCUGGAUUUAGUGUACUACUUAACCAAUGGGAGUUGUUUUAUUGAAUUUAAGUAUUUAAUUGUAAACUUCUAUAAAAACACUAUUCUAUUCACAAGGGCAGUCAUUUCUACAGCUUACCAACUUCUCUAUUGCAAUGUUUUACAAAAUAGUUCAUUCUUGCUCUGUUAUUACAUUGACUUUAUCUUUUUGAAAGUCUUCAUCUCUUAUCUUAUUCAACACUUCCUCACCAGCUUAUUGGCACACAUUUUCUAACGUAGAAUUUCAUCAGUUCUUUACCUAAACACAAUUUUUUAAUCACAUUUUUUUUUAUUGAUCACUGCUUCUAUUCCAGUGAGCCUAUCAUACCUCCACUCCUUUCUCCCAAACAAACCCCUGCUGUCACUCAAAAGACAGUUGCCCCAUCCCCUGCCCCAAGACAGAGGGUGCGUAAAGCCCCAUCUCCGCCGGAAUCUAGGCCGAUUGUCUUGCGGCAGGAGCCCCACCCAGAGUGGGCCCCUGAAUCCAUUGAUGUCCCAGCAGCAGCUAAAGCUGUGGAAGACAGGUGUGGUAUAUUGUCAGUUGCAGUUGUUGAUUCUAUCCCAUACAGCCUGCUCCACCUUUGUAUUAAUACCAGUUGUUUUGACAUGCUUGAGAGUAGUUUUUAGGCAGCACUAAUACAUGGCUUAAAAACAUGUCUUGUUGGUCCUCAGUUCUUUGGUUUCCUUACUUCUUUAUGUUUAUAUUUAUUUUCAUAGAUCUGUACACAAUUACUCAACUAUAUUGAGUGUUGAUGGCACACAUGAACUACAAACAUGUUGUACUUUAUUUUUAUAUUUUAUUUCACACUUUUGUGAUACACCGCAAUAUCAAACUUAUACAUAGUUUUAUUUUCACUCUGAAGCUUCCUUCAGUGAUGAUAAUAAUAAUAUUAAACAAUUGAUGCCAACAAAGACUUAAUCAUAAAGUUCCAUCAUAUUCAAAAAGGACGUUUAAAAAAGAACAAAUUUGCACUGUUGUUUUUUAAAAUAAAAAUGCCCCUACGGUCAAUCAGUGAUGCUUUAUCCAUGACUCUGUUUGAUUUUGAAGUUGUUAUUCACUUUUCUAUUUUUUCUCACUGUAGUGUUUAACAAGCUUUUAUUUUCUACUGUUUUUAUUGAGUUGUUUUUUAACUUUAAAAUUUGAUUUAGAUUUGCACAUCUUUUUUCUUUUAGAUGUCACUAUGUCACAUAUUUUUUCCUGUUAACUUUCUCUCCAGUGCAAUGGACAUAGUUAACAUUUCUUAGCCUCUGUGCUCGAUACUUUAUUGUAAAGCUGUCCUAUUUCAGCAACUAUAUUUUGAUUUUGCUUGUGGAUUUGUAAAUUAUUUUUUGGGGGCUUGAUGAUUAUGUAGAUCAUUUUACUUAUUUAUAGUGCAUAAUUGUAGCUUUUUUUAUUGACAUAAGUAAUUUCAUUCCUUAGAAGUAUAUUUAUUAUUUAAAUAUACAUUCAUUUUGUAAUAUUGUGUAUUCUGGUUAUAUUUGCAUGUGAUUGAUUUGUUACAAUAUUUAUUAAUAUUCAAGACUAUAAAUAGCAUUGUCUCUUAGAAGGUAGAUAGGCGAAACUCUUUUAGAAUUAGAUAAAGAAAUGACAAUUUGAGCAGGAGAAAAGGCAUUAAUUAAAACUGUAAAAUUACCUAUGCUGUCAGAAAUCAUUCAGGAAUCAUUCACCUCCCCCAACCCCAAAACACACAAGAAAAUAUUCAUCAUAAUGCCAUUGACUUUAAAAAAAAUGAGAACCACUGCUCUUACUGGUCAUUGUAUGUUUCAUAUCCCUUGCCUUGCUUGAAACAUGUCCCAAUAUUUUCAGCACCGAGCCAGUCGCACCAUCAGAUCUACCUAGACGGGUUUCAACAGCAGCUAUUAAGCUUGUUGAGUGGAGGUUGGCAAAUGAAUGCAAUGUGUUUCACUACCAUUGAUUUGUCUGUUAUGAUACUAAAGAUUAACAAGUUUCUUUCAGUUACACAGUUCGACAUCUCGCUGGCAACUUAAAGCACCAAUUUUCUUUAUCAUCUUUAAUAGCAAUAAAUUUUUUUUGAAUGCUUGUAGUACUAUCUGUCAUUGAAAAUGGAUAUCUAAAAGCAUGAUCUUUUUAAAUGAAACAAAUAUGUCUCUCUUAAUUUAAAUUCAUUUUAACAUUGAGAAAUCAAUUUAUUCUACCUUAACAAGUGUUGAGUGUUUUGAUUUAUUUAGUUUCAACUAUCAUAAGCUGUAUUUUUUGUUUCUUAUGAUUUUAUUCUGCCCAUGUGGCAUGAAUUUAUUGGCAUUCAUUUUUGCUGAUUUUAUUAAUUUCCUUCAGUUUGUGUACAUAUUUUUAAAAUAUAUUUAAGCAAAAAUUUUAGUGGUCAACAACCUAUAUUAUCAAUUGACUAAAAAAAAUUUGUUUAAAGGACUAGUGAGUGAAAGUGUAUACAACUUUAAUUAUUUAUUUAUUUAUUUAUUGUGUGUGUGGAAUUAAAUAUUAAAUUUAACAUCAAAUAAGCAAAUGCAUUCUAGAACUGCAGGAAAUAAAACAUUUUUAUUUGAGUUUCAGCCAAGUCUUUGACACUUGCUUAAAAUAUAAUUUAAAUGUUUUGUUUUAGUUGUUCUUUCAUUUAUUCACUUAAUUUUGCACGCUCUUCAUCCACUGUGUGUUUAUCCCUCUUCUUGUUAGGAGGAAUUUUUCCCAUUAUUUCUUUGACACAUUCUAUUUGAGUCAAAAUAGUCCCUAAAUUAAACAGAAAUAAUAAGUAAUGCUGCCAAAAUAUUGCCCCAAUAAUGAAUACAUUAAUAUGAUUUUAAUUGGCUAAUACCCAGGAUAGAUGUUGCAUACAAGAUUUGAUUUUAGACACCCUGCUUUCAUUAAUUUAAUAUUUAAAUUCCUGUUAAAUAAAAUCUAUGCUUUGCUGCAGUUCAUUCAAAGAAAAACAAUCAGUAUCCCUAUAAAGGUAAAUUGUUUGAAUUUUAGAGCUGUUCACAUCUAACUUCAACAUUCUCAGGGAGUACCAAGACAGUGCAGUCAGGGAGUACAUUCGCCGUGAAGGGGAGGCCCCACCGAUCGAAGACUUGUAUGACAGAGAGAAAAACAGGCCAGCGCGAUUCAAGACACACAUCAAGGAUUUGUCGCUGAAAGAAAAUGAUGCCGCCCAUUUUGAGUGCAAACUCUUGCCACUUGGAGAUCCCACCAUGAAAGUGGAGUGGUUUAAAGAUGGGGAACCAUUGCAUCAUGGUCAGUGCUGAUGUGCUGUUUGAUCUCAUUUCAUUAGUCUUUACAUGGAGUAUGGUUUGACAUUUACAACUUCAGUCAAUAUAUAUAUUAAAAUCAAUUAGUACAAACAUGAUAUGAGGGAUACAGCAGUUGUUUGUUUAUGAGCUGUGGUUUAGGAGAUCAAAGAGAGGCAGGACGGUAGCAUCAGAAGGACAGCUGAAUCAUAUUGCUAAAGUGCAUUUUGAAAUGACUUGGAGAUAUAUUGGCUCAUUUAAGUUAUUUUUUGGUGGCAUAAAUUUGUAAUUAACUAUUUGAAAACUUUCUUUUAUUCUGACAGUAGCCAUGCUAUAUAUAUCCUUUUAUAAAUAUCUUUAUUCAAAAAUUAUUUUUCUUAAUCCCCUUCAAUUAAAAUGUAAAAUAUCCGCAGGCACGCGAUACAUCCCAGCCUAUGACUUUGGUUUCGUUACACUGGACAUCUUGUGGAUGUACCCAGAAGAUUCCGGUGUGUAUGAAUGCCGAGCCACAAACGACUUUGGUGAGGACACCACUACUGCUACAGUUGUCUGCAGGCGUAAGUUACUAAGGGAGCAAUUCCAUUGUUAUUUUACUUGUAGAGAUUAAAUGCGCUUUACUUGUCUAUGGUAAAAAAAAAACUUUGUGUUAGUCUUUUGAGCAAAUCAUUAUACUUGAUCAAAUGAUGAGCUUUUAAAAUAUUCUGAUUUGAAAUUAAGCAACUUACCACUAAUAUUAUUAUCACUGACUACCUCUGCCACUUCAGUACUAUAAAUGUAUCACUGAAUGAUAUGAAUGCAAAACUUAAAAGAGCUUUCUUUGAACAAGGAUAUUUCUUUUCCACUAUUCCACUAUCAUUCACUGAAAAGUUGAGUUACAAAAUAUUAAUUUGUUCUAUACAAUGAAUGCUUUAGCUGCUCCCCAUUAUUAACACCCUCCAUUUAAUUAUGUGCCUUCAUCAAGUGUUGUUUGGAAGUGGCUAACUUGAAUAUGACAUUACAUUUUAAUUAUUUCAGCUCUCCGCUCCAUUAUUAUGGAUACACAGCUCCCAGGAGAAGGUGCUGUCAGACUGCAAGAGAUGGAAGAACAUUGGAGAAGGUAUGCUUGCUUAACUAGUAGGAUAUCAAGAUUAAAUAUUGGUUUAACAAAUACAUUUGCAAAUAACCCAAGUUUACCUUCAAGUUAAAUAUUUUAAUUUCCUUUUUCCCCUUUCUAUAAUAGCCACAUGAAUGUGGAAGAAAAAAUCAUUGAGGAACCCAAGACAAAAACACCUCCGAGCAUUGAUCUGAAGCCUGAACCUGUUGAAACCGGUGAGGGUGAACCGGCCAAGUUCCUGGUCAAAGUCAGUGGCUAUCCAAGACCAAGGGUCAACUGGUGGAUUAAUGGGAGCCUCAUUGUUGGGGUCAGUUGUGAUGUCUUGUAUUUAUUAUGGAUCCCUUAUAUAAGACAUGACAUAGUAAAAUUUUUUAUUUAAGAACUGCUAUCCUUGCUGUUAUGGAGAAUGCACUCAAAUAAUACAUUUCAUUAUGUUCCCUUAACCUGGCUCUUACUUAAUAAUGACCUAUUUUUAAACAAAAAAUUACAAGAUGUCUCUACUAUGUAAUUAAAAAGAAUAGGGUUUGAAUAGGUUUUAAUUUUUACACUCUUAAAUACUAGAAUUUCAUGGUUUAGAUUAUUUAAAGAAUAAAUGUACAACUGUACUGCUGUCUCCAGGGCACAAGGUUCAAACUGACCUAUGAUGGAAUGAUGCAUCACAUGGAAAUCCCAAGAUGUAGAGAGUAUGACGCUGGCCAGAUCAGAGUGGUGGCCAAGAACUCAGAGGGAGAGGAAGAGUCCAGCACCUCCCUUAUUGUCAUGCCCAAGGAGGACUGGAGGGCUAAGCUGAAACAAGCCCCCAAAGGUCUGGAGUUCAACAAACUGUAUUUGCUUAUUAAGCAGAUCAACAAAUUGUGUACUCAACAGCAGUGUACUUAAGUCUUGGGUGCAUGGGUAGACAUUUUAGUUUAAAAUGUUUUUAAAUUUAAAGAAAAAUCUAACUUUUUACUCUUUUCACUUAAAAAGAAUAACAAUUCCUUUAUCUCAUUACUGAUUUGUAUGACUACUAUUUUCUUUGUUUUCACUCUAUAAUCCAGGAGUUUUCACAUUUUACACUAGGCCCAUAUUAAAAAAAUUAAAAAUUAAUGCCACCCUGUGAACUAACAGUCAGUCAGCAUAUUUUGAAAUGGUAAUGGAUAAGUUAUUAGUAUCUUAUGAUGUUCUUUGUGCAGGAGAACUUGAAAUUGAGCUAGAGAGAAGAAAGAAAAUUGAGCUGAGGACUGUUGAACUAGACAAAGCCUUGAAAAAGCCUAAGGCAACAGAAUAUGAACUUAGGCAAAUGGAAAAAGGUUAGUUGUCCUUUUUAAUCCAGGAGAGAAAAAUGUACAUGAAUUUUAACCACCUCUGGAACAGGCUUUCUCUAAUGCAAACAUUUUUAUAGAACACAAUCAAGCAGGCAGAGCCGUUGUGUGGAUCCAGCAACACCCAUGGCUGCAGGGGUGACUCAUAUAUUUAAGGGGCCCAAAGUUGUCAUAUGGAAAAAUUUAAUGGAAAUUGCUUUGAAUGGCUAAAUAGAUGAAAAAACAUGAAAAGUUGCAGGGGGGCCUCCAAAGGUCAUGGGAUGGCUCUGCAAUCAAGGAAAUAGAAUGGUAUUACUGAGAUAUGUUUUUUUUAAAUUUAAUUUAUUUUCAUUCAAUGUGUUAAAAUUAAAAAGGUCAACCUGUGAAAAUAGAUAUGCAUUUUAUAAAUUGGAUAUUUCAUAUACUCAUAAGGCCCUCAGCCAGUCAGAUAAACUGACAACGGAAAAUUUGGAACCACUUUUCUAAGUCACACAAUUCUAAGUCAGCACAUAAUUAUUUUUUAUAUAAUUUUUUUUUGAAGCCUCAGAAUCUAAGGUGCGCAUACAGAAAGACACUGAGGUUAUCAUGGCAGAGCAACAGUACAUCAGUGUUCACACCCAGCUCAGACGUCUGGACAGCGGUGUUGUCUCCGAGCCUGUCUUUGUGGAGAGAGCUCGGUUGGUACCCAUUGAUCAGACCCAGGCCCCGCCAGAAGAUAAGCAGCUUGUGGAGCAACAGAUUACCCUCCAGAGAGGGGAGCCUCCUGUCUUUACCAAACCCCUCCGGCCCAUAAGAGUUCCUGAGGGCAGUUCAGUAAAGUAAGUAACAAGAGAACAUACCAUUUUACUUUCAUUUUCACAUUAGUUGUACAUCAAUCAAGUCUAGAAAUGUUUAUUAUAUAAUCUCUAAAUUUUUAAAUUCACACAUUAACUAGGAUUUAUAAAAACAAAACUUUUUUUUCUUUUAGAUAGACAGAAAAGUGUCAUUUGAUUUAACUUAAAAAUUAAACUUUUAACAUAAAUGUAUUGAUUUAACUAUUGAGAUCUGUAUACACUAUUUUUCUACUUCCUUUGAUCUGAAACAGCCUUGAAGUCCAAUUCAAGGGCAUUCCACCACCAGUUAUAACCUGGUACAGAGACAGCUUUGAGAUUCAGCCCUCCAGAGACUUCCAGAUCUCAACCACCGAGACAUCCAGCACACUUCAUGUCCCAGAGGUCUUUGCUGAAGAUGCUGGCCUCUUCACUGUCAAGGCCUACAACAAAUUUGGCAUGGUUCAAUGCAAAGCCAAGUUGACAGUGGAAGGUACAAUACUUUGUCACAGAGAGUGAAUGAUCAGUGUCCUCCUCUCCGUGUCCUUUCACAAUGCUGUCUUAAGAUCACACUCCAAUUAUGUUUUUAAAAUUCUUUCUCUAAAUGAUUGCAGUAUUAACUUAAUCCCUGAACAAUUACAAUGUUUCAAAGGCUAUAAUUGGACUCGUUAAAAUUAUUAUAAUUUUUAAUUAUUCAAUUAAAAACUUGUAGCUGUUAAGAAAAGAGAAAUAAAUAUUGCACUCCAUUAUUUCGAUAUCUCUUACAUGAAAAAAAUAGAUUUAAUUUUCAACAAUGAUCAAUAAAAUUAAAACUAAAGCAGUUGGAUGAAAUUGCACUUGAAUUAAAUAAGUAAAUAAAGGAGGCUUACAAGUAAAGUUGGCAUUUCUUAAAUAUAGUUUUAAUUGAAUAUAGUUAACAAAGCAAUGUCCAGUAGUUGACUCAUCAACGUCCCAUUCUUUUGUACCCUCAUAGAAGGUGAGCAGCCAGAGAAGGAAGUCCCACCUGAGUUCCGCAGCUUGACCAGAGACACUAAAGCCAUCCAGGGAGAACCAGUUACAUUUGACUGUCAAAUCACAGCCUCACCUCCACCUCAAGUACACUGGACAAAGGUCAGAGCCUGGUUAUCUUAGUGUAAUAUAGAUACACUAUAUACGAGAUACAAAGAUGGAAACAGUUGCUUUAUAUGAUAGUCUCAGACUGGCUGGUGCAUUUGAAUGUUAACAAACUAAAUGUUUGAUAUCUUUGACUACAUGCAUAUAAAUGUCUGGUUUUCAGGAGGGCCAACCUAUUCCUGAUUCUCCAAGAUGGAAGUUUAUCAAAGAAGACAACAACUACACACUUGUCAUCUAUGAAGCCCAACCUUGGGAUGCCGGUGUCUAUGCUUGUGUCGCUAUUAACACAGUGGGCAAAGCCACCUGCACUGCAAGGCUCACUGUGGAAAGUAAGGGCCGCUGGCAUUAACUCUUUUAUAGAAGUCUAAUAGCUCGGAUUUGUGCUAAUUAGUGCGAUGGUGUGGAAACUAUUUACUAGAGCAAAAAGAUUUGAUCAAAGUUAUUAAAAUGUAAGAUAGAAAAAUAACUAAGACUUAGCUAAAUUAAGAUUUAUUGUUACAGAACCAGAAAAGCCCAUUGAGCCAUCUGCUGCUCAGCCACCUCAAGAAUCCUCCAUUGAGCCACCUUAUGUCAUUGAGGAGCCCAAGAUGGUAGAUGUUGAUGAAGGAGAACCUGUCCGCUUUGAAUGUGUAAUCAAAGGAAAACCACGUAAGUGUUGAUUUCAUCGUUCUCUAGUUAAAGACCACUUCUUUAUUUCAUCUAAAUUAAUUUCAAUUUAAGAAUUCAGUAGCUAUUUCUAUAAAUGUAAAUAUUUCUUUAUUUAUGAGAUGUAAAAUAAGCCUGUGAUGUUUUAAUUUUUAAAAAAUAUUAUUAUUAGUUCAUUUUUUUAAAACCUAUUUAAGAUUAUAAAUCAAAUGGGAAAAGUUGAAAAAUAAAUAUUUUGACAAAAAUCCUGUGAUGGCUACCAACAUUUAAAAUAGUUUGACAUUUUUCAAAAGCUGUAUAUAUUUUUAAAAAAAAGAAAGGAAAGCGUUUGAAACAAAGGCUGAAAUGCAUGUCUCAAGUCAACCAGAAAGGAAUAUAUCCUUUCAAGCAUCAUGUAGGCCUACACAUUAAAUAAACCAUGACUGAUGACUAACUAACUUAAAAAUCUUUCUAGAUCCAGUUGUUACCUGGUAUCGUAACAAUCAGCUGGUGAAACCAUCGAAAUACUUUCGCAUGGACUCCACCCUGGAAGGUGUGCACACUCUUUCUAUCAUGGAGGCAUUCCCAGAAGACACUGGAACCUACAAGUGUGUUGCUAGAAACAAGGCAGGGGAGGUCACUGUUGUUACUUACCUUAAAGUUCAUGGUGGGUAUUGUACUAGUUUUAUAAUUUGCUACCUUAGAUUCAUUUUGUGCUCAGAAAUCAAAGAAAAUACCACUUAAUGUUCUUUCCAUAUAAACAUUAAAUUUUUACUAUAGAAGUGUUUCAGAGCAUUGAGUUAAUUUUGCAUGAUUAAAUUAUUCAAUCUUAGCUAAAAAUCUUCUGAGUUUUUCCAUUCGUCGUCGCUGUGAUAUGAUGUGGCAUCAAGUAACAUAGACCAUGUUAUUCCAAUAAAUUCCUUAUAUGUAGUGACAACAAAUCUAUAGCCUCUAAAUUAUAUGACACUGACAAACCCUCAGGUACAGAGAGUGAGCCAGAUCAGCUCCAGCCUGAGGCCUUCGCUCAACCUCCCAGCUUUGUCCGACCUAUCAGCAACAUGAUGGUCACUGAGAAUACACCAGCUAAGUUCGAGGCCGUCUUCUCUGGUGUGCCUACACCUGAGAUUACAUGGAUCAGAAAUGGAAUACAAACUCUUCAUGACUCUAGGGAAUACAAGGUGAGUUACCUGUAAUGUUACCUUUGUUCAGUGGUUACCAAACUUUAUUUUACUCUACCUCAUUUUUUUUUUUUCACACUUCGACCACUCUGCCGCCUCCCUCUUGAUUUCACAAAGGAAAUUCUUGGCAUUUAUGUAUUUAUAUUUUAUAUAUAUUUUAUUUUAUAUUUAUAUACGCCACUUUGAUUUAUUAUGCACCUCUCAGAAACAAAAAUGCCUUUGCUUUUAAAGCCAUAUAAAAAUUGUUAACUUCUGGAGUGAAAAAAUUCUGCUGUAAAGAAAACUAUUUAAAAAGUGUGUCUUAAAAUCUGUUAUAAAAUAAAUAUUGAUCUUAAAAUGAAAAGUAAGCAUCUUUAGUCACUACAAACUAAAAAUGUCAUUUUGCUAUUGAAUUGGUAAUUAUAGAACUUUUUAAUGAUCUUUUCGAUUCAAAUUUUUCUCCACCAGAUUGAAACUAUUGACCGCCUGACAACGCUGACCAUCUAUAAAGCCCACCCUGAAGACACAGGCAUGAUAACCUGCCGGGCAAGGAACCAAGCUGGCACCACCGAGUGCUCUGCUGAGCUCUACGUGCAACGUAAGUCAUCAUCCUUGUACUAUUUCACACCCCUCGUACACAUUUACACAAUUGUACACAUUUUGUCUGUAACAUAUCUAAUGAAAGCUCAUCCCUUUCAGGUUUCUAAUGGCAUACCCGCUAUUUUUUUUUUUUUUUUUUUUUUUUUUUUUUUUAACCUGUAGUUUAAUUGAUUCAAAAUGUGUCAUUGCAAGAAUAUAAUUCUCAUUUUCUUUUACAUCUUAAACACUAUUAGAGGCUUUUUGUCCUGAAUGCCUUUACUCUUUUUAUUGAGAUAUGCAUUUACUGUUUGUCAGUAAUUAUCACAUGUGAAUUUAAAAUUUAAUGACUACCUUAACCAAUGAAUGUGUGAGUCCCAUCAAAAACUAACAAUUCAAUGCUGUACACAAUUAAUGCCAUGAAUGCAUACCUUUUAAAUCAUUAUUUGUUGAAAUCAAAUGUCUGCAUGACCAAAUUAUUUCACCUGGAUUGUUAUUUGCUUAACACAUAACGUAACUUAUUUAUCAAUGCCCUGUUAUGAUAAUAUACCCUGUAUUAAAAAUAUUAGAUACUGUGAAGUUGGUAGAUUUUAUUUUCAGAGCAUGAUCCUUGGUGUUUUUCUAAAUUGAAAUAUGUAAAAAAAUUAAAUGUUAACUCUUCAUUUUGUCAAAUGAAAUCAAUGUUUGAAUAUGUACGUUUGCUACUUGAUGAAAGAACAAAAUGAAUAGAUUAGAUUUGAUAACAAAUAGUCGAGCUGAUCUUAGCACUGCCAUCAAUGGAGAAUGGGAUGGAAGAAUGAGCGAGACGCGCUGACAGAAUCGAACCAGCUCAAGACUUCACAGCAUGGCUCUUCCAUAGCUUGAUUGACUUUAGCACUAUUUCCCUCGCAUGUUGAACUAUGAACCUCAACCCAUGGGACAGGUGAUGGUGCAUGUCAUUAACCUGACCUAGUGAGUAACCUGCUUUUGUAAAUUGCUCAUUAAAUUAUGCAGUUAUUUAAGACUGUAAAUAAUAAAUAAAAAUAAAGAAAGAUGAUUUAUUUUCUUUUAGGGCUAAUUCUUUUUGAUUUUCACUAUUACAUUCAUAUCAGAUAAUUAAAUGAAUAGACAAAUAGUAAAUUCUACCUUCAGGAAUGAAAUAAAAUAAUUACAGUUUCAACAUUUUCAAUUCUGCAGAUUUUUAAAUAUCCAGGAGUUAUAACAAAACAUAUUUUUUAUUCCCGCAUACAGUGUUUAUAGAAAUGAAAAACUAGAUUUAUUAAUAUAUUUUAAAUAUGAAAAGUCUGAAAAUAAUUAUCUAAGUACUAAAAUAACCAUAAAAUAUACAAUAGCCGUUAUAAACCACAGAAAUUGUAAUCUUUUUUGAAAGCUGUUUUUCAGAUUUAAAUUAAAAGGUAGAAUAAAUUCUAGGUAGUAUAGUAAAAUAUCUAUCGGAGUGCUCUAUCCCUGCAUGUCUGCUAACACAGAGUUUUCUUGAAGAAUCUCCUCAAUUAACAUAUUUUAAAAUCUAAAUGAGUAAUUUGAUACGAAUUUGAUUUGGGGGAAGGGGGCAUUUCAGUGCAUGUAUCCCAUUGUGUGAUUAACAUUCAGUUAUCAUCAUCUCUAGAAAUGGGUGUUUUAAGCAAAGGGAUCAUUUAAUUUAGCUUAUUCAGAUUGACAGUUUAGAAAUAAAGGGCACUGCACUGCAUUUACUCCAUCCUAGUUAUCCCCCUCUAAAUACACAGAAUAUGAUUCACAUCUCACAUUGCACAAAUGUAUUGUAUGGACCCAUCAAUUAACGAACAUUAUUGAAGUUUAUUGUAUUGAUGAGUUUUGUCAUUGUGGAUAUGUUGUCUAAUAAAUUGUACUUUAUUCAUAUACCCGAUUUUUGUCUUUAGUUGUGCAUUAGUUACACUUUUGAUCAGCCAUGGGUUGACCUGUCAAUUGCCCUAUUUACAGCGGAAGAAGAAACCAGGCAGCUCGCUAGACAGUUAAACAUCACUGUUGCUCAGAAACCUCCAGAGUUUAUCAAGCCAUUGUUACCAUACCAGGAAUACACUAUUGGACAAGUUGUCAGGUGGGUGGAGUAUACUUUAUUCUUGAAUUCUAUGAAAAUAGUAAAUGGAAAAGGUGUUCUUUCAAAUAGGGGAUUGCAUGCUGCUAGGUCUCAUAUUUAACACAUUGUUAUUUAACUGAAUGGUAUUUGAUUAGAUAUUAACUAGAUUCAGAAACUCACCAAAACAAUACUUUUUUUUUUUAAUUAAGUUUUUUUUAAAAUUUAAGCUUAAUAAGUUUUAAACUAUUUCAUCUUUUGGCUUGAUCAGUCUUGCUGGUUUUUGAUUGUGCACAUUUAUAAAUGAAAUGUAAACAGUUAAAUAGUUUUCCUUCUUACCCUGAGGCAUUCUGAGUGGGGCAUAUGCAAUUCACAAAUUCCCUCUAUUUCCAUCUGUUUUGAGCCACCCCUUCCACAUAAUUUUAAUUCUUCCCGGACUUAUUUCUUCUUCUUCUUCUUAUAUUUGAGGGGCCUACGAUCAAUUUGUUGAUCAUUCUGGCUCCUGGUUUAAAUUCAGAGUUUGCCUUCUCUUAGAUGGGUUGCCGUCCAAGGCUAGCGAGUCCCAUCCACCCGGGGUGCUUGGGAUGGCUUUGGUGGGGAUUGAACUCCGGACCACCGGCUUUUUGGUUUGAGACAGUUUAGACCGCUCGGCCACCCAGCACCCUGGGUGCUAUAUAUAUUUAUAUAGAUCUCUGUUGCCACGUUAAUGCCCCAGAGUCUGCCACUUUGUUAAAUAAUGCUAAUCAAUAAUUUUUGUUGUUGUCAGGCUGGAAGCUGAGAUCGUAGGCGAACCCCAACCCCGGGUCACCUGGUACAAAGACGGCAUUGAGAUCCAAGUCAAUGAACGCAUUAAGACCAUUCACGAUGAGCACAAAGCUGUCCUUAUCAUCAUUGACGUGUCACGUCAGGAUGAGGGAGAGUAUGUGCUCAAGGUUGAGAAUGAACUGGGAGAGAUCACAUGCAGGACAACUCUUAUUGUCAGAGGUAAUAUGUUUGGUCAUGUCUCCUCUGUAUGUCCAACAGGCUCAUUCAAUACAGUCAUGAAAUCUCUAUUUGAUAACUAUAUUUAUUUUAAUAGCUUCUACCUAACCUUUAUGUUUUAAAUGUUGAGGAAAUCUUUGUUGAAAAUUUUGUAUGUUAAAUGAUGAACCAAAAAAAUGUUUGUAGCCUUUUUAUUUUUAGUAAAGAAAGAAAAGAAUUGUGCUAAAAUCCAGAAACCUAUUGCUCUUGAAAUAAUAUCCAAUGUGAUAAAAAGAGGUAGAAAACAAAAAUAUUUCUAAAGAUGCAACUAAUUAAUAGGCAUCAACAUGGUAAUCCUGAUCAUUCAAAGUUAGAUCUCCUUAAUCUGUGCAAAAUUUGAUUAAAAUUGAUGUUUUCCCCACAUUUGCACUAUAAUUUUACAUCUUUUGAGCUCUGUCAUUCAUUCUUUUUACAAAGGCCGUGAGAAAGAAAUUGAAAUUCCAGGCAUGGACAUUGACCAAGUUAUGACCAUUACCAAAACAUUGACCACCAUACAACGGGAAGAACAUGUUGUACUCCAACAAGUCAAGCCUGUGUUUGUGGCACCUUUAGAGCCAGAGAUUUAUGUGAGAGAAAGAGGAAUUGCCAGGUAAACUCACUAUACUAGCUGAAAAUGGAAAAAAAAUUAAAACAGAUUUACAAAGACAUUUGUAAAAUCAACUUCUUUUAAAUGUAAUGUCUUGCUCUAACUAGGUGUUCCAAAGAUUUUUAGAUUUAAGGAGCCCAAGAAAAAAACCUGAUCCUAAAUACCGGCCUUUGUUUUACAGUUAAGAAUCAGAUGCGAAAAAAGUCUAAAAUUUCCUGAUGGAGCCUAACAAACUACGUGCAGCCUAAUGCUGUGGGACCACUGUUUGAAAACUCUGUUUUAACAAUCGAAGAUUUCUUUCAGUAUAUGUCCAGAAUACACUGUUGAUCCCCAAUAAAUUGGCUUUGUCCUUAUUAAAUCCUUUGAUUACCACCAGACUGGAGUGCCAGAUUGACUCGCACCCACCGCCUCUCGUCACCUGGUUUGUCAAUGGUAUGGAAGUGAAGCCAUCGCCUCAUUAUGAAAUUCGUUAUGAAGAUGGCAGGAGUAUCCUCCUUAUCAUUGAAGUUGGACCACUGGACACUGGAGAGUACACAUGUAAAGCUGUCUCUGAGCUUGGGGAGGCCAUUAGUUCUACCACUCUAUAUGUACAAGGUGAGUCUUCACAAUUUUAGAUAAGAGUUUUUGUUCCUGAAAUACAAAUAUACACAUCUUUAACUACAAUAAUAAUGUGGGGCUUUUGAUUGUAUGAAAUUAUUUUAUAAAAAAACAAGUGGUAUUUAUUCAUAGGAAUAUCAUCUUUUGAAAGUCUGCAUAACACAGUUCAAGGGAUUUUCUAUCAUCUGAUCCAAAUCACCUUAUUACAAGGAAAGCUAUUAACUUGACAAUGACCAUUGCAAAGAUAAAAGCUAAAAAUAGUGAUUUCUGACUUAAGAUAAAAUAAAGACCUAAUCUUAAAUGCAUCCCUUUUAAAACGUUUAGCUAACAUCAAGGUAGAGAGAGCUCACAACAUAUUAAGGUUGUUAAUCAUUUGUAAAACACUAGGCGAGGGUAAAUAGAUCAGGACAGUCUUACUGAAAUACAACAAACGGGGAGAUAUCAUGUAAAAAAACAAACGUUCUUUUUCUUUUCUCCACAGAGCCUGCUCAAGCUGAUAUCUUAAGGCCAGAAGACACGUCUUCCAUCUUGCCUUCUCCAUCACAAAUCCUCUCCCCGCCUGUGUUCCUUGACACCAUGAAAAACACAGAAGCUGUGGAUGGUCAAGAGCUUCAGCUGACCUGUCGUGUCAGUGGAACACCCAUGCCAACAGUUUCUUUCUUCCAUGACAGCAAGAACAUUGAUGACGAUGAGGAGUUUGUCAUCUCAUACAACCCUGAAACAGGAGAGGUACGUUCUGUCUUCCAGAAGCCUUGAAAACAAAUUGUUUCUAUUAACCUUGUAACUGUAGAACUUCAUUCAAUUACGAAAUUGGUCUUCAUAAUUACUGUGACGUGACAUACGUUGUCUAGGGGUCGGUCCCCUCUGUACUAGCCACAGAACAAUUUUACAAGGGUCUAGAACCCCUUUAUUUCCAGCUCCUACAGAGCUGACUCUUGCUCCAAGUAUCAACAAACAAUUCAGGGUUUCAGGUUUUCUUAUUUAUUGGCUAUGUGUGCCUAUAUGCCACUACACAAAACAGUUAAAGUUACACAAGUCCUCUUCCAUCCGUAGAAAAACUCACUGCCUUUUCACAAGACAAAAUCAUACACCAUAUCCACAGCACUCGGCACUGUUCACUCCUUAAAAACUCAACUCACACAUGUGGUUUUCCCCGACACAGCACACCGGUCAUACCUUGACCGAGAAAAAUAAAAACUCGUGGGGCACACGGGGAAAAUAAACUCACCCACGAUUGGUCAAAUUAACAUAUUAGAAGUUGACACAGAAAAAUUCAUGCGAUCUGACCGUGACAAUUACGAUUGAAAAAGACACAUUUUGAGCAGCCGUGUCUCUUUGAGACUAAUCUAAUAAAAAGAAUCUGAAAUAAACUUGAUCAAAUAAGUCUUGUCUAUGUUACAAGUAAUGUUAGAAAUGUAUCUCUUAGUUUAUUUAUUUGUACUGUCAUAUAUUUUAAAACUAUUUCUAUGCAGGUGAGCUUGAUCAUUGUGGAGGUGUUCCCUGAAGACCAGGGUCAGUACAUUUGUGUGGCCAAGAACCCUGCUGGUCAAGCCACCACCUCAGCUUAUCUUACAGUCCAGGAGGCUAAGGAGACAAGCUUGGAACUAGACAUGGAGCAACCUCAGGUAAUUUUCUUCGAAUUGGCAAUGUUUAUUAACAAAAAUGUAUAUAAACCUCUUAGAGAAAAGACCAAGACAUUCAAUUGUUUGAAAAUGUAUUUAAACCUCUUAAAAAGACAUUCCCAUGUUUGAAAAAUGUUGAAGAAAGAGUAACCAAUAUGUAAUACAUGGUUGUUCCCAACUACAAGAGAGGGUGUGCUCACCUUCAAUAAUUUACUUCAGGAUGAAGUGUUUCUUGUGGACACUUCUGCCCCACAGCAGAUUGAGUUUACCAUCAAGCCUCAGGAAGAUGGGACAAUGGAGGUUGAGCACCCUGAGGUCCAGGAAGAUUCUGUCAUUCCUGAUAUCAUAGAAAGACCAAAGGUAGCAAGAUAACCUAAUCACUAUCAUUAAAAUUUAGUCUGAACAUUUUAUUUUUAAAAAAUGUAUUUUUUAAAAAUUUGUGUCAAACUUUUAAAGACUUAUUGGGAAUGAAAUAAAAAUUGAGAUUUCAGAUUAUUGCAUCACAGUUUAAAUUUUUAAGGCAAUAGGUCAGCCUGUUAAACGGAAAUAUAAAUGAAAAUUUUCAAAGACCACACAAUGCAAUAAGAUAUCACCUAAUGAAACUCUUUAGUAAAUAAUAAUUUUGAGGUUUAUUUAAGUACAGUAAAAAUUAUGUUGCUUUUUUUCUCCACAUAGGUUGAACCAAUAGAUAAGGAAGAACCCAUGCAGGAAUCUCCCAUAUUUUCUCCCAUCCCAGACUCGGUCACGUCAGUGGCCGGGUCAUCAGACGCAUACUACACAGCACAGGAGGACGUUGAUGAGGAAAUCACUGAGGCCGCCAUCCAGCCCAAGACCAUUGAACGAGCCAAGCUGGUGGCCAUUGAGCCAGAGGAGUUAAUUUUUGAAUCUCCAGAGCGUGAGAUAUUGGUUCAGGACAUGGAGGAGGAGGAACGGGCUACACCGACUCCUCAGGAAGAGGUCAGUUGAAAGCAGACUGAAGAGCUUAGUUUAAACGUUGCAAUAAUUUCAGGGUGCCUCGCUUUUUGAGAUCUAUUAACUGUUGUUUACUGAGAUAACUGUCUUUGUAUUACUGAUAUCAAAAGAAUCUAGAGGCUAGUUUUUAAGUGCUGUAGAUUCAUAUAUAAUUGGUGUACUACAUAAUUCAUUAUUGCACAUAAACAAAAUGUUAGAAUAGAUUUUAUAUUUAAUACUAUUCUCACAGUAGGCAGUGGUUCUCAAUCCAUGCUCUGUGGAACACUGGUGCUCCUCAUAACCACUUCAGGUGUUCUGCGAAAAAAAUAAAUACACAAUUAAAAUUUGUUGAAAAAGAAAAAUCAACUCAGUUGGAAAUCAUUUUUGGAUGGGAUUGUAAUCUGCAAACGCGAAUGGCAAUUACAUUAAUUUGUCCAUUCACUGAUUGGUGUGCCUGUGCAGUUCACAUAUGGAUAAUGAGCAGUCUGAUUUGCAUUAAUUAUAUCAAUUCAAUUUUACGUGGAUAUGACAUCGGGCUGACUUGCUCAAUAUUAGUGUUACAAGACGCCGCCAAAGUUUAAAGUUGCGUGGAUAACAAACUGGUCUGUUGUGCUAAAAAAAUACAAUGUUCUUGCUUACUUAAAUACUGUCAAUAUUAGUAUGUAAAGAAACAAUGAAAAUAUUCUUACGUCGCCUGCCUAAUUAUUAUUUGCAAUGAAAAAAAUUAAAACUUUCACUAUGGCAGAGACAAGAAAGAGAAACAAACAUCGAAAUGUGCAGGAUACAAACAAGGCAAUCAUUUCUUUAAGAAUAAAAUAUUUAACAAUAUAAGAACAUUUUGAAACAAAAUUUCCAUGGUUAAACACUGAACAAUUUGAUUCGAUAAGAAAUCUGUUUGUUUCUUCUGAAUUUUUUAAAAAGUAAAAUAAUUUAAGUAAUUUUUAAAUAAAUAUGUUUGCAUCAAUCAAUAUCGGUAUAUUGGUCUUUUAUGAUAGUAACACUUUUAAACGGGUGGCUAACACUAAACACUAUUUUUUUGGGCUGAAAAUUUUUACAAUAAAACAUAAGCUUUAAGCAGGGGCAGCCAACCUUUUUGGAAUCAAGCGUGCCAUAUGUUUAUGAAAAUAACAAUACUGUAUCGUUAGUGUUCAGCGCAAAAAAUAAAAUAAAUCAGAGUUUAGUGUUCCCCGACUUCCAAAAGCUUGAGAACAACUUCCUUCAAAUAUUAAAAUAGACCACUCGGCUUAGCCUUCAAUGUUAACAACUUUCUCACUUGCCAGGUUGUUGAAGAAACUGUAGAAAAAGUGACUCAGGUGAAAGAGAUUGAGAUCCCAGUGCCCAAGGAGCAAGAAACAUUUGAGGUUGUCCUCCAGGAGGACACUACCACUGAGGAAAUUACCACCACAACUGAAGAAUUCACAUUUGUUGUCCAGGAAACUCCAGUGGAACAAAUUCAGGAAGUCAAACCCGAGGAUCCAGUUGAGGUAGAUGGUUUUUUUCACACAUUCCUUAUUUUCUCACAGAUCAUCUCAGUGUGAAACUGAGAAGGGGAGUAAAAAAUUGGUUUAAAUUAUAAUGGUUUUAAAAUAAAAUAAUUCAAAGAUCUGAAAAACUCUUGAAAUAUUUGAUCUUUAAACAGAUGAAGUAUGUUAUAUGUGUGGUCUUACCUUCUUCUACACAAAUUUGAAUUGCAUAGCUACAAUGGAAAUAAAGUUCCUUUCUUUUUUUUUUUUAUUAUUACUGGGAGUUGAUCCCUUGCACCUAAUUCUUUUUGAAAUAAUCCUAUUUUAUUGACUUAUUUGGGCUUGAUUUAAAAAUCUUUUUUAAGCUUAAUGUAAUUUUUAGAAUAAGAGACAAUUUAAGCUUGACCGCUUACAUCUCAAUGACCAACCUGUGGUUAAAGUCCACUAGUUUUAUCUGGAAUUAAAAACAUUUUGUCAUCAGCAAGUUUGCACACUAAAUGUUUCUUCCUCUUCUUGCAGGCAUUCAAAAUUGAUGUGGAUGUGACAGACACAGGCAUUCCUACACCCCCUGAUGCUGGUCCAAUGGAAGAAUCCACUGUAGAGGCUGUCUUUGGUACCAUUACCGAAGUGCAGGACCUAGAGCAACCACCACAGCAGAUGAUACCUGAGCAGGCACCAGAUGAAAUUUCCCCCGAAUUUGUGGAGAUGCUACAACCUCAGGUAAAAUCAGAGGCGUCAUGUAAUGUCUCAAUAGUUUACAUGCUGUUAUGUAAACUAUGUAGCAUUAAUUGUUAUUUGUUAACCUUGUGAUAUCAGUGUCUAUUAUAAUUUCAUGAUAAUGUGAAGGAGGACACGUAUACUUUUCUCACUGUUUGCUUUCUUUUUCCUCACAAUAGAGUGUCAGUUUUAUUGCUCCAAAAUCAUGAAUUCACAAUAACUACUUAUUACUGUGAUAGGCAUUUAUUUUUCCUAUAAAUCCGUCAGGUGGUCCAUGAUGGUGACAGUUUAGUUAUGACCUGUCGACUGAUAGGCUCCCCAACUCCUGUGGUCACAUGGUACAAAAACACCACUGAAAUCACCCCUGGGCCAGACAUUCGAUUGUAUUUUGAGCCUGAUACUGGCGUCUGCACCAUUGAGGUCGCAGAAGUCUUUCCAGAUGAUGCUGGAGAAAUUACAUGUCGUGCCCGCAAUCAGUUUGGUGAAGCUAUGACAUCAGCUACUCUUGUCAUUCAAGGUUAGUUAGUCGGAAUAUUGUUGUUUUUUUGUUUUUUUUCCACAUUAAAUCUCUUUUAUGGAUAACUCUCUUAUCGUUGAAAACAGCUUUUAGAAAUUUAAGCAAUUUACAUUUAGUAGUGCAUUAUAUUCUCUUAUUGUCUACAGAAACAGAAGAAUCAGAAAUCACCACAUCAGAAGAGACCAGCACCACAGAGACCAUAACAACCACAACCACCACUUUCCGCAUAGAGGAGGACAAAGACCUGGACACUGAGGUCAAGGUUGUUGAUGAGAAACAUGUGACAACCCUGGAAAUCUCCCCCAGGUUCAGCAAGCCCCUCCUGCCCUCAAUGCAAGUUGAUGAAGGAGGAACAGUAAGGUGAGAGCACCAUUAUGUCUGCAUUGAUGAGAUUUGGCAUGAGUGAUGUUAUGCUAUUGUUGGGUACCGUCUUACCCCAGUGCGAGUGAAAAGAUUAAAUUCAUUCAUUCAAUAUGCUUUCUGCUGCUUGAGCCUGAUAAAUGGGACUUCUAUCUAAUAGCUGUUUCUUUGGUAGCUGUCUGCAGAAAUGUGUUUCGAAUCUGCAGAUCUUUUUCUAUUGCUCUGUGCAAGAUUUCUUAGGUCUUCAAGAAUAUUGUUUUCACUUGGAUGUGAAAUGUUUCAGCCCUAAAAUGACAUGGCUAGGUGUUAGCCUUCCAAGGCCCGUUUGUGUUAUUUUGUUCUGAGAAUACGUUGGCUCUUUUUAGCUGCUCAUAUUAUUGACCUCACGAUGUCAGCUCCAUCAGCAGGACAUCUAAGUAAAGCCUGUAGCCAACAAGUAAUAGGAUUUCAAUAAAACUCUUUUUAGCAAUUUUUGAAAGUUCCUUCCUAAAUUUUAAUUAUACUUCGAUCAUAUUAUUAAAGUCUACAAAAAACAUCUAGAGGUAUCUCAUAAAAACUCAAGGACAUUAAAUAAGGAAACAGAAUCCAUUGUCUUUUUUUUUUUCCUUUACUAAUUUUACAUUGUUUCUCUAGACUUGAGGUUGAAGUUGAUGCACUCCCAGAGGCUACCAUCAGAUGGUACAAAAAUGAAGUCCAAAUCACACCCACCCAGCGUGUGGAGGUCACCAGGGAAAAGAAAACUCAUAUUCUCAUCAUAAUGGAUGUCCGUCCGGAGGACUCUGGAGAUUACAUCUGCGAGGCUGAGAAUGUUCUGGGCAGAACUGUUUGUAAAACAACCCUCACUGUCAAUCGUAAGUAGUCACACACACUUUUUUACCCCACACUUGUAUAUUUUUAUAGGCUAAAAUUAAAGACAAAUUUUCAUUUAAAUGAAAUGAUUCAUGAUGUUGAUUUUAAAAUUGAAAAAAAUUUCAUAACGAAGGAAAAAAAAUUCUACAAUUGAAAUAUCAUUUUAACACCAUUUGUUUGCACCACCUUUUGUUGACACGACAGUUGGUUAACACCACCAUUUUGUUUACACCACCAUUAGUUUAAUCCAGCAUUUGUUUAUGCCAACAUUUGCUUACACCAACAAUGUUUACACCACCAUUUGUUUACACCUCUAUUUGUUUACACAACCUACACAGCAAUCCAACGUAUGGAGAUUGAGAUAGAACCCGAUCAAAUGCCCAAAGAACAAGAAACCAAGCCAAAAGAGGAGUAUCUGUCUGAAACUCCCAGACCAGAAGAGAAGACCCCAUCUCAAACACCACAAGAGACAACUGCACCCGAGGAAACAGUAGAGGGACAAGCUCCCGUGUUCACAGAGAUUCUCAAGCCGCUGACUGUGAAGGACACAGAGAAAGUGGUUUUACGAGUCAGGUUCACAGGUGUGCCGACACCAACAAUCACCUGGUACUUUGACGGCAGCCCAAUCAAGCCCAGCACAGACUUUCAGAUAACAAUAGAUCUCCAGCGAGGGGAGAGCACUCUGAUUAUAGUAGAGGUAUUCCCCGAAGAUGAGGGUGAAUACACCUGUGUGGCUGUCAAUGACUUUGGAGAGUCCAUCACUACCUGCCGUCUAACAGUCAUCAGUGAGUAUGAUGUUUCAUUGAACUAAAUCAACUGGAUUUUAAAUGUUUGAAAUCUUUUUUGGAUUACACUAAAUGAGAAGUUGGUAGGGGAGAUAAAAAUGAACUGUAGCUAAUUUUAUACUUUGAUAUAGAACCAUAUAGAAGAGCUGGGAUCAAAAUUUAAAUAAAGAAACUUAUGAAAAUAGUUUGGUUUUAAAAUUGUUCUUCUUUACUCUAUCAGCUGUGUUCAAUUAUCUUUCACACUCUGAAGGAAAAAGUAUCUAGAUAUUAUCUUGUUAAGUAAGAACUGUAAGACGUUAAUUUGAAUCAUUUAUUGAAUAACAAAUCAAUGAGUCAUACACCUUACCAAGCUAUUGUUCCUGUAAACAGGUGAAGAAACUAUUGUGACAGAUGAAAUCCACAAGGAGAUGAUUGUCAUAGAUCACACCAGUGAUGAAGUUAUGGAAGGACCAGAGGAAACCAAAGUCAGAGAAGUUAUUGAAUACCAGGCACCGGCCCAACUCAAGCCUCAAACCCAGAGCUUUGAGAUCCACAUUGGGGUUCCUGUCCAGCCGGUGACAACCUCCACCACUGUCAUCUCAGAGACUUCAACCUACACCCAAGUGACCAAAGAGUUUAUUGAAGAAGUUCCCACUGUCAAAGAAGGUGCCUCCAGCCUCCAGACCACUACUAUCAGUAUGAGGAAAGAUGAGGAACUUGUCCCAGUAGAGCUGAGGAUUCAGGUCCCUGUCCAACCUUCAGGAGAGUUUCUGGACCACUACACUGAGGCAACACGCACAGUCACUCAGGAGAUCAAGUCCAUCCCCAUUUUUGAUACAUCUCUGCCCCAAGAGACCCACACUGAGACCAUUCAGAUAACUCAGCAGCAGCCAGAGCAUAUUGAAAUCCCAACAGUUUCUAGCACCACCACCACACAAAUAACAACACAAAUGGAAGCCACAAGGGCUUCAGCUCAAAGGAUUGAGGUUGAAAUACAUGAAACCACACUUCAAAGGGAACCACAACAGCAGGAAUUUCAGAUUUCCAUCGGAAAGGUCAGCCGGGCAGACAUAGAGAUCCCUGAAGUGAAAGGGACCCAAGCACCAAGGCCCACCGAAGAAAAAAUCAUAGAAAUUAGAAAGACCAUCACCAGAGAAACUAGAGUGAUUGAGAUUAAAAGGCCACAAGAAACACAGAAAGAAGAAAUCAAAAUGACAUUUGCUGUUUCAGGGCCCCAGCCAGAAGAAAUAAUACCCAUUCAAGACAUAGAGCUGAAAAAAUCAACCGAGGAGGUCAUUGAAACUCAACAAGCCGCUGUGGAUCUGACCAUUAUUUCAACCGAGGUGGAGAUUUCUAAGGAAAAGCCAGAAACAGAUGAGGCAGAGGUUGACAUGGAUGAGACUGAAGUCAAGGCUCCAUUUGAAGAAGUCAUUGAGACGGAAAGGGAAUCCAUCGAGAUGACAAUCACAACCACAGAAGUUGAAGAAAUCUCUGAGGACAAGAUGGAAGUCACGGAGGAAGAGAUUAAAGUGGAUCAGCCUGAGGUCCCUGUUGAAGAGGUUGUAGAGACUGUGACCGAGUCCACAGAGAUCAGCAUUGUACCCACAGGAGUAGAAACUGUUGCCAUUCAAGAGAAGCCAGAGAGUGCUGAGACAUUUGAAACAACCAUUGUAGUUGAUCAGACAACAAGCGUGACCUCUGAAGUGGACACAGCGGAGAUUGAGAUGGUGAUUCAGAUCCCAUCAGAAGUUGAAGUGGCCACUGAAGACAAACCUCAAGAGGUGGACAGACCCAUCGAUGAGACUGUCACGGAAACUACAGAGACGCUAGUUGUGUCUACAACAGAUUUGGAAACCGAGAAUGUUCCUGGGGAGCUCUCACAAGUUGAAUUUAUCAUCGAGGGAAAACAAGAAGAGCUUGUGGAGAGUAGACCUUCCGAGGUCGACACAGUUGUAGUAGGAGAAGAGACAACUUUGGUCCUGGAAACUCAGCAACCUUUGGUAGAGGAAGUAUCACAGGUCAAACCACUGGAAGAGGACAUCAUACAAGAAUCAACUUUGACCAUUGAUUUUGCCAAGCCUGAAGUCACCCAGACCUCUGAUGUCAGCUCAGAAGAAGUCACUUUUGAGGUCCAGAUGACAGAGGAAGCAGGCAUCAAGCCAACUGUCAUCGACACCGAAACUCAACAAAUAGAAACUACAGAAACUGAAGAGGUUUUGGAGCUUCACAAGGAAGAAAUAGAGUUUCAGAUCAAAGGAAAACCAAAACAAGCUGAGGAGGUUCAGUUUUCUAUUCAGCUUCAGCCAGAGCUGCCUGCUGAGAGAAUUGAGGUGGAAAUUCCUCAAGAAGUCCAGGAAUCAGAGAAAUUUGUUUCAGAUAUUGAAAUGACCAAAGAGGAAAGUGUAGUUGUGCCUGAAACCCACAGGGAAGAGCUCAGUUUUCAGAUCCAGGGCAAACCACAAGAGUUAGAAGAAAUGGCCAUCACUCUCCAGGUCAGAGAAGAUAAACCAGAAGAGAAUAUUCAGACCUUGUUAACAGAACAGGUAAAUUUUGAAGCUGUUUCAAAAUGAAUGCACAUAAAAAUCCUUGUUAUUUUUAGACACUUUAGAAUUUUGCUUUUACAAUUCUUUAAGCUUUUGUAUCUAACAGAAUUAGAUGAAGUUUUUAUAAUAAUUUCUGAGAUGGCACAUCCUGACCAAAAGCUGCUAUUUAACUGAGUGAUGUGGAGUUUGAUCAAAUACAAAAUGAUCUGAGACUCAAUGCUUUUAAAUUUCAGGCUUUACUUUUUGUAAGUGAUCUGCAAGGCAGAGCUCCAGAGUUUACCUGGGGCCUUAUGUCUCUUAAGGUUAUGGAUGGAGAGGAGGUGAAAUUUAGAUGUGAGGUAAGAAAAAAUUGUGGACAUCAUCAUUAAAUUAUUUAUCAGAGUUUCAUCUUUAUCUCUCUGUCCAUUAUGAUAAAUAGUCCAUUCUUAUAACUUUGUCGGUCAAUUAUGAUAAAUAGUCCUUACUAAUAACUCUGUUGGUCCAUUAUGAUAAAUAGUCCAUACUGAUAUCUCUGUUGGUCCAUUAUGAUAAAUAGUCCGUACUGAUAACUCUGUUGGUCCAUUAUGAUAAAUAGUCAAUACUGAUAACUCUGUUGGUCCAUUAUGAUACAUAGUCCAUACUGAUAACUAUGUUGGUCCAUUAUGAUACAUAGUCCAUACUGAUAACUCUGUUGGUCCAUUAUGAUACAUAGUCCAUACUGAUAACUCUGUUGGUCCAUUAUGAUAAAUAGUCCAUACUGAUAACUCUGUUGGUCCAUUAUGAUACAUAGUCCAUACUGAUAACUAUGUUGGUCCAUUAUGAUACAUAGUCCAUACUGAUAACUAUGUUGGUCCAUUAUGAUACAUAGUCCAUACUGAUAACUCUGUUGGUCCAUUAUGAUACAUAGUCCAUACUGAUAACUCUGUUGGUCCAUAAUGAUAAAAGUCCAUACUGAUAACUCUGUUGGUCCAUUUAGGAAAACAUCAUUAACGUUGAUUUAUGCCUGAUAAAAACAUUACUCAGUUUACAGCAACUGUUUGUCAUGAGUAUGGUGAACUUAAUGUCUGUCAUAGUCUAAUGAAAUACAAUAAAGUGUAUUAGAGUUAAAGCCAGGAAAUUCACAUCUUUUCAUUUGUCUGUUCUUGAGUCUUACAUCAAUGUAUUAAAAAGAGUGUAUUAAAAAGAGCAUUCAGUGUGAAAAAAGUGCACAUGACCUCAACUUAUUAACUUUGAUGCAGGUCAUUGGUGAACCCAUGCCAGAGAUAUCCUGGUACCAUGAUGACAAAAUCAUUACAGAAAACCAAGAUUUCAAUUUAACCUACGAUGUGGAGAGCGGGGCUUGUACGCUCCUCAUCGCUGAGGUUUUCCCCCAGGAUGCAGGAGAGUACAAGUGUGUAGCCAUAAACCCCUUCGGUGAAGCUGUCACAAGAGCAUAUCUAGAAGUGGAAUGUAAGUUGGCAGUAUUUCUUUUGCAUAAAAGGCGUACCGGUGGCUUAUGUAUUUCCUUUCCUUUAAAAGUUUAAGAAAAAUAUAUAGCGUAAGUAAAAAAUAAAUGAAUAAAAAAUGAAUUUGUUAUUUGAAAAAGUAAAUGUGUUUUUGCUAAAUUUUAAGAACAUUAAACAAACCGUUAUAAAGCUUUUAAUGGAUUGCAAUACAUAAACAUUAGUCUCUUGUUUAAGGCUCAUAUUUUAGAAAUAGAGACGGUCGAACACCUGCCAACUACCCAUAAAUGAAUUUAUUUAAUGAGGGUUGGGUGAGAAUAUGAGUUAAUAGUGAGACAUAAUCGUCUCCCACUUUUAUUUUUCAGCUUAUGAAUACAUGGCAGAUACUGAGGAGGCAUCUGAUUCCAUGAUGUCCUCUCUCGAACCUUCUUCCCCUAAGCCAACACCAGCUGACUCUGACACUGAGGUUGUCUCUCAUUCAAAGGAAUUUGUGGAAGAGGUUCAAAAAUUACAGGAGAAGUUUAAUGAGCUGACUGAAGGGGAAUAUGAAGCCCCAAGAGAGGAAUACUUUGAGACUCACCAAGCCCCUGAUACUGAAGUUGAACAGCCUGCCGAGUUGGAGCAGGUCAAUGAAAUUGUUGAAGAAGUGUCAGAUACUCUUGUUGAGGUCCAUGAAUCAGUUCCCACAACUGAAGAAGCUCUGGUUGAAGACACACAUUAUCAGGCUGAAGCACUUGUUGCUCAGCAGGAGGCUGAAAGUGCUGUGGAAACAGACACGACAAUGUCACUUGAUAAUGUAACUGAGCAACAUGAGAUCCCAGAACUUUCAGUAACAAAUCAAGAAGAAAAAACAAAGUAUGAGGUUAAUGUUGUUGAAGAAAUAAUCUCUCAGCCUGAAGUUACUGAUGUUACAGAGGCAACAUCUGAAGAUGUCCAACCUUCUGAAAUAACAGUACAGUUUGAGAAACCCUCUGAAGAACAACCAGACACAUACAAAACUGAAUUUGUUCAGGAAAUCAUUUCUCAAUCUGAGGUUACUGAUGUUACAGGGGAAACAUCUGAAGAUGUCCAACCUUCUGAAAUUACUGUACAAUUUGAGAAGCCCUCUGAAGAACAACCAGACACUUACAAAACUGAAUUUAUUGAAGAAAUCAUUUCUCAGCCUGAAGUUACUGAUGUUACAGAGGCAACAUCUGAAGAUGUCCAACCUUCUGAAAUUACUAUACAGUUUGAGAAACCCUCUGAAGAACAACCAGAUACAUACAAAACUGAAUUUGUUCAGGAAAUAAUUUCUCAAUCUGAGGUUACUGAUGUUACAGAGGAAACAUCUGAAGAUGUCCAACCUUCUGAAAUUACUGUACAAUUUGAGAAACCCUCUGAAGAACAACCAGACACAUACAAAACUGAAUUUGUUCAGGAAAUCAUUUCUCAAUCUGAGGCUACUGAUGUUACAGAGGAAACAUCUGAAGAUGUCCAACCUUCUGAAAUUACUGUACAAUUUGAGAAACCCUCUGAAGAACAACCAGACACAUACAAAACUGAAUUUGUUCAGGAAAUCAUUUCUCAAUCUGAGGUUACUGAUGUUACAGAGGAAACAUCUGAAGAUGUCCAACCUUCUGAAAUUACUGUACAAUUUGAGAAACCCUCUGAAGAACAACCAGACACAUACAAAACUGAAUUUGUUCAGGAAAUCAUUUCUCAAUCUGAGGUUACUGAUGUUACAGAGGAAACAUCUGAAGAUGUCCAACCUUCUGAAAUUACUGUACAAUUUGAGAAACCCGCUGAAGAACAACCAGACACAUACAAAACUGAAUUUGUUCAGGAAAUAAUUUCUCAACCUGAGGUUACUGAUGUUACUGAGGAAACAUCUGAAGAUGUCCAACCUUCUGAAAUAACUGUACAGUUUGAGAAACCCUCUGAAGACCAACCAGACACAUACAAAACUGAAUUUGUUCAGGAAAUCAUUUCUCAAGCUGAGGUUACUGAUGUUACAGAGGAAACAUCUGAAGAUGUCCAACCUUCUGAAAUUACUGUACAAUUUGAGAAACCCUCUGAAGAACAACCGGACAUAUACAAAACUGAAUUUAUUGAAGAAAUAAUUUCUCAGCCUGAAGUUACUGAUGUUUCUGAGGAAAUAUCUGAAGAUGUCCAACCUUCUGAAAUAACUGUACAGUUUGAGAAACCCUCUGAAGAACAACCAGAUACAUACAAAACUGAAUUUGUUGAAGAAAUAAUUUCUCAGCCUGAAGUUACUGAUGUAACAGAGGCAACAUCUGAAGAUGUCCAACCUUCUGAAAUUACUGUACAGUUUGAGAAACCCUCUGAAGAACAAACAGACACAUACAAAACUGAAUUUGUUCAGGAAAUCAUUUCUCAAUCUGAGGUUACUGAUGUUACAGAGGAAACAUCUGAAGAUGUCCAACCUUCUGAAAUAACUGCACAAUUUGAGAAACCCUCUGAAGAACAACCAGACACAUACAAAACUGAAUUUGUUCAGGAAAUAAUUUCUCAAUCUGAGGUUACUGAUGUUACAGAGGAAACAACUGAAGAUGUCCAACCCUCUGAAAUUACUGUACAAUUUGAGAAGCCCUCUGAAGAACAACCAGACACAUACAAAACUGAAUUUAUUGAAGAAAUCAUUUCUCAGCCUGAAGUUACUGAUGUUACAGAGGCAACAUCUGAAGAUGUCCAACCUUCUGAAAUUACUGUACAGUUUGAGAAACCCUCUGAAGAACAACCAGAUACAUACAAAACUGAAUUUGUUCAGGAAAUAAUUUCUCAAUCUGAGGUUGCUGAUGUUACAGAGGAAACAUCUGAAGAUGUCCAACCUUCUGAAAUUACUGUACAGUUUGAGAAACCCUCUGAAGAACAACCAGACACUUACAAAACUGAAUUUGUUGAAGAAAUAAUUUCUCAGCCUGAAGUUACUGAUGUUACAGAGGCAACAUCUGAAGAUGUCCAACCUUCUGAAAUUACUAUACAGUUUGAGAAACCCUCUGAAGAACAACCAGAUACAUACAAAACUGAAUUUGUUCAGGAAAUAAUUUCUCAAUCUGAGGUUACUGAUGUUACAGAGGAAACAUCUGAAGAUGUCCAACCUUCUGAAAUAACUGUACAGUUUGAGAAACCCUCUGAAGAACAACCAGACACAUACAAAACUGAAUUUGUUCAGGAAAUCAUUUCUCAAUCUGAGGUUACUGAUGUUACUGAGGAAACAUCUGAAGAUAUCCAACAUUCUGAAAUUACUGUACAGUUUGAGAAACCCUCUGAAGAACAACCAGACACAUACAAAACUGAAUUUGUUGAAGAAAUAAUUUCUCAAUCUGAGGUUACUGAUGUUACAGAGGAAACAUCUGAAGAUGUCCAACCUUCUGAAAUUACUGUACAAUUUGAGAAGCCCUCUGAAGAACAACCAGACACUUACAAAACUGAAUUUAUUGAAGAAAUAAUUUCUCAGCCUGAAGUUACUGAUGUUACUGGGGAAACAUCUGAGGAUGUCCAACCUUCUGAAAUAACUGUACAGUUUGAGAAACCCUCUGAAGAACAACCACACACUUACAAAACUGAAUUUGUUCAGGAAAUCAUUUCUCAGCCUGAAGUUACUGAUGUUUCUGAGGAAACACCUGAAGAUGUCCAACCUUCUGAAAUAACUGUACAGUUUGAGAAACCCUCUGAAGACCAACCAGACACUUACAAAACUGAAUUUGUUCAGGAAAUAAUUUCUCAGCCUGAAGUUACUGAUGUUUCUGAGGAAAUAUCUGAAGAUGUCCAACCUUCUGAAAUUACUGUACAGUUUGAGAAACCCUCUGAAGAACAACCAGACACAUACAAAACUGAAUUUGUACAGGAAAUCAUUUCUCAAUCUGAGGUUAUUGAUGUUACAGAGGAAACAUCUGAAGAUGUCCAACCUUCUGAAAUUACUGUACAAUUUGAGAAGCCCUCUGAAGAACAACCAGACACUUACAAAACUGAAUUUAUUGAAGAAAUAAUUUCUCAGCCUGAGGUUACUGAUGUUACAGUGGCAACAUCUGAAGAUGUCCAACCUUCUGAAAUUACUGUACAGUUUGAGAAACCCUCUGAAGAACAACCAGACACAUACAAAACUGAAUUUGUUCAGGAAAUCAUUUCUCAAUCUGAGGUUACUGAUGUUACAGAGGAAACAUCUGAAGAUGUCCAACCUUCUGAAAUUACUGUACAAUUUGAGAAACCCUCUGAAGAACAACCAGACACAUACAAAACUGAAUUUGUUCAGGAAAUCAUUUCUCAAUCUGAGGUUACUGAUGUUACAGAGGAAACAUCUGAAGAUGUCCAACCUUCUGAAAUUACUGUACAAUUUGAGAAACCCGCUGAAGAACAACCAGACACAUACAAAACUGAAUUUGUUCAGGAAAUAAUUUCUCAAUCUGAGGUUACUGAUGUUACUGAGGAAACAUCUGAAGAUGUCCAACCUUCUGAAAUAACUGUACAGUUUGAGAAACCCUCUGAAGAACAAACAGACACAUACAAAACUGAAUUUGUUCAGGAAAUCAUUUCUCAAUCUGAGGUUACUUAUGUUACAGAGGAAACAUCUGAAGAUGUCCAACCUUCUGAAAUUACUGUACAAUUUGAGAAACGCGCUGAAGAACAACCAGACACAUACAAAACUGAAUUUGUUCAGGAAAUCAUUUCUCAAUCUGAGGUUACUGAUGUUACAGAGGAAACAUCUGAAGAUGUCCAACCUUCUGAAAUUACUGUACAGUUUGAGAAACCCGCUGAAGAACAACCAGACACAUACAAAACUGAAUUUGUUCAGGAAAUCAUUUCUCAAUCUGAAGUUACUGAUGUUACAGAGGAAACAUCUGAAGAUGUCCAACCUUCUGAAAUUACUGUACAAUUUGAGAAGCCCUCUGAAGAACAACCAGACACAUACAAAACUGAAUUUAUUGAAGAAAUCAUUUCUCAGCCUGAAGUUACUGAUGUUACAGAGGCAACAUCUGAAGAUGUCCAACCUUCUGAAAUUACUGUACAGUUUGAGAAGCCCUCUGAAGAACAACCAGACACUUACAAAACUGAAUUUAUUGAAGAAACAAUUUCUCAGCCUGAAGUUACUGAUGUUACAGAGGCAACAUCUGAAGAUGUCCAACCUUCUGAAAUUACUGUACAGUUUGAGAAACCUUUUGAAGAACAACCAGACACAUACAACACUGAAUUUGUUCAGGAAAUAAUUUCUCAAUCUGAGGUUACUGAUGUUACUGAGGAAACAUCUGAAGAUGUCCAACCUUCUGAAAUAACUGUACAGUUUGAGAAACCCUCUGAAGAACAACCAGACACAUACAAAACUGAAUUUGUUCAGGAAAUCAUUUCUCAAUCUGAGGUUACUGAUGUUACAGAGGAAACAUCUGAAGAUGUCCAACCUUCUGAAAUUACUGUACAAUUUGAGAAACCCUCUGAAGAACAACCAGACACAUACAAAACUGAAUUUGUUCAGGAAAUCAUUUCUCAAUCUGAGGUUACUGAUGUUACAGAGGAAACAUCUGAAGAUGUCCAACCUUCUGAAAUUACUGUACAAUUUGAGAAGCCCUCUGAAGAACAACCAGACACUUACAAAACUGAAUUUAUUGAAGAAAUAAUUACUCAGCCUGAAGUUACUGAUGUUACAGAGGCAACAUCUGAAGAUGUCCAACCUUCCGAAAUUACUGUACAUUUUGAGAAACCCUCUGAAGAGCAUCCAGACACAUACAAAACUGAAUUUGUUCAGGAAAUCAUUUCUCAAUCUGAAGUUACUGAUGUAUCCAUUGAAAUUUUACAGGAUACAAAAGAAAGAGAGGUGUCUUUGGAAUUUAAGACCACAGUUGUUUCAAAACCUGUGGAAACAAUUAGUGAUGUUUCUUUUGAGAUUUCUCAAGAGCCUCUAGUUCAAGACAUUGACCAGCUUGAUAGUACUGAGGCCAAAGUGGUUUUAGAAGAAUUUGCAGAAGAGUUAGCAAAGAAAGUAAUAGCUGAUUUGCAAGAAAUUGAGCCCAAAGAGGUGGAUAUUUUCCCAGAGGAAGUUCCAAAAGUAGAAGAGGAACAACCAGAAGUUCCUGAAGAGGUUAGUGUUUAAAAAUAUAAAGUAUCUAAAGCACCGUUUUUUAUUUGACCAGGCCUUAAAAAAGUUUUUUUUGUAAAAUCUCUUUAACCGAAAUUAUUUAAUUGUUAUGAACAAAUUGAAAUAGCCGGUGAAAAGUAAAAUUAUAAAAUUAUAACUUUCUGAGAAAUACAUUGACAUACUUUACUGCAAUUAUUAAUACCUACUGGUAAGUCAAUUUCAUGGAGUAAUGCCGCUUGUUUUGUGUCUCCUUAUUGAUCAAAUUCUCACACUUUGAUUAGGCAUUUUUCUUUUGAUUAAUAAUUACAUGAAAAUUUUGAAGAUAGAAACAAUAUUGCAACAUUGAGGUUUUUGGAACAGGUGGAGCAUCCAGAAGCCCCAAGAUUCAUUACAACACUGUCAGACAUUACCAUCAUGGAAAACACACCCAUGGUCCUGGAGGUCAACUACACAGGCUUCCCCAUGCCUAAAGUGACCUGGUUUGUGGAUGAUGAGGAAAUUAUUCCUGCUGAUGACCUUGACAUUGUGACUGAGACUAACAGGACUGUCUUGACAAUAUCUGAAGUGUACUCUGAUGACGAGGGCGAAUACAAGGUGGAGCUCACCAAUGAUGUCGGCCGAUGUACUAGCACCGCCUACAUCACAGUUAUAUGUAAGUACACCAACAAUUUCUUUUUUAUUUCCCCACUCAGUGUUGUCACAGCUUGGUUUAUAGACAUAUAGAACUAUGCUGCGCUAACAAAUUAAAUGAGGCAACACAAAGUUUAUAGUUAAAAAUAAUAUCAAACUUAUUUUCAGUUAUAACAUACUUGUCAAUAUCCACAAAAAAAAUUGAUUUCCAUGGCAGUGAAUGCUCUAGAACAGUGGUUCCCAAUCUUUUUGAAUCGUUGGGCCCUUUUUAGAGUUAAUUUUUAUGGGGGAGCCCCUUAGCCUUGUCUAUAUCUUAUAUUGAAUUAAGAAUUUACUGGAGCCCUCAGACUUGCACUGUUAUAGAAUGUGCCAAUGAAUGUGUUUAUUUUUCCCUGUUCUGCUUAAACUAAAGCAAUGUAGAUUUCAUGAAUGCCAGAGUGAAAGAAGUAUUCUUCUAAGGUGUUGAUUUGGAAUUUUUUGCAAAGCUUCAAGCUGGUUUUAUUUGAAUCACUUUUUCACUUUCAAAUCUUGAAAUGCACUUGGGCUGAACACUUCAGUGCUUAUGUACAACUUUUUUUUCCCCUCAUCUCAAGCACCAUCAGUUUUUCCACACAUAAGGAUUGCUGAGCUGUUCACACAACUAUAAUGAAUUCUUGUUUGAUUUUGCUUUUGCACAUAUUUUCUUUACACAUGGAGAUACCUGUUCAAUUAUUAUUAUUUUUAUUAUUUUUAAAUAAUCCAUGAAAAUUUCAUCAAACUAUCACCAUUUCACUUGGCAGCUUUGUUUCAUGAAAUGCUGCAAAUUUUUAGAUGUGCUUUCCCAUCGCGAAUGUUGGUGUUGUAUGCUUCGAUCAGCUGCGGUAUGUUAUCUCCGUUCCGGCGCCAUUUCGUUUCUCGCCUUUAAAAAUAAAAUGACAAGACACUCGCAAAAAAAAGAAAGGUGAAUUAUUAUUAUUUUUUUUUUUUUGCUUUCAAAUUCCUGUCCCUGUCUUGUCAACUUUUUGACAUUAUAAUUGCUUAUGGUGCCUAGUGUAAUCCUUGUUCCUAGACCUGACCUUAAAGAGGUAAUACUUGCUUUUGCCAUUAAUUUUAUUCUAAUCAAGUUAUAAUCAAUUAACAUUUAGUCCUCCCAAAGACAAUGUGUAUGCUCAUCCUUUGACCACAACAUCAAAGCAAAAUUCUGCAAGGCCUUAUAUCAUAAUACACCCUUUGACCUAAGCCAAAAGCUCAACUUUUGCCAGAAGGGUAUAGCAUUCUAUAUAUUAAGAGAAAAACCUCUUGAACAUCUCUUGAUAUAAAGAAUGUAGGUAAAAAUCACUUGCAUAAAGAAAUUGACUGUGGUCUAUGUAAUUAAUAGUUGUAUCCAUUAUCUACUUACCCUUUUUACCUCCUCCUUGCUAGUGCCUCUUAAUUAAAAGUAAAUGGCAAGUAUAGACAAAUUUAUGAAGUUUUCAAAAUGUAAAUGUAUUCAUUAAUUUGUUUUAAAAGUUGAUUCAAUCAGGCUAACAAAUGAGACCAAAGUUUCAAAAAAUGAAUGUUUAAAAUUAUUCAUCUUGCAUGUAAAAUAUUACUUGCUGGUAAGGAGUUGCAUAAAUAAUAUUAUAUUAAUUUAUUACUUUAGAGCUAAAAUGCAACAAUGUAUAACACAUAUAUUCAUUUACCAAUAGAAAGCAGUUACAUGGUCAUUAAUGUUAAAUGUGAACUUCAUUUAUCAAUUAUUAUGAACAUGUUGAAAGAAUAGAACAAUAAACUUUUAAUAUGGAGUGCAUUCUUUUUGCAGUCAGAUUAAUAUGAUUUUAAAACUAAUUUUUAGGCCUAUAUUAAAGGCCAAACAAUCUUUUUAAAUAAUUAAAAGAUCAAAGUUAUUAUUGAGUGUCUCAUCUGUAAACUUUCAAAGUUAUUUUGAUUUUUAGUGAAUUUUAAAAAAAACUGACUUGUUAUAAAAAAAAUAUUUAAAUUUAGAGGCUACAAAUCAAUUUCAUUUAAUUAAAUAAGGUAUUAAAAGAAUAUGUUGACCAUGUAAUUGAUGUUCUCCUGUGCCAGGGUUGUUUUCAUUGUAAGAUUCAGGCAGAUUCAGAUUCUAUUGAUCUGUCAGAGAAGUUUUCUUAUUUUUAUGAAAAUUGUAUCACCAGUUGUCCUUCUUAACUGUGUCUUCUUAGCCCAUUGGAUAAGGCAACCCUGGCAAGCAUGAAAAUAUAUUCCAAGUUAACAAUUACUCAGUAAUGACAUACCAUUUAUUAAUGAGUCUCUUUUUAUUUUUUAAUUGUCCAAGUCGGGGAAAUGAAUGUUCUUGUAAUAUUUCACACAAGAUUUCUUGUUUUAGAUCAUGCUAGAUUCCUAGUAUUGCAGUAUGCGCCAAAAGUAGCAGUACUGAAACUGCAUGCAUGCUUGCAUUUGUCAACUGUGCAUAGCUUCAGCCGCCUUGUGUUCCCUGAGGUGUCAAGAAAGUUGGAAAUGUGUGUCUCUAUGGAGGAAAACAAUGUCAAAUUUGACCAUCAUUUUCACUCAUACAUUAGCGAUUAAAUAAUUAUGAAAGGGGAUCAUGUUUGGAAAAAGGGGGAAGAACAAUUCCAAGAAAGAUUUAAUAAAUAAAUAAAUAAAUAAAUUUAAUAAAUUAAAAAGUAACAGUUAUGCUUUCCAUUGUUAGGAACUUUGUUAAGGAAGUGUAUUGUGUCCAUUAUGGAAGGGGAAGUCCGAGAGACCUUUAAUUUUUUUAGAUAAUGAUAAUCAUGAUUGUGUUUGUCCCUAUGAAAUCUAUGAGGAACAUUCUUCAAACUGAACAUCAGCCAUAUGUUAGUUUGUCACUUGUUUAUACAUAGGUGUAUUUUUGAACCUGAUAUAGGUUGCAAAUGCUUGGCGGAGCCAGUUAUGUGAGCCAGGAUGAUGCGUUGGGGAAAUUUCUGGCUAUGGUGUUCGAGGUUCAAGAUUAUUUUAGGAAUGAGUGAUUUUCUGUUAUCACAUUCAUUAACAUGUCGAUCAGACUGUCCCUUCUGUUUAUAGAGUACCUUUCCAGAAUAUAAUUGCUUGGGGCCUUUAAAAAAAAAAUCUUUCUCCUAAUUGCUGUUCACAUUUUUAUAAAACUUGGUCACACUUUAAUUUAACUAAAGUAUGAGCAAAAAUAUUACUCAACUAUGAAAAUUUUAUCUUUUGGGGAGAGAUCCAUUAUGAACUUAAAAUACCAAACAUAUAACCCUUUUCACAUCUAUGGACACGUGGUAGCUGGACCUAUGCACCAUUGACAAACGCAAGUACGCAUUCAAGAUGCAAUGAUUUCAGUACCUCUAGUUUUGUUGCAUGCUGUACAUCUCAUAAGAUAUACAUCAGAGUUAUACAUUUAUAUAAAUAUGUUGAUUUUUCUCCCCAUAUUACUUAUUUAUGUCCUUUUUAACAAAAAUGUCACUUCCAUUUUUCCUUGCCUGAUUCCAGUUUAAAUAGAAUUAGCAAAGAGGGUUGCUCACAAGAUUUAAAAUUAGAUCCUUAUAUUUGUAUAUUAGAUUUAUCUUUAGAUUACACCACAGUCUGCUUUAAUAGUGUGCCACUUUUCAUUGAGGAUUUGGAAAAUUGCAUUGACACAUUGUAAAGUUGCGUUGAGAUUUAUUAUGACUAUUUCCUCCAUUUUAAUCUUGGAUACUCAUUUCAAUCUCCAGGCAAACAGUUUAUGUAGACAUGCGCUGUACAAAACUCUCAAAUAACAAUCUGAAAAGAAAAUAUUUGAUGUUGUGUUAACUUUUUUCUAAUUUUAAAAUGAAUAAUAUUAAGUGUGUACAUAUUAAUGAAUUGAAAUAUUCUUUAAUAAUACAAGCCAAGUACACAAUCCAUCAAUGCAGCAUUGAAACAUGUUUAAUCUUUUGCAGUCUCAGUAAAUAAUAAUAAUAAUAAUAAAGUUGAUUUCAAAAAUGCACCCCCCCCCCAUUGACACCCCUGUUUGUAUUUCCCAAUUCUUCUUUCCUUAAAGAUAUCUCCAAAUUUCAUACAAAUGUUUUUUUUUCCAUAGCCCAACCUUAUUUCAAAUAUAAGACUUGUGUUAAUGAAAUCAAUCCUUAUAUCCUGUCACCACCUCCUGUAAUCCAUUCAAUGAUGGAGUGCUGAUCUUGUUUACCCUGGUGUUGCCAUACUUAAGAACAAAAAUAUUAAUUACUAAUGUUCUAUAGUCAAUUUUGUCAGUUGCAGUUUCUUUACAAUAAAAUAUUUUUAAUAACUUUACAUCUUGUUACUACUUAUUAAAUUAUGCUUCUCCACUUCUUAUGAUUAAAUAUCAUUUAAGUAAAUGAUAAUUUAAAGAAAAAGAGUAUUUCAAUAAUUGCACAAACAGGCUCAUCAUUUUUAUAUUAAAGUUAAAUAUGUCACUAACUGAUCACAUAAGCAGUUAAAAAAAAAAUAAUUACUAAAUUUAAUUAUUUAAUUUUAAAAUUUAAAAAAAAAAUGUUUAAGUUUGUUUUUCUUAUAAUCGUGAAUUUCAUGUAAGCCAUUAAUGAAAUGCAUUAAAAGGCAGCUGCACUUUUUUUUCUCCCACUUCUGCUUUGCUGCUCAUUAGAUCCCAUUUAAUAAAACAUCUGAAAAUUGUAAUAAUUUAAAUGUUAACACCAAAAAAAAAAAAAAAAGUAAGUUUUAAUGAAGUUUUAUGCAUAUAUAUAUUUCUUCCACUUUAAAAAGGUUUUGUUUAUCAUUAAUGAAAUUCAUUAAAAGGCAGCUGCAUUUUUUUUUUCCCCCCUUCUGCUUUGCUGCUCAUUAGAUCCCAUUUAAAAAAAAAUCUGAAAAUUGUAAAAAUUUAAAUUUUAACACCAAAAAAAAAAAAAAAAGUAAGUUUUAAUGAAGUUUUAUGCAUAUAUAUAUUUCUUCCACUUUAAAAAGGUUUUGUUUAAGUUUAUGCUUAAUUUUUUUUCUUUAGACAAUACUAUACAAGCAUCAAUAUAAUCAUUUUAUUACCUUGAUAAAUUAGAUUAUUUUAAGGUCACAUUAACGAUUCAUUUAUUUUUUUUCUUUGUUGCCUUUAAAACAGCCAGCUCAACUACUACAGAAGAACAGACAAUCUUCAGGGAGGAAAUCACCCUUGCACCUCAAGGACCAACUAUAGAAUGCGAGCUACCUGCUCCUCAGGAUAUUUUAGAAACUGAAAUAACUGAAACAUUCCAGGUAACACGUAAACAGGUUAUCAGUGAACUUGAAGUACCCACAGUUGAGUCAGAGGUUCCUGCGCCAAAGGAAGUGACAGAGGUUGAGAUAAAACCAAUUUUGAAGCUUCAGAAAUUUCCAGAGGAAAGUUUCACAGAGGAGUUGGUGAUAGGACCGAAGCCUCAGAAAUCUGAGGUCACAUUUGACAUCAAGAGGGAGAAGAUCUUCCAAGAAACACUGGAGAUUAAUCAGCAGCUGGACACAUCGGUUGAAGGGACAGAUAGAUUUACUCAAGAAAUUAGUUUCAACAUUGGUAAGAAACAGCCUGAAUAUAAUGAGAUUCAGUUUCAGAUUGAAACCAAACAGCAAGCAACAACUCUUCAGGAGAUCUCAUUUGAUGUGACACAAGAGGACAGGUUGAAGGAAACUCUUCAUAUUGAUGAGGAGUUUAUCUCAGAAGUAUCACAGGUACAACAGUUCAAGGAAGAAAUUUCACUUGACAUUUCUAAACAGCAGAGAAAGGUAACUGAAAUUCAGCUGGAUUUUGGAGUAUGGAGGCCAACGGAAUUCAAGGAAGAAAUCACAGUGCACUCUGAAACAGUUCAGCAGGAGGAAAUAACUGAAGUUGAGCAGGAAAUGGUUACAGAAAAGCCAACAGAGGAGAAAAUCAUAGAAGAAAAAGAUGUGAUUGUGGUUGAAUUGGGCAAAGCAAUAGACAUAGAAAGGGUUGAAGAGUCUGUUGAAGAAACCCAGGAAUUUGCAAUAGACCAGCCUCAAGAGGAAAUUAUUGAAGUCUCAAAAGAAACAAUUCAUGUGGAGAGAGAGAGGCCUAAGAAAAAAGAUGAAAUAGUUGAAGAAGCUGAUGACGCAUUGUAUAGAGAAACAGUUGAGAUUGACAUUGGGACUACCAAGGUUGAAGAAAUUGAAACACACAAGGAAACUAUCUUAGUGGAAUUUCAAAAACCUCAGGAAGUGGAACAGUCAAGUGAGCUCUCUGAAAUCUCUACUACUAUUGAUAGCCCUCAAGGGAUUCAACUUGAGAGGCCCAAAAUUGAAAUUAUAGAGGAAGAAAGAGGAAUUAUUGUUGUUGACUUCAAAAAGCCCCAGGAAGUUACAGAGUUGACUGAACAAAUAGAAGUUCCAGUGGAUGAAGAAAAAGAUGUUGAAAUUGAUCAGCCCACAGAGGAAACACUUGAAGUUAUCAAAGAGACCAUUACUGUUGAAAAGGAGAAACCUCAAGAAGUGGAAGAAGUUGUUGAAGAAGUAGAAACAACUACUUAUGAAGAAACUAUUGAAUUUGAUAUCAAACAGACCAAAGAAGAAGAUAUAGUUUUUGAAAAGGAGAGCAUCACUCUUGAAUUUGAGAAGCCUCAAGAAGUAGAGGAAGUUGUUGAAGAAGUAGAUACAACUACCUACCAAGAAACUAUUGAAUUUGAUAUCAAACAGACCAGAGAAGAAGAAGAAAUUGAAGUUCAGAAAGAAACCAUUACAGUGGAAUUUGAGAAACCACAAGAGGUUGAAACAGUAUCUGAAACCACUAGUGUUUUGACAACUGAAGAAACUCAGGAAGUUGAAAUUGACCAACCCAAAGAGGAAAUAAUUGAGGAAGAGAGAAGUACCAUUGUCAUUGACUUUGAGAAACCACAAGAGGUUGAGGAAGUUGAAGAAGAAAUUGAAGCACCAAUUAUUGAAGAAAGCAAAGAUGUUGAAGUUGAUCAACCAACUGAAGAUACAAUUGAAGUUGUCAAAGAGACCAUUACUGUUGAAAAGGAGAAACCUCAAGAAGUGGAAGAAGUUGUUGAAGAAGUAGAAACAACUACUUAUGAAGAAACUAUUGAAUUUGAUAUCAAACAGACCAAAGAAGAAGAUAUAGUUUUUGAAAAGGAGAGCAUCACUCUUGAAUUUGAGAAGCCUCAAGAAGUAGAGGAAGUUGUUGAAGAAGUAGAUACAACUACCUACCAAGAAACUAUUGAAUUUGAUAUCAAACAGACCAGAGAAGAAGAAGAAAUUGAAGUUCAGAAAGAAACCAUUACAGUGGAAUUUGAGAAACCACAAGAGGUUGAAACAGUAUCUGAAACCACUAGUGUUUUGACAACUGAAGAAACUCAGGAAGUUGAAAUUGACCAACCCAAAGAGGAAAUAAUUGAGGAAGAGAGAAGUACCAUUGUCAUUGACUUUGAGAAACCACAAGAGGUUGAGGAAGUUGAAGAAGAAAUUGAAGCACCAAUUAUUGAAGAAAGCAAAGAUGUUGAAGUUGAUCAACCAACUGAAGAUACAAUUGAAGUUGUCAAAGAGACCAUUACUGUUGAAAAGGAGAAACCUCAAGAAGUGGAAGAAGUUGUUGAAGAAGUAGAAACAACUACUUAUGAAGAAACUAUUGAAUUUGAUAUCAAGCAGACCAAAGAAGAAGAUAUAGUUUUUGAAAAGGAGAGCAUCACUCUUGAAUUUGAGAAGCCUCAAGAAGUAGAGGAAGUUGUUGAAGAAGUAGAUACAACUACCUACCAAGAAACUAUUGAAUUUGAUAUCAAACAGACCAGAGAAGAAGAAGAAAUUGAAGUUCAGAAAGAAACCAUUACAGUGGAAUUUGAGAAACCACAAGAGGUUGAAACAGUAUCUGAAACCACUAGUGUUUUGACAACUGAAGAAACUCAGGAAGUUGAAAUUGACCAACCCAAAGAGGAAAUAAUUGAGGAAGAGAGAAGUACCAUUGUCAUUGACUUUGAGAAACCACAAGAGGUUGAGGAAGUUGAAGAAGAAAUUGAAGCACCAAUUAUUGAAGAAAGCAAAGAUGUUGAAGUUGAUCAACCAACUGAAGAUACAAUUGAAGUUGUCAAAGAGACCAUUACUGUUGAAAAGGAGAAACCUCAAGAAGUGGAAGAAGUUGUUGAAGAAGUAGAAACAACUACUUAUGAAGAAACUAUUGAAUUUGAUAUCAAGCAGACCAAAGAAGAAGAUAUAGUUUUUGAAAAGGAGAGCAUCACUCUUGAAUUUGAGAAGCCUCAAGAAGUAGAGGAAGUUGUUGAAGAAGUAGAUACAACUACCUACCAAGAAACUAUUGAAUUUGAUAUCAAACAGACCAGAGAAGAAGAAGAAAUUGAAGUUCAGAAAGAAACCAUUACAGUGGAAUUUGAGAAACCACAAGAGGUUGAAACAGUAUCUGAAACCACUAGUGUUUUGACAACUGAAGAAACUCAGGAAGUUGAAAUUGACCAACCCAAAGAGGAAAUAAUUGAGGAAGAGAGAAGUACCAUUGUCAUUGACUUUGAGAAACCACAAGAGGUUGAGGAAGUUGAAGAAGAAAUUGAAGCACCAAUUAUUGAAGAAAGCAAAGAUGUUGAAGUUGAUCAACCAACUGAAGAUACAAUUGAAGUUGUCAAAGAGACCAUUACUGUUGAAAAGGAGAAACCUCAAGAAGUGGAAGAAGUUGUUGAAGAAGUAGAAACAACUACUUAUGAAGAAACUAUUGAAUUUGAUAUCAAGCAGACCAAAGAAGAAGAUAUAGUUUUUGAAAAGGAGAGCAUCACUCUUGAAUUUGAGAAGCCUCAAGAAGUAGAGGAAGUUGUUGAAGAAGUAGAUACAACUACCUACCAAGAAACUAUUGAAUUUGAUAUCAAACAGACCAGAGAAGAAGAAGAAAUUGAAGUUCAGAAAGAAACCAUUACAGUGGAAUUUGAGAAACCACAAGAGGUUGAAACAGUAUCUGAAACCACUAGUGUUUUGACAACUGAAGAAACUCAGGAAGUUGAAAUUGACCAACCCAAAGAGGAAAUAAUUGAGGAAGAGAGAAGUACCAUUGUCAUUGACUUUGAGAAACCACAAGAGGUUGAGGAAGUUGAAGAAGAAAUGGAAGCACCAAUUAUUGAAGAAAGCAAAGAUGUUGAAGUUGAUCAACCAACUGAAGAUACAAUUGAAGUUGUCAAAGAGACUAUUACUGUUGAAAAGGAGAAACCUCAAGAAGUGGAAGAAGUUGUUGAAGAAGUAGAAACAACUACUUAUGAAGAAACUAUUGAAUUUGAUAUCAAACAGACCAAAGAAGAAGAUAUAGUUUUUGAAAAGGAGAGCAUCACUCUUGAAUUUGAGAAGCCUCAAGAAGUAGAGGAAGUUGUUGAAGAAGUAGAUACAACUACCUACCAAGAAACUAUUGAAUUUGAUAUCAAAAGGACCAGAGAAGAAGAAGAAAUUGAAGUUCAGAAAGAAACCAUUACAGUGGAAUUUGAGAAACCGCAAGAGGUUGAAACAGUAUCUGAAACCACUAGUGUUUUGACAAUUGAAGAAACUCAGGAAGUUGAAAUCGACCAACCCAAAGAGGAAAUAAUUGAGGAAGAGAGAAGUACCAUUGUCAUUGACUUUGAGAAACCACAAGAGGUUGAGGAAUUUGAAGAAGAAAUUGAAGCACCAAUUAUUGAAGAAAGCAAAGAUGUUGAAGUUGAUCAACCAACUGAAGAUACAAUUGAAGUUGUCAAAGAGACCAUUACUGUUGAAAAGGAGAAACCUCAAGAAGUGGAAGAAGUUGUUGAAGAAGUAGAAACAACUACUUAUGAAGAAACUAUUGAAUUUGAUAUCAAACAGACCAGAGAAGAAGAAGAAAUUGAAGUUCAGAAAGAAACCAUUACAGUGGAAUUUGAGAAACCACAAGAGGUUGAAACAGUAUCUGAAACCACUAGUGUUUUGACAACUGAAGAAACUCAGGAAGUUGAAAUUGACCAACCCAAAGAGGAAAUAAUUGAGGAAGAGAGAAGUACCAUUGUCAUUGACUUUGAGAAACCACAAGAGGUUGAGGAAGUUGAAGAAGAAAUUGAAGCACCAAUUAUUGAAGAAAGCAAAGAUGUUGAAGUUGAUCAACCAACUGAAGAUACAAUUGAAGUUGUCAAAGAGACCAUUACUGUUGAAAAGGAGAAACCUCAAGAAGUGGAAGAAGUUGUUGAAGAAGUAGAAACAACUACUUAUGAAGAAACUAUUGAAUUUGAUAUCAAACAGACCAAAGAAGAAGAUAUAGUUUUUGAAAAGGAGAGCAUCACUCUUGAAUUUGAGAAGCCUCAAGAAGUAGAGGAAGUUGUUGAAGAAGUAGAUACAACUACCUACCAAGAAACUAUUGAAUUUGAUAUCAAACAGACCAGAGAAGAAGAAGAAAUUGAAGUUCAGAAAGAAACCAUUACAGUGGAAUUUGAGAAACCACAAGAGGUUGAAACAGUAUCUGAAACCACUAGUGUUUUGACAACUGAAGAAACUCAGGAAGUUGAAAUUGACCAACCCAAAGAGGAAAUAAUUGAGGAAGAGAGAAGUACCAUUGUCAUUGACUUUGAGAAACCACAAGAGGUUGAGGAAGUUGAAGAAGAAAUUGAAGCACCAAUUAUUGAAGAAAGCAAAGAUGUUGAAGUUGAUCAACCAACUGAAGAUACAAUUGAAGUUGUCAAAGAGACCAUUACUGUUGAAAAGGAGAAACCUCAAGAAGUGGAAGAAGUUGUUGAAGAAGUAGAAACAACUACUUAUGAAGAAACUAUUGAAUUUGAUAUCAAACAGACCAAAGAAGAAGAUAUAGUUUUUGAAAAGGAGAGCAUCACUCUUGAAUUUGAGAAGCCUCAAGAAGUAGAGGAAGUUGUUGAAGAAGUAGAUACAACUACCUACCAAGAAACUAUUGAAUUUGAUAUCAAAAGGACCAGAGAAGAAGAAGAAAUUGAAGUUCAGAAAGAAACCAUUACAGUGGAAUUUGAGAAACCGCAAGAGGUUGAAACAGUAUCUGAAACCACUAGUGUUUUGACAAUUGAAGAAACUCAGGAAGUUGAAAUCGACCAACCCAAAGAGGAAAUAAUUGAGGAAGAGAGAAGUACCAUUGUCAUUGACUUUGAGAAACCACAAGAGGUUGAGGAAUUUGAAGAAGAAAUUGAAGCACCAAUUAUUGAAGAAAGCAAAGAUGUUGAAGUUGAUCAACCAACUGAAGAUACAAUUGAAGUUGUCAAAGAGACCAUUACUGUUGAAAAGGAGAAACCUCAAGAAGUGGAAGAAGUUGUUGAAGAAGUAGAAACAACUACUUAUGAAGAAACUAUUGAAUUUGAUAUCAAGCAGACCAAAGAAGAAGAUAUAGUUUUUGAAAAGGAGAGCAUUACUCUUGAAUUUGAGAAGCCUCAAGAAGUAGAGGAAGUUGUUGAAGAAGUAGAUACAACUACCUACCAAGAAACUAUUGAAUUUGAUAUCAAACAGACCAGAGAAGAAGAAGAAAUUGAAGUUCAGAAAGAAACCAUUACAGUGGAAUUUGAGAAACCACAAGAGGUUGAAACAGUAUCUGAAACCACUAGUGUUUUGACAACUGAAGAAACUCAGGAAGUUGAAAUUGACCAACCCAAAGAGGAAAUAAUUGAGGAAGAGAGAAGUACCAUUGUCAUUGACUUUGAGAAACCACAAGAGGUUGAGGAAGUUGAAGAAGAAAUUGAAGCACCAAUUAUUGAAGAAAGCAAAGAUGUUGAAGUUGAUCAACCAACUGAAGAUACAAUUGAAGUUGUCAAAGAGACCAUUACUGUUGAAAAGGAGAAACCUCAAGAAGUGGAAGAAGUUGUUGAAGAAGUAGAAACAACUACUUAUGAAGAAACUAUUGAAUUUGAUAUCAAGCAGACCAAAGAAGAAGAUAUAGUUUUUGAAAAGGAGAGCAUCACUCUUGAAUUUGAGAAGCCUCAAGAAGUAGAGGAAGUUGUUGAAGAAGUAGAUACAACUACCUACCAAGAAACUAUUGAAUUUGAUAUCAAACAGACCAGAGAAGAAGAAGAAAUUGAAGUUCAGAAAGAAACCAUUACAGUGGAAUUUGAGAAACCACAAGAGGUUGAAACAGUAUCUGAAACCACUAGUGUUUUGACAACUGAAGAAACUCAGGAAGUUGAAAUUGACCAACCCAAAGAGGAAAUAAUUGAGGAAGAGAGAAGUACCAUUGUCAUUGACUUUGAGAAACCACAAGAGGUUGAGGAAGUUGAAGAAGAAAUUGAAGCACCAAUUAUUGAAGAAAGCAAAGAUGUUGAAGUUGAUCAACCAACUGAAGAUACAAUUGAAGUUGUCAAAGAGACCAUUACUGUUGAAAAGGAGAAACCUCAAGAAGUGGAAGAAGUUGUUGAAGAAGUAGAAACAACUACUUAUGAAGAAACUAUUGAAUUUGAUAUCAAACAGACCAAAGAAGAAGAUAUAGUUUUUGAAAAGGAGAGCAUCACUCUUGAAUUUGAGAAGCCUCAAGAAGUAGAGGAAGUUGUUGAAGAAGUAGAUACAACUACCUACCAAGAAACUAUUGAAUUUGAUAUCAAACAGACCAGAGAAGAAGAAGAAAUUGAAGUUCAGAAAGAAACCAUUACAGUGGAAUUUGAGAAACCACAAGAGGUUGAAACAGUAUCUGAAACCACUAGUGUUUUGACAACUGAAGAAACUCAGGAAGUUGAAAUUGACCAACCCAAAGAGGAAAUAAUUGAGGAAGAGAGAAGUACCAUUGUCAUUGACUUUGAGAAACCACAAGAGGUUGAGGAAGUUGAAGAAGAAAUGGAAGCACCAAUUAUUGAAGAAAGCAAAGAUGUUGAAGUUGAUCAACCAACUGAAGAUACAAUUGAAGUUGUCAAAGAGACCAUUACUGUUCAAAAGGAGAAACCUCAAGAAGUGGAAGAAGUUGUUGAAGAAGUAGAAACAACUACUUAUGAAGAAACUAUUGAAUUUGAUAUCAAACAGACCAAAGAAGAAGAUAUAGUUUUUGAAAAGGAGAGCAUUACUCUUGAAUUUGAGAAGCCUCAAGAAGUAGAGGAAGUUGUUGAAGAAGUAGAUACAACUACCUACCAAGAAACUAUUGAAUUUGAUAUCAAACAGACCAGAGAAGAAGAAGAAAUAGAAGUUCAGAAAGAAACCAUUACAGUGGAAUUUGAGAAGCCUCAUGUGACUGACAUUGUUUCUGAAACUGUUGAAUUUUCUUUGGCUGACGAAACUGUAGAAUUAGAAACAGAACAGCCACAGCAGGAAAUUGUUGAUGAAACAAAGGAAACUGUUUUUACUGAAGCCAAAACACCUCUUGAAGUUAAAGAAGUGCAAGAAGUCAUUCAAGUUCCAGAUGUCAAAGAAUCAACAGAGGUCGAAAUGGACCAAUCAAGGGAAGAAACUAUUGAAGACACCCUGGAGACCUUUGACAUCAUUGAGGAAAAGCCCCAAUUAACUGGGGAAAUACAGGAGUCUGUUGAAGAAUUUCAAGCCACAGACACAAGUGAUGUUAAAAGUGAGAGACCAAAAGAAGAUGUUGUUGAAGAAAUUAAAGAGAUUGUUGACAUUGAGAAGGAAAAACCACUAGCUGUUGAUAUAUUGGAGGAAGAUUUUGAAUUUCUUGAAGUGGAGGAAGCCUCUAAAUAUGAUUCAUCCCAACUUGAGGAAGAACUUAUAGAGGACAGAAGUGAGUUUGUGACAGUAGAAGAGUCGAAGCCACAGGAGGUAGAGUCAACCGAUGAAAUUGUUGAAACACAUGAAACAGUAGAUGCCAUUGAGGUUGAUUUUGAUAAACCAUCAGAAGUGACAAGUGAGGAGGUUUCAAACUUUGUAGUUGUUAAAUCUGAGGGAACUCAGAAAGUUGAAGGAGUGGUUGAGGAAGUUGAGCUGUUGGAAAUUAAAGAGACAGCUGAAGCAGAUGCUGAAGUUCCUAGCCAAGAAAUAAUUGAGGAUACAAAGGAAAUGCCAGAAGCUGAAAGCCUGCCAUCGCAAACGGAGGAGACGUUUGAGCUUGUUGAGAAACAGGAAGAGGAAGAAAUCAGUAUGGAAACUGAGCUCUCUAAGAUGACUCCUGAAGUUAUUUUAGAUUCGGUGGACACAGCAAUUGUCUUUCAAGAAGUUCCUUUUGAAGUCAAAGAGACUGUGGAGAAAGAAAUACCUGAAGAUACAGAGGAGAUUACAGAAGAAGAGUUUAUUGAAACUGUACAGACCAAUGUUUCUGAUGAGACAGAAGAAUUUGUCAUUGUGGAUAAGAAACCUCAAGCAAUUGAGGAGGUAUUUGCGGAAAUUCCUACUGAUAAAUUUGAAGAAACUUCUGAGUUCAUUUCCAUUUCAAAAUCAGAGGAGGUCGAGGUAUCAACCACUGUGGAGGAAAUCUCCUUGCAACCUGAGCACAUAACAGUAGCCCCAGUGGCAGAUGAAGUCACAUAUGAGGACGUUACUUCCAUCUCUGUUGAACUGCAGGAAGAUCAGCCAACUCAAGAAGUCAUUGAAGAGUUUGCAGCUAACCUGACUGUGCCAACAAAAGAAAAAUUUGAUGUUGAAACCAGUCAGACUGUUAUACCUGAAGAGAGGGUCGAAGAAACUCUUGUACCAGAAAGGGCUGAAAAGCCAACAGAGGAAAUAGUCACAGAGGCCUUUGAGUUGUCCCAGUUUGUCUCAGAGCAGAUUUCAAGUAUUGAAACUGUGGAGACGGUUGCUAAAACUGAACUUCCCCAUGAUCUACCCUCCGAUGCUGAGCUUACUCAACCUGUUGAAACUACUCAAAUUACUCAAGUUUUAGAUACUGUGCAGGUUAUUGAAGGCAAGCCUUCUCACGUUGCUCCAGAGGAAGAAACAACCUUGGAGGUGUCUGCUGAAAUUCCGCAAGAGCUAGAAUCUCUCCCUGCAAUAAACACAGAAGAUAGUCUAACCUCUGUCACUUUUAAAGAUAUCCAACCCACUUGUACCGAUGUGGAGCUGGAACUCAAACCGUCUGACUCAGUUGUUGAAGAAGUGAUCCCAGCAGCGGAGCAAGAAACAGUAUCUGAAACAGAAACACAACCAGUGCUUGAAGAGCAAAUCCAGUUGACAGAAAUUGAGGUGCAAGUGGUCCCAGAUGAUAAAAAGUGUCCUCAGUUCUAUACCACCCUAAAGAAUAUUACGGUCACUGAAUCGACUCGCGUUGAGCUGGAGGUUUCAUUUUUUGCUAAACCUGCUGCCACUGUGACCUGGCUCAUAGAUGACCAGGUCAUCCGGUCAAGUGCAGAUUUCCAAAUUUCCAUCAGUGAGACCACAAGUAUUUUGGUAAUUCCAGAAAUUUUCCCUGAAGACGAAGGGAUUUAUAAAGUUGUCCUUGAGAAUGAAGUCGGUCGCAUUGAAUCUGUGGCCAGUGUUACAGUACAGCGUAAGUUAAUCAGUUUCCUCUUUUCAUCCCCAGAGCUAUGGUAUAUAAAAUAUACUUCUAGACAAACCAAGUAUUUCAUAGUUCUGAUGGGAGUGAAUAAUAAAAUAAAAAUGGCUGAUAAUUUUUGCAUUGUUUGCUUUUUCUUUAUUGAUAACUAUGUAUCUCUUGAAAUCUCAUUUUUAGAGCCCAACAUUUUGUUCAACUAUUAAUGAUAGCACAUAAUGAUUGCUAGCUUUUAUAUAAAAAAAAAAUAAGACAAAAUCAUAUGAUUGUCUUGUGAGGGGGAAAUUUUAGUAAAUGAAGAAAGAAUGGACAAGUUUCAAAGAGAAGGUCACUAGUAGUGAAAAAGAAAUCUCUUUUACUUUUUAUAAAAAUUAUUGAAUGUAGCAGCUUUUUAAAAUCUUAUGUUUUCCAAUAUUAAUUUGAUCUAUGGCCUAUUUCUUUUACCUAGAAAUAUAAAAAAAUUAACUUCAUAUGUUUUGAACAGAAAAGACACGGAUGGGUCAAAAUAUAGUGGAUUAAAAUGUCUCAUAAAUUUCUUUAAGCAACAUUUUUUUAAUUGGAAUUUUAACAAUGGAAAUCAGGGGUUCAAUUAUAUGUGUAUGCUUUCUGAAAUCUAUAUGGUAAUACAAGUUUGUUUCAUAAAGCAGUCUUUCACAAAGUGGUUUUCCCUUACCGGCGCUGGUCUGCGAGAGCCUUACGUUGCCAGUCGGUCAAAUAUUAAUAUUUAUGGUCAAACAAAAAAAGAAAGAAAGAAUUAAUAAAUUUUUCAUCGGUCUAUGGGGCAAUCAGGAAACACUAUCAUAAAUCAGUGCAACUUUUUAAAGCAAUUUAUCUGGAUUAUUUUACAGCUGUGCUUUGUUGUUUUAUGGCCCUUGGAAUGAAGUACCAGCAUAGGAAAAAUUGUCUCAGGAUUGAUUACUUUAUCUUACUUCCAAUCAAACUUCAUGUUUGGCCUUGUUAUGGGCUGUGUCUUGAAUUGAUGGCAACUGUAUUUUCUUUUUUAAUGAAACUUCAGCUAAAGCUAAAGGGCUUGAGCAGCCAACUCAGGAUGUCACAGAAGAAAUAACAUUGACAACCCAACAAGAAGAGGUUGUUGAAGAAACAACCAGACUUGAUUUCGAGCUAGAGAUCAAGCAAGAUGAGGAAGGUCAGAAAUGGUUUUGUUUGUCGGUGUAAUAUUGAUUGUAAAAUUUUUUUUAAAAAUUUGGUAUCUAUUAAAAUUCAAAGUUAAUGUCAUUAACACUGUUGACCUUAAUUUACGUGUGUUGAUUUAUUUUUAAAAAAAAUUAAAUUGUUUACUGAUUUGUUUACUGUAUGUUGGCUGUCCAGGCAUUCUCCCAUUGUUGCCUGUGUUGCUCCUAUUGCAGUAAUCUUUUUCUGUGAAUCUCCUUUUUGAGACACUCUUUCAAUCUCUCCACUUCUUUCAAAGCCUUACCAUCUCCUUAUCUAAAUUUGUUAUUCUUUGUUGCCAUAUGGAUUCCUUGUAGACUGCCUGGUAGAAUUGAAAUUGGGAUUUCUCAUUUCUAGCACAUCCAUCUCCAAUAUAUUUUAUUUUUCCAUCACCUUCUCCACUAUUUCAAUUCUUAAUCUUUUCCUUAUGACCUGAUUGGGGAUCUUAUAAAACCCCAUUUUAUUAUUGAAAAUUCAGUGCAAACAUUUGUUUGCUGAAACUCUGAGGACUUAUGAUACGUAAUUUCAUUGUUCUCUUUGUGUAACAACCAUACAGAAUAAGAAUAUUUCAACAGAAUAUUUUCACUUUCUUUUUAACAUGAUAGUUUCUUUCCACUUAAGAUCAUAUUUUUUUAAUAGCUCCCCUAGCCAUCUGGAUAGUGCUCUUGAUGUGUCCUGUGUCACCUUUCUUGCUAAUAAUGCUUACAAGAUAUGUAAAAGAUUUAACUUGCUUCUCGUAGUGUUAUUGGCUGGCACUACUUCUCCUUUAGCUCUCAUAUAAUAUUGUGUCAAGACUUGUGUGUCUUGUUUUCAGUCACAACUGAAAUUGUUACUUGUUUCUUCUAGUUUUAUUGGCUGGCAGUACUUCUCCUUUAACUCUCAUAAUAUUGUGUCAAGACUUGUGUCUCUUGUUUCCAGUCACAACUGAAAUUGUUACUUGUUUCUCCUGGUUUUAUUGGCUGGCAGUACUUCUCCUUUAACUCUCAUUUAAUAUUGCGUCAAGACUUGUGUCUCUUGUUUCCAGUCACAACUGAAAUUGUUACUUGUUUCUCCUAGUUUUAUUGGCUGGCAGUACUUCUCCUUUAACUCUCAUUUAAUAUUGCGUCAAGACUUGUGUCUCUUGUUUCCAGUCACAACUGAAAUUGCCUUGCAAGAGAGCCCCAAAGAAGCCCCUGAAGAAGUUGAACUAAGAUUUGAAGUUCCUGAAGCUCCCCGUUUCACACAGACUCUCCAGAGAGAACUUAUUGUGUUUGAAGGCUCCAGCAUCACACUUGUUUGCUUUGUUGUUGGCAAACCUACACCCACUGUUACCUGGUUUAAAGUAAGCAUAAAACCUGUGCCCACUGUUACCUGGUUUAAAGUAAGCAUAAAACCUGUGCCCACUGUUACCUGGUUUAAAGUAAGCAUAAAACCUGUGCCCACUGUUACCUGGUUUAAAGUAAGCAUAAAACCUGCGCCCACUGUUACCUGGUUUAAAGUAAGCAUAAAUCACGUGACAAAUGUUAUAAUGGCAGUGUUUGAAUCUUUUGCACUCUGUUGUAUAACCAGGCUUGUUAUAAUAGUUUAUUUCAUUCCUAUUCAUUUGACAUUUUUUAGUCAUUUUUAUCAUUUAAAUAUUUUAAUUAAAACUGUUUUUUUAUCUGGUCAUCUUUUCAAACUAAAUGUUUACUUUUUUGCCACUAUUAAUCUGAUUUAAACGUUAUUUUUUUUUUUAAAAAUGGCCACCUCUUGUUAUUUUAUAGGAGGAAGAGGAAAUAACGUUUAGUCAGCGGUACAUUUCAACAUAUGAAAAUGGCAAGUGUACGCUGGUAAUCAACAACGUAACAUUCGAUGAGGAAGCAGAGUUUAUCUGCAAAGCUACCAAUGAAGCUGGCUCAACCACAACCUUUGUGGACAUUUUCGUAGAAAGUAAGAGCAGUGUUUUAUGUCUGUUUGUCUAUUUUCUUAUGAAACCAUCACAUAAUACAGUUACAGCCACCAUUGGAAAUGAGAUACGUAUCAUAAUUGAUUAUUUGUUGUUUAUUUAUAAAAAUAAAUUUGAAUCUAUAAUUAUGUUUGUAAAUCUGGGAUCAUUUAGUGCCUCUUAGCUUUGUUGCUUUCAUUGGCAUAUAAGAGUCGGGUUAGAAUUUGUGUCACUACAGAAUUUGAAUAAUGGAAACAAAAUAAAUACCUUAAUAUUGACACUUUCAGGUGCUCAAAACUAUUUUUUUCAUCUUCACUAACAAUAUUUUCUUUCAGUGGCAAUAUUAUUGAGGAAAUUUUUUAAUUAUUUUUUAUACCUAACAGAAAUUCUCUUUAAAUUUUUUCUCAAGAUUUGUGCAGUUAAUUAAAUAGUGUUUGUAAAAGUGUUUUGGUAAUCUCCUUCCCAAUUAUCAGCCCACAUCACCAUAUCAACAAACCACAAUAUGCACCACGAUAUAGUGCCUAUCUGUGUGUUCUCCCAACUUCCAGCACAUGAUCCCUAGGUGCAUGGUUUCAUUCAUCCCUUGCCCUCAAACAUGUACAUCCCAGUGAAUUAAAUGCUUCAUCUGUAUAUAGUCAUAGAAUGGGAAGAAAUCUCAUCAUUGUGGCAGCUGUACAUUUCGAUUCAUUUGAAAACUCAUUGGAUUCUAUGAUUUGUUGUUCUGGAACCAGCUCCCCUUCCAUAUCCGUCAUUGUGAAACCUCGUCCACUUUUAAAAAGUCCCUUAAAACCCAUCUGUUUAGGUCCGCCUAUGACCUGUGAUGCAUCCUCCUUGCCCUGCCUCAUUUUCUGUCUCGGGUUAAUCCUGUAAUAUAGGCCAAAACGUGCCAAAGUGUCCUCGUUUUAUAACCAUUUUAAUUGUUUCUAUAGUAUAGUAGUUACUAUCCUAAUGUCUCAUUUUUAUUUUAUUUAGUUUACAUGUUUUUAAUAAUUGUAAAGCGCUUAGAGCUUUAAGGUAAGCGCUAUAUAAAAAUGCCUAAAUAAAUAAAUUUUAAAAAAGUAAAGCAAUUUUUAAAAUCUAAUUUGCACCCAUGGCAGUGACGAUUUGAUUGACUUGUAGCCAUUUGACACAUAACUAACAUUAAUUUAGUUUUAUGUUCUUUGUUACAACUAUUGGUCAUAUUUCAUUGAUAGAUACUAGUGCAUCAACCUCUCUUACAUUAGUUGUGUUAUUAGAUUCUUUGACUUUACCCAGAAAGUAACAAAUUUUAAUCAUUUUUUAGACAUAGAAACAAAAGAAUCUCUAUUUUGUUUUACACUGCUCCACUUACACCUGUUUCAUUUUGUUUUUCUGUGUCUUUGCAUGUAAACAGAGCGAGGCAGCCCGUUGAGAACUCUUGUGAGAGAAGAGUACUAUCGCAUGGAAAUUGAGCUAGAGAUUCAAUGGCGCAGGGGAAAACUGCCACAAGCUCCUGAUCUUAAUGCUAUCGAUCUUGAAAAAUGUUGCACUAGUUCUGAUGAUAACAGUCGUCUAAGUGCUGACCCAGAUUCAGCUGUUGAACACACUUCAGACAAUGUAGCCCAGGCUUUGGCCCAAUCUUUUAAAACAUUAAUGCCAGACAAUUCCAAACUUAAACUCCAGACCUCUGUAUCAAAGACAGCAUCUUUUGCCCAAAGUAUUUCACUUAAGGGGGAUAGCAACAUAAUUUCUGAUACCGUAAAAGAUGAAACAUUAAAUGCCAGCAAAAUGCCCAAAUUUGAAGUAUUACAUUCCGUAACCAGUGCCCCUCAAAAUACCAUUUCCAACAUAAGUGAAUCAAAUAAAGACCUCAAUAACUUUCCAGGCGCUAGUAGAACAUUACAACAUAAUGUCAUGAAAAAAAUUGUAGAUCCUAAUCUGACUGAAGGAAGUUUGCAAAGCUCUCAAUAUUUGUUUCCUUGUGACCACAGAGUACUAAGACCUAAACAAUGACUAGAAUAAACAAAGGUGUAAUCCUGACCUAAACCAUUUCUCAUUCUGCCAUACAAACAGCAAUUUGACUUCUACAAUACAAAUUGCUUUGUUAAAUAACAUUUUAACUUUUUACAAAACACAUAUUCCAGGGUUGUGAUUGAAAAGGAGGUGAAGUUAGAUUAUGAUACAUAUUUUAUCUGUUUUUUGUGUGUGAACCUUAGAAAGUGUGGAUUUGUUUUAUUUUAAAUCCCAUUAGUUUACCACUUUGAGUUGUAGCUUUUGGUGAUAUUGGAUUUGACUUUUUAUAUAAUCCACUUGUUUAGUUUUUAAUCUUGAGUUAUAGUUAUAAAGCACGCCUAGGUUUACCAUUAGGAGAAGCCAAUGUCCUUUUUGAAUUUAGUUGUCUGCUUAAGACAGUUUUGUUUGAUCUGAAGAUCAUUUCUGGUAAUUACUUCUUUUCUUUUUAUAUACCUCACCUAGUCUUAUUAUUAUGUGCCAAACUUACAAUUUAAAAAAAAUAAUUGUUAAAUUUUCCCCUUUUCCUAUGUAUAGCCAAACGCUCAAAGAAACACUGUGAAAUCACAGUGUCUGCCCCUUCCUUGGAGGAGACAGGCAAAGUUGCCAGCCCUGAGCCUCAGCUAGUUUUGGAUAAGCAGGGAUUUACUUCUCCUAAUACUAACCUGAGGCUGCUGUUAGACUGGAGUGAGAGUGGCAGUUUGCUCAGUGUGGAAGAUGUCAGAAUGCAGAAUGUGUUGCUGUUAAUUCUGGCUGUAAUUUUCAUAGUCCGAUUUAUCUGCUGUGUGUUGAAUUUAGGUGUAUACCUUGUAUCAUUCUUGAUAACUCCCUAACUGGGGACACAACACAGACAACAAUGCUGUAUGAAGCUGUGAUCAAACUUGCCACUGUCUGAAAAGCUAAUACUGACCCUCAUUGGUUUUUCAUUCGGCGAUGUAAGAAGUUACACAGCUAUAGGGGAACAAUUUUCAAUGUAAUUGAUUUUUACGGCAGCAGAAAAAAAUGUGUCUACUUAUGCUCAUUCUAAAAAAGAGGGAAUACAAAUCUUUUUCUAUCAUUACUAAGACCAAAACAUCAUAGCAUGUACAUUCUCAGUUGUAUAAGCAUUAUGUAAUGAUGAUUUUCUUGAGUUGUUGAAAUGAUGCACCUCAUCAUUGCCAAUGAAUUCAGUUCACUUUUCAGGGCUUUUUUGUUUGUUUACCAAGUAAAGCAAAUAAUCCACCUAACAAGCAGCAGUAACCGCUAGUUCAUUUCUCACCUCUUACAUUGCUUGUUGGCCUGCGCAAAUUAAUAAUAGUCAUUUUUAUUCCUGUUUGACAUUUUGACUCAUUCCUGAGGCUAAUAAGUUUGUUGAGCCCAUCAGUGAAAUGAAUUAAUGUUACUAUAUCUCAACUUUGAGCCAAAGCAAUUACUUGUAAUGUGGACAUUGUGAGCAACCAAAUCUACACAAAUUAAACCGCAUGAUUUAAACAAAACAAACUAGUAGUCAGAAAUCGAAAGUAGACAAAGUUUUUUUUGAAAAUUAUCUUUAGAUUUACCCUUUUAUUUUACCCUCUAAAAAUUAAACCGUCUGAAGAACUUAAAUCUUAAUGUGAAAAAUGUAUGACUUCCAACUGUGAUUCCAGAUGCUUUUGCAUUCGAUUCCAUUUUCUGGUGUAAGCCCCCUCCCCCCCCACACCCCCCCCCGACACUUGCCCUUGGUUUUCAAACCUCUUAAAUUUUGCUGUUUUGGUUGAGUAUUUUAAAGGGAUAAAAAUUGUUUGAAACAUUAACCUGACUGAUGGGUGAGCAAAGUGUUAUGUCCAGUUUUGACAAUUUUUUUUUGUUUCAUGCUAUUUUUAUAAAAAUCUAAAGCAGCUAGACAGACACACCUUUGCAUUUGACUUUCGAUGAUACCUUUUGUCUUAAGGAAAAAAGGUUGAACUUGUAAUAUUGAUUUUGCACUGUUUAAACAAAGAUUUCAAAGGAAAGUAUGUUUUUUUACAUUUUUUUUUAAAAAAUAUACAAAUAAAAUCAAUAUAUAUUAAUGUUUAUCUUCUUAUGUCUUUGUUUUAUAGUCAAAUGCUGUAGCUAAUUAGUUAUUAAAAUGAAAUCAAACAUGCAAUAAGACAUACAACAUGCACAGAGAGAAAAUUAGAAGUCUAUGCAUGCACUCCAAAAUGUUUUUUUUUUAAAAAUCAUGUUAAAUUUAUUGAAACAGCAUGGCUUUUAAGUUUGGACUGUUGAGUGUAUCUUUUUGCUUAUAGUAUUUUACACAUAUUUUUAUAGUAGCUUUUUAAAGUAAUAUCUUCUAUGAAGAUAAAUUAUUGAAGGAUGAAAAAAAAAACUUUGCUCACCCGAACUAUUGAUGUUGUUUUGUGACUAUUAGUUGUUUGAUUAGUUUUUGCCGUGAUGUUGCCAAUUGCACUUUGUCUGAUGUAUUAACCUUUAUCAACAUUUUUACCAACCAAAGAAACUGUUGAAAGAAUUAAUUAGUGUCUUUGAGCUACAAUCACUGAGAUGGUGAUACUUAUUUUAAAAAAAAAUCAUUUUCCUGUUUUUCUGUUGCAACCUACAGUUAUAUACAAAUGUAGAAAGAACUUUAUUUAGACUUAAACUAACCUGACUGGUUUUGUCUUUUAUAUAUAUUGUGUGUGUUUGAUUUUUCCUCAGGAUAGAUCAAAGCAUGAAUAGCUACCAUACCUUUUUAUUGUUAUUAAUCUAUUACAUAAGUGGUGUUUUUUUUGUUGUAUAAUUUGUUUCAUAAAUGUGUUAUGUUUGCCUGAAAUAAUGAGAUGCUAUAAAACAAAACUAUAUUGAAUUGAAUGCUAGAAGCUUGUAACAUCAUUGCAAAAUUUUGUCUGGUCAUUUUAAGGUUGUUGUUUUUUUGUUUUUUUUUUCAAACUUUUAAAAAGUUAAAUUAUGUUAUCCUAGACUGAGAACAAACUACGUAACAAUUUUGCUUUAAUAUAUUUAAUUUUUUUAGUUUCCUUUAUGAAUCUAAAAAUUAAAUAUUUUAGAAAAAAAUUUGUUGCAUAGUGUGUUGUCAUUCCUGGACUACCAAUAAACUGCAACAAUUUUUUAAUGUUUAAUUUUAGAUUCAUUAAGAUUACCUUGAGAUCAAAUUAUCAUUUAAUUUUCGAUGUAUCAACUUUAGAACUUUAUUCAAGGAAUUUUGUUUUUAAAAUAAUAAGUAAUGGAAAAUAUGUUUCCUAGUUUUGUCCUUUUUUUGGUCAAUUUGGUCAAGCAGACAUUUAAUAUAUCCCAGUAAUUUCUCAGACUGUUUCUAAUUUUGUUACAUUAUUUCAGUGAAUGGUGAACAUUUUUAAGCUGCUCUUAAAUAUGACUUAUAUUGUGACUAACAAAAUAAAUAUUCUUCCUUUCUCCAGGAUUGUGUAACAUUUAAAAAUGCAUGUCCUAAUUCUCCAUUGCAUCCUCACUUGGUUUUCAAGCUUAUCUAGCAAAAGCAUUUACAUAACUGUUCUCAGAAAACCUUUGCACUUAAGAGGGGGGUGGGGUCUUUAAGAAGUAAUAUAAAUUGGUACUGCAUUUAGAAUUGAGAUUUUAAAAAUAUAUCAAUAUCUUUAAAAUGAGAUUUGAAGAAUCUCAAAGUACCCAGCAAGCAUUCUGUCCUUGACUUGAUCUACUGUCAAUCAUUUUAAAAUGUAAAGUUUGAUUUUAAUUUUUGUUCAUUACGAGUGUAGUACGGGUAAAAAACAUUUGAGGAUGCUUACUGAAUUAUUAUAUUAGCUUCUGGUGUCCUUUUAUACUUUUAAUAUUUGUUGUUAUUCUUUUCCAAUUCAAAAGGGUGAUAGAUAAACUUAGUUGAAGAGACAUAUUGUGUAAAUGCAUUAAAUUUGUGGUUUUGUUGCAUGCAUCAUUCCUACUAAAGAAAAUCUCUCUCAGGAUAAGCAUAAGUACAAGAAGAACAACAUAUUAACUCUGGUUAAUUAAUCACAUACGUUGACAUUAAUGAAAAAGUAUGUGAUCACAUUGUUGAGACAAUAUAUGAUCACACUGAUUAGAAAAUAUGUCAUCACACAAAUAAAAUAUUUUAAAAUAUGCACAUAAUCAGGUUUUAUCUAGCUUAAUCCAAUUAUUUAACAAAACAAAAUUGAUGCUCCAGAAUGUGUAUUCACCCCAAGUGAGUUAAUGGGGUUAUUGGAGUUUUGCAGUGGGUUUCAAACACAAAGUAAAAUGAAAAUCUGUGAAAAGCAUUCAUCCAUAAAAUUAAUGGAAUAAAAAAACUGUAUUCCCUUAUCAUAUCAAGUUUAACACAUAAUUCAGGUAGGGGACCUCCAGUAAUGUCUUAGGAAACAAUUAUGUACUUAACAAUUAUAGAAAAAACUUAGAAUGUGAUCCAUUAAAAUAUAUAUCUAAAAUUGCACAGCAGAUUUAGUAAUAUAUCAGUAAAUUCAAUGUAUCUUUACAUUUACUAUGAUUUUCUUUCACGUUGGCAGCAGAAAAAUAACUGGAAAAUUCCUGGCAUAUGUUUAAAAUAAAUAAUAAUAAUAAAUGGACACCAUUUUGAUUGGCCCAAGUAAAAAAAAAACCGCACACAUUCCUUAGGCCAAAGCUUGGGUUUAUAUUUAUUCAUAAAAUAUUGAUGUAUACUCUCAUCCUUUAAAGAAGAUAUUAAUGCCUGUGAAUAAAGAAAUGAAGUCUUACAUCCAUAAGAAAACUAAUGAAAAAAAAAAAAAAUCUAAAAAAAAACAAUGUAAUAUGCUAAAUUUAACUCAAUGCUCAGGCUGCAAUUUCAGUUCUGGAGAAAAAAAAAUACAAUAACAUAUAGUGUAUUAUUGGGUUUAUAUUUAUUAAUAAAAUAUUGAUGUAUACUCUCAUCCUUUAAAGAAGAAAUUAAUGCCUGUGAAUAAAGAAAAGAAGUCUUACAUCCAUAAGAAAACUAAUGAAAAAAAAAAAAAAUCUAAAAAAAAACAAUGUAAUAUGCUAAAUUUGACUCAAUGCUCAGGCUGCAAUUUCAGUUCUGGAGAAAAAAAAAUACAAUCACAUAUAGUGUAUUAAAUUCUGUCAAUAUUUAAACAAGGUAGACCAUGACACAAAUGGAAAUGCUAGUGACUAAACACAUUGCUCAAGUCUUUUGAGUAAAUCAACAAAACAGCCACUGGAGAAAUAGGCAUCGUUGCCAUUUAUAGAUGAAUAUUUCGUAAAACAAAGAUUUAUUAAUGCAAAUACAUUUUGAUUUCAUUGUCUUCAGUUAAUAUAUUUAUUACAACAGUUAAAAAAAGCUCAUGCAAGAGGAAGGGAUGGUUAAACGCAUAAAUUACGUAUCAAUUAGCUAUCUCAACACUUCAUCAGAAAAUUCUAAAGAAACUAAAACUCAUAUGCACAAAAAAAUAAUGAAUUCUAUUCCAAACAAUAGCCAACAAAACAAAAUUAUCAGGAGGUGUUUGAAGUGUGUAAAGAAAUGAACAGAAUUUAUUAGCUGUCCGAUUAGACAAAAUUCUCUUUCUGUAGUCAGGGGACAAUGAAACUGGAUCCAAAAACCAUUUUUAAAGCAUGUUGCUUACAAGAAAACCUGCCCACAUCUUAGUCAAUGUUUAAAAAUCAUGCUACUGUCACGUUUUUAAAGUUGAGUGAUAUGUGUCUAUUAUUUGGUUUAGAGAGAUUGAAGAGAGUUGUUUGUAAGUCGCCCGAAUCUAUUGAUUACGAAGACACCAUAGAUCAUUUUUUUUUUAGUUGGCACAAAUAAAGAAGAUCUGAAACUGAUUCUACCCCCUAAAUGAGCAGGCUUGUCACACAAAGAUUUGUGAAAAUUCAUGGUGAUAAUGCAAGUCAAUUAAUUGUUAUUAAUAUUUACUUCUGACUUUACUUUUUAGAUUUAAUCAAAAGAAGAGAGAAAUGGCUGAAUGACAAACAACAAUGAAAUAUAUUUUACAAUAUUUUGCAGGAUCCCUCCAGUAUAAUUUGUAAUGUAAAAAAAAUGCCCUUUUGAUGCCUUGUCUCUAAAGUAUUUCUGUUAUUCUUACAGCCUUUUCUGUAACUAGGAACAGCAAAGAUGUCAUAGCGCAAGGAUUUCUUUUAAAUCACAUCAUCAGCAUUUUAACAACAUGACAACUUAAAAUUUGCAAACAAGAACACCAAAACAAUCUCAUCUUUAAGUUGUUUAAUAUUCAAUUAUAAAAGUAUAAAAAAAACAUCUUGAGUGAACUGAAACUCCGUAAAGUAUUCUUUUCAAGCCAAGUUAACUGUUUAAUUUUUUUAUUUAUUAUGUUCCUCCCUUCACCACUCUAGAACCAGAGGAGCCCCAAACACCUUCGGCUGAAGUUGAACUCCCCAGAGAUGGACAAACUGAGGCUGAGCAACCAGAGGAGGAGAGUCUGCAAUUCACCAGCUCCGUGGACUUCACCACCUCAGAGUACACAUCAUCUGAGGUCGUCACCACGGAGACCCUUAUUGACAGAUAUGUUGAUAUAACUGAGACGGAGGAAGUUUCCACAACCUCAGAAAUCUCGGCGCCGGAGGUCACAGAGAUUGUACCCGUUGAGAUUUCUCUAGAAGAAGAAAAACCGCGCGAAGAUGUGACAGCGGAGAUUGAGUUUAAAAUCCCUGCUACUGAUACUUCAAUCACUGUUGAUGCUUUUGAAAGUCUGAUCAGUGAGAUAGAGGAAGCCAUCACUGAGGAUGUCACCAUUGAGACCUCGGAGGAUAUUGAUCAUGAGCUUAAACCAACAACAACAGAAGACACUUUCGAAAUUGUACAAGAAGUCGGCGAGAAACCCACAUUUGUUAAAGAACUUGAGAGCGUCGAGGCCACUGAAGGGCAGCCUGUACGCUUUGAAGUUGUGGUGGCUGGUGAACCGACCCCUGAUGUUUCUUGGUUCUUGGAUGGAGAGAUCAUCCGAGAUUCUCCUGUGUACAGAAUCGAACCAGGGCCGGACGGCCGGUGCACGCUUAUUCUACCUGAGUCUUUCCCAGAGGAUGAGGGAGAAUAUGAAUGCCGUGCCACCAACAUUUACGGAACAGUUUCUACCAAAGCUGACUUAUAUGUACAAGGUAAGAUUAGCAGAAUGUGACUGUAUGUAAGAAUAUUUUACUGAAAUACUGAUAUUCUCCAGAAUUAUUGAUAUGUAUGUAUUUAUGUGUAUCAAAAAUAGGUUCUUUAUUCUCAUCUCUGAAUUAUUAGCUCAUUCCUGUCUACAUUAUAUUUUUUAUUCAAACCAAUGGUCUACAACCUGAAAGCUUAUAAAGUUAUAUUGUUGACCCAUACUGAGAAGAGUGAUGUAUUAUGCAAAGAUCAUAUGUAAAAAUGUCAAUUAUAGAAUCAUAUCAUAAAAAACAAUCAUGAUGUUCACUCAUUUAAUCAGGCCACAACUUGGGGACCACUGAUUUGUUACCUUUUUCUUCUUUUCCACACAACUUUGGUAUCAAUAAAUAUGCAUUUAUUUCUUUUUAAUUUAAAAAAAAUUGAUGUUUUGUUUUAUGAUUUUAAAAAAAAAUUGAUUUGGGGUGUAUAGGAAUUAUAAUGAGAGCUUACUUUUAAAAAUACCAUGUGAAAUGUUUUAAAAAAAUACAAGUUUAAGGUAACAAUUUGAAAUGUCAGAAACUAGGGAGGGUUCGAUAAUGUUCACUUGUAUCAGCUUCUAACAUCAACUACGCACAAAUAAGUUUCAUGGUAUAUUACUAAAUUUAGUUCAUUAUAACUUUCUCAUAGCUAAAAUCAAUUAUAAAUCACAAAUUAAUAUUUUUCUGACCUAAAAAAUUAUGACGUUUUUAAAUUAAUGUAAAAUCCCCAUUUAAUAAUGUCUCUUUUUAAGAUCAGGUCAGCCGCUCACAGAUAUAUUUAAGGCCAAUAGAUUGAUCAAUAAAUUAUGGCAGAAAAAAGAUAUAUUAAUGAACGUUGGCUUUUCCUUUAACAUGUUUUUUUUUUUUUUAUCAAUAGGCUCUUGGGUUACUUUAUAGGUACAUGUACACAGUGGUAUUCAAAAUGAAGUUGUUUUUUUUUUUUUUUUUAAAAUAACUUUCUUAUCUUUUCUUUUUACCUUCCUUUGUUUUUUAACAUGUUUUUUUUUUUUUUAUCAAUAGGCUCUUGGGUUACUUUAUAGGUACAUGUACACAGUGGUAUUCAAAAUGAAGUUGUUUUUUUUUUUUUUUAAAAAUAACUUUCUUAGCUUUUCUUUUGACCUUCCUUUGAUUACUUGAUGUAGCUCUUCUCACUGUCACCUUUUAUUUGUCAUGUAUAUUUAUCUCUUCAAUGUCACUCAAUCUUCCAUUGCAAACCUAGUUUUCUCUGACAAGAAGAUUUUGGGGAAAGAAUCAGAAGAAGAAUUUCCAUCUGAUGACGCCCAUGAAGCCACUGAUUUUUCAGAAUAUCUUGAUAAGUCCAAUCUAUAUGAAUUAAGAUUACUUGAGUCGGAAAUAGGUGAAUCAAGAUUGUACAUGUCAGUAGAAGGUGAAAUCAAUAUCAAAGAUAGGACAGCUACUAAAAAAGUCAGUGAAAGGGAAGAAAGGAAAAUCAGUGAAAAGGAAGAUUUAACAUUCAUUGAGACUGAAGAUGAAACAGCAAUCAAAAGGGCAGAUGUGACAUGUUCUGAAAAGGAAGAUGUGACAGUAACUGAGGAAGAGGAUGUGACAAUCAUUGAUACUGAAGAAACAAUAUUAACUGAAAAGAAAGAUGUGAUUGUCAUUGAUACUGAUGAUGAAACAGUAACUGAAGAGGAUGAUUUGACAGUAACUGAAAAGGAAGAUGUGACAAUAACUGAAGAGAUAGAUGAGACUGUCAUUGAUACUGAAGAUAAUACAGUAACUGAAAAGGAAGAUUCGACAGUCAUUGAUACUGAAGAUACAACAGUAAAUGAAAAGGAAGAUUUGAUAGUCAUGGAUACUAAAGAAACAACAGUUACUAAAAAUCAAGAUCUCACCAACAUUGAUACUGAUGAUACAGCAGAAACUGAAAAAGAAGAUGUUACAGUAACUGAAAAGGAAGAUGUGACAGUCAUUGAUACUCAAGACACAACAGUAACUGAAAAGGAAGAUGUGACAGUAACUGAAAAGGAAAAUUCGACAGUCAUUGAUACUCAAGAUACAACACUUACUAAAAAGGAAGAUCUUGCCAUCAUUGAUACUGAAGAUACAACAGUAACUGAAAUGGAAGAUGUGACAGAAACUGAAAAGGAAGAUUUGUUAGUCAUUGAUACUGAAGAUACAAAAGUUACUAAAAUGGAAGAUCUCACUGUCAUUGAUACUGAAGACACAACAGUAACUAAAAAGGAAGAUUUGACAGUCAUUGAUACUGAAGAUAUAACAAUAACUGAAAGGGACAAUAAAACAGUAACUGAAAUGGAAGAUGUGACAGUAACUAAAAAGGAAGAUUUGACAGUCAUUCAUACUGAAAAUACAACAAUUACUGAAAUGGAAGAUGAGACUGUCACUGAAAAGGAAGAUGUGAGAGUCAUUGAAACUGAAGAUACAACAGUAAUUGAUAAGGAAGAUGUGACAGUCAUUGAAACUGAAGAUACAACAGUAAUUGAUAAGGAAGAUGUGACAGUCAUUGAUACUGAAGAUACAACAGUAACUGAAAAGGAAGAUUUGACAGUCAUUGAUACUGAAGAUACAUCAGUAAAUGAAAAGGAAAAUUUGACAGUAAAUGAAAAGGAAGAUGAAACUGUCACUGAAAAGGAAUAUGUGAGAGUCAUUGAAACUGAAGAAACAACAGUAGUUGAAAAGGAAGAUAUAACAGUCAUUGAUACUGAAGAUACAACAGUUACUAAAAUGGUAGAUUUGACAGUCAUUGAUACUGAAGAUACAACAAUUACUGAAAAGGAAGAUUCAACAUUCGUUGAUACUGAAGAUACCACAGUAACUGAAAAGGAAGAUUUGACAGUCAUUGAUACUGAAGAUACAACAAUUACUGAAAUGGAAUAUGAGACUGUCACUGAAAAGCAAGAUGUGACAGAAACUGAAAAGGAAGAUGAAUCUGUCACUGAAAAGGAAUAUUUGAGAGUCAUUGAAACUGAAGAUACAACAGUAAUUGAUAAGGAAGAUGUGACAGUCAUUGAAACUGAAGAUACAACAGUAAUUGAAAAGGAAGAUUUGACAGUCAUUGAUACUGAAGAUACAACAGUAAAUGAAAAGGACAAUUUGACAGUAAAUGAAAAGGAAGAUGAAACUGUCACUGAAAAGGAAUAUGUGAGAGUCAUUGAAACUGAAGAAACAACAGUAAUUGAAAAGGAAGAUAUAACAGUCAUUGAUACUGAAGAUACAACAGUUACUAAAAUGGAAGAUUUGACAGUCAUUGAUACUGAAGAUACAACAAUUACUGAAAAGGAAGAUUCAACAGUCGUUGAUACUGAAGAUACCACAGUAACUGAAAAGGAAGAUGUGACAGUCUCUGGAAAGGAAGAUUUAACAGUCAUUGAUACUGAAGAUACAACAAUUACUGAAAUGGAAUAUGAGACUGUCACUGAAAAGCAAGAUGUGACAGAAACUGAAAAGGAAGAUGAAACUGUCACUAAAAAGGAAUAUGUGAGAGUCAUUGAAACUGAAGAUACAACAGUUACUAGAAAGGAAGAUCUGCCAAUCAUUGACGCUGAAGAUACAACAGUAACUGAAAAGAAAGAUUUGACAGUCACUGAAAAGGAAGAUUUGACAGUCAUUGAUACUGAAGAUACAACAGUUACUAAAAUGGAAGAUACAACAGUUACUAAAAUAGAAGAUUUGACAGUCAUUGAUACUGACGAUACAACAAUUACUGAAAAGGAAGAUGAAACUGUCACUGAAAAGGAAUGUGUGAGAGUCAUUGAUACUGAAGAUACAACAGUUACUAAAAAGGAAGAUCUCACCAUCAUUGACGCUGAAGAUACAACAGUAAUAGAAAAGAAAGAUUUGUCAGUCACUGAAAAGGAAGAUUUGAAAUUCAUUGAUACUGAAGAUACAACAAUUACUGAAAAGGAAGAUGAAACUGUCACUGAAAAGGAAUGUGUGAGAGUCAUUGAUACUGAAGAUACAACAGUUACUAAAAAGGAAGAUCUCACCAUCAUUGAAGCUGAAGAUACAACAGUAAUAGAAAACAAAAAAAAUUGGUCAGUCAUUGAAAAGGAAGAUUCGACAGUCAUUGAUACUGAAUAUACAACAGUAAAUGAAAAGGAAGAUUCAAAAGUCAUUGAUACUAAAGAUACAACAGUAAAUGAAAAGGCAGAUGUGACAGUCACUGAAAAGGAAGAUGUCACCGUCAUUGAUAAUGAAGAUACAAACGUAACUGAAAAGGAAGAUGUUUCAGUAACUGAAAAGGAAGAUUUGACAGUCAUUGAUACUGACGAUACAACAAUUACUGAAAUGGAAGAUGAAACUGUCACUGAAAAGGAAUGUGUGAGAGUCAUUAAUACUGAAGAUACAACAGUUACUAAAAAGGAAGAUCUCACCAUCAUUGACGCUGAAGAUACAACAGUAAUAGAAAAGAAAGAUUUGUCAGUCACUGAAAAGGAAGAUUUGAAAGUCAUUGAUACUGAAGAUACAACAGUAAAUGAAAAGGAAGAUUCAAAAGUCAUUGAUACUGAAGAUACAACAGUAAAUGAAAAGGCAGAUGUGACAGUCACUGAAAAGGAAGAUGUCACAGUCAUUGAUAAUGAAGAUACAAACGUAACUGAAAAGGAAGAUGUUUCAGUAACUGAAAAGGAAGAUUUGACAGCCAUUGAUACUCAAGAUACAUCAGUUACUAAAAAGGAAGAUCUCGCCGUCAGUGAUACUGAAUAUCUCACUGUCAUUGAUGCCGAAGACAUAACAGUAACUAAAAAGGAAGAUUUGACAGUCAUUGAUACUGAAGAUACAACAAUUACUGAAAAGGAAGAUUCGACAGUCAUUGAUACUGAAGAUACAACAGUAAAUGAAAAGGAAGAUUCAAAAGUCAAUGAUACUGAAGAUACAACAGUAAAUGAAAAGGCAGAUGUGACAAUCACUGAAAAGGAAGAUGUCACCGUCAUUGAUAAUGAAGAUACAAACGUAACUGAAAAGGAAGAUGUUUCAGUAACUGAAAAGGAAGAUUUGACAGCCAUUGAUACUCAAGAUACAUCAGUUACUAAAAAGGAAGAUCUCGCCGUCAGUGAUACUGAAUAUCUCACUGUCAUUGAUGCCGAAGACAUAACAGUAACUAAAAAGGAAGAUUUGACAGUCAUUGAUACUGAAGAUACAACAAUUACUGAAAAGGAAGAUUCGACAGUCAUUGAUACUGAAUAUACAACAGUAAAUGAAAAGGAAGAUUCAAAAGUCAAUGAUACUGAAGAUACAACAGUAAAUGAAAAGGCAGAUGUGACAGUCACUGAAAAGGAAGAUGUCACCGUCAUUGAUAAUGAAGAUACAAACGUAACUGAAAAGGAAGAUGUUUCAGUAACUGAAAAGGAAGAUUUGACAGUCAUUGAUACUCAAGAUACAUCAGUUACUAAAAAGGAAGAUCUCGCCGUCAGUGAUACUGAAUAUCUCACUGUCAUUGAUACCGAAGACACAACAGUAACUAAAAAGGAAGAUUUGACAGUCAUUGAUACUGACGAUACAACAAUUACUGAAAAGGAAGAUGAAACUGUCACUGAAAAGGAAUGUGUGAGAGUCAUUGAUACUGAAGAUACAACAGUUACUAAAAAGGAGGAUCUCACCAUCAUUGACGCUGAAGAUACAACAAUCGCUGAAGAUUCGAUUGAAACUGAAGAGACAACAGUAAUUGAAAAGAAAGAUGUGACAGUCAUUGAUAAUGAAGAUACAACAGUAACUGAAAAAGAAUAUGUUUCAGUAACUGAAAAGGAAGAUUUGACAGUCAUUGAUACUGAAGAUACAACAAUUACUGAAAAGGAAGAUUCAACAGUCGUUGAUACUGAAGAUACAACAGUAACUGAAAAGGAAGAUGUGACAGUCUCUGGAAAGGAAGAUUUGACAGUCAUUGAUACUGAAGAUACAACAAUUACUGAAAUGGAAUAUGAGACUGUCACUGAAAAGCAAGAUGUGACAGAAACUGAAAAGGAAGAUGAAACUGUCACUAAAAAGGAAUAUGUGAGAGUCAUUGAAACUGAAGAGACAACAGUAAUUGAAAAGGAAGAUGUGACAGUCAUUGAUACUGAAGAUACAUCAGUUACUAAAAAGGAAGAUCUCACCAUCAUUGACGCUGAAGAUACAACAGUAACUGAAAAGAAAGAUUUGACAGUCACUGAAAAGGAAGAUUUGACAGUCAUUGAUACUGAAGAUACAACAAUUGCUGAAAAGGAAGAUUCGACAGUCAUUGAUACUGAAGAUACAACAGUAAAUGAAAAGGGAGAUGUGACAGUCAUUGAUACUGAAGAUACAACAGUAAAUGAAAAGGAAGAUGUGACAGUCACUGAAAAGGAAGAUGUCACCGUCAUUGAUAAUGAAGAUACAACAGUAACUGAAAAAGAAGAUGUUUCAGUAACUGAAAAGGAAGAUGUGACAGUCGCCGAAAAGAAAGAUGUGACAUUUACUGAAAAGGAGGAUGUGACAGUGACAGAAAAGGAAGAUAAACCUGUCACUGAAAAGGAAGAUGUGAAAGUCAUUGGAACUGAAGAAACAACAGUAAUUGAAACGGAAGAUGUAACUGUCAUUGAUACUGAAGAAACAACAGUAAUUGAAAAAGAAGAUGUGACUGUCGCUGAAAAGGAAGAUGAGACUGUCACUAAAAAGGAAGAUGUGAAAGUCACUGAAAAGGAAGAUGAAACUUUCACUGAAAAGGAAAAUUUCAGAGUCAUUGAAACUGAAGAAACAACAGUAAUUGAAAAAGAAGAUGUGACUGUCGCUGAAAAGGAAGAUGAGACUGUCACUAAAAAGGAAGAUGUGAAAGUCACUGAAAAGGAAGAUGAAACUUUUACUGAAAAGGAAAAUGUCAGAGUCAUUGAACUUGAAGAAACAACAGUAAUUGAUAAGGAAGAUGUGACAGUCAUUGAUACUGAAAAUUUAACAAUUACUGUAAAGGAAGAUGUGAGCAUCAUUGAAACUGAAGAAACAACAGUAAAUGAAAAGGAAGAUGUGACAGUCACUGAAAAUGAAGAUUUGAAGGUUACUGAAACUGAAAGAGUUGGAUGUCCUGAAGCCAAGCCAAUAAAUGACAGUCAAGCACUAAUUCAUGAGAUCAUUGUCGGAGUAGAUUUUUCAUUUUCAAAAUCACCUAGUGUUUUGAGUACAAAAGAAAAGAUGUCAGUUAAAGAUGAUUCUGUCAGCAUUACUUCUGUGGACCUGUACGAUGAUGUGUGCCCAGACAUCACUGAAAAAACUUCCUUAUCUUCAGAGGUUAUUGAAGAUAUUCACCUCCUUGAAUCCUUUGUUCCCACUGUUGAAAAAUCAACAGAAUUGAUUGCUGAACAAUAUACUAAUGAUAGUCCAGCUGAUCUUAAUACAUCCUUUGCAGAGAACCCUGAAGAAAUCCCAUCAAUAGUGAACAUUUCAUUCAAAAAAUCUCCCUGUGUCAUAAGUUUGUCAGAGAGAAGCUCUCACACUGAAGAAACGUUCAGUACUACUACUACCACAGAGAGUCUCUCUGAUGAAUAUUUUCCAAAAAUUUUAGAAAUAACAUCAUUUGUGUCCUCCCUUGCCAAUGAUUUGGACACAGCCCCUAAAGGUGAGGUUAUAAUUGCGCUGAGGCCAGCACUUGAGGAAAGUGAGUCCCCCAAAAACAAUCUUGCACAGCCACAAACUGAACUAGGGGAACUGAAACCAACUGACGAAGAAAAAAGUCAUUCAAAUUCAGAAUCGGAAGAGGCAGUUUUAGAAUCGUCAAUUUCUAACACAAACAUAAAGGAAACUGAAGCUCCAAGUCAUGAGAUAAUAGCUCAAAUAAGAGAUUCAUUUGUUUCAACCAAUGAUGGGGAAGAAAAUCAGGCCAAACCAUUUAUCAAAAAGCCAAAGCGAAUCACCUCGACCAAUUCUCCAGAUGAAAACGAAAUUAGUAAGUCUGAGACAGGUACAACAUCACCAUUGAAUGAGAAUGUUUUGGUUGAUGCACAGGCACUGCCUCUGACUAACCAGGAAUUUACGGAAGGUGCCACAGUUGAACAAGCUAAACCUAUAGCUAGCCUCCCAAACGUUGUCGUGACAGAGACAGUCAGUGUCUCCAUCACCACUUCCAAAAUCACAAGUCACAUGAUCAUUUCUCAAGUUCUGCCACAUCCAUCUGGAAGAAGCACGAGGCCAGCAUCACAAAUAGAUGGAGGCAGAGAAUAUCCAUCAGAUGCCAGGGACACUCAGCGGACAGAUGAGAUGAUGAGUCUAAAUGAAAAUGACACUGACUUAUCAGGUCCUGAAAUAUUGUCUGAUGCUGUGACACAUUUCCUAGCAAUAGAUAGACCUCCCGCAGAUCAUCCCCAGCAGAUAGAAGUGAAAGUCCUAAAGCCAGCAUCUUCCAUGGAUGAAUCUGAUUCAAAUGUUGGGUUUGAGAUUUCUAUCACAAAAAUAUCAUAUCUAGGUGCAUCAGAGAUGUCAGUGCCUGCUGGUUCCACAAAUGUGACAAAGAUUUAUGAUAUUACUCGUGAUGGUUCACCAGAAAUUGCAGAUAUUUCUGAAGAGGUAUCUAAAACAAAUCUUGUACUGGACACUUCCAUAGACAAUCAGCUAGCAGAUAACUUAAGUGAAAUUGAUAAGGAUGUGAAUGAAGCUCAACUUGAAAAGCUUAAAGAAAAUAACAAGGAUCAGCUAAAAGGUUCCCUUGAGUCUUCUCUUGUGCUUAUGGACAUAGAUGAAGAAUCAUUUGCGACUGAAACAUGUCUCAUUGCCAACAUAGAUGACAGUAAUGAACUGUUGGAUGUGACUGACACUCUCCUUUCUACUGUUGUUGAGACAGUGAAUGCUUAUGGUGAUGUGGAAAAUAUUAAGAGAGCAGAUCAACCUACCGUUAAUGAAAACGAUUUGUUGAGGAGAUCUUCAUUUAUUUCUGUCUCCAGAAGACUGUCCACAGAUGCUAGUAAAACUUCACCACUACAGACUCCUGUCUAUGACAGACAAUAUCCCACUAAUACAAGGCGAUGGUCUGAUUAUGAUGAGCUGGUAAUGUCUGAUGAUGAAACACAGAUCCAUGAAAUUGCCCCCCCUUCACAUGAAGUUCUUGCUCAUACCAGAGAAACUAUUCAUGAAGAUAAAAAGAUAACAACUGCAAAGACUGUCAUUGUGAUGCCAGAGUACAAGAGGCCUCCAAAAACACCGUUAGUCAAUAUUGAUGUCUCCCUUGAUGAAGAAAAAGCUGAACGAAUUCUACGAAAAAUCUCUCGCCAACCAGAAAUGACAACAGUCACAACAACUUUAAGAGAAAGCAAUGUCUUCUCUCCUGAUGAUGAGGACUUCUCAAGCAGAACUUUGAACAGCAGCCAGGAAUUGUUUGAACUGUUCAACAGACCAAGUAAAGAAUCUACUCCGAUGCCAGAGUCUAGAUCAAGACGGGCUUCUUGCAUUCGCAGGAACUCUGAAACAGUCAUCAUGGAAUCUGUCGUGACAAAGCCCCAAGUGUUACAGCCAGAGGAAAUUGAAGAGGAAAUGGAGGAGCAAAUUGAGGAUGAAGACGAUACGAUACUACAAAUUAAUAUCUCUUUUGAUGGCCUGAGACAAAGAUUAAGUACUGAAACAGUUCCAAAGUCUUUGGGGAGAAGGAGGUCAGUGUCCAGAAAUUUUGAACUUGAAGAUGAGGAGGAAGACAUGAGUUUCAGAGAAAAAUCUCCUUUCAUGGACUUCACACCAUCAUCUGCUGAUAGAGAUGGGAGUCAUGGGGAUAGAAGAAAAUCUUCAUGCUUUGAAUUGCCUAAAGUCACUGUUGAAGCAGAUUCAGAUGAGGAUGCUGAUGAACAUGAGGAGACUGUUCUAGAAGUGGCCAAUUUGGUGACUGUUACUGUCAAGUCGGAGAAGGCCACCAACACUAUCUCUGAUAUUAGCAUAAAAAUUGCAGCUAAAGAUUUAAGGGCUGGUGUUAAUAGGCUGGGUGGAUUGUUGGGGCUGCCAGAAAUAUUAGCAGGCAAUUUUUCCAAAAUUCCAUCUAAGGCUGAACAAAGGCCAGAAAAUUCUCCUUCAGGCAACGUAUGUCAAGAAGGAGAAACAUCCAACACUGAAAAUAAUGCUGGUCCAAGUCCUGGAGAGACACAAGGAGGUAAACAGGAAACGAUGAGAUCUUCUCCUGAGUUAGAGGACAUUGUAGCUGAUGUAUGGCAGGCAGAAAUGGCAUCUAAAGAAAUUAGAGAUAAAGCACCCAUUUUUGACAAGCAAAAUACAAAAGAUAUAGAAAAUACAACUGCUAUUGAAAAAGGUGAUGAGAAAACAAAACAAAACAUGGCUUCAGUUCUUCAAGCUGAUGCACCGAGGGGUGCAACUGAACAUGUUUUACAUGGGGUGACUGAUCUUAGAAAACUCGAGGAAGGCAAAACGAUUGAUAAAGAAAUAAAAGAAAUUGAGGCAUUGGAAAGGGAAGUCUUCAGUAAUGAAUCUAUGAAUAUUAACCAACCAAGUGAUGAGCAAAAAUAUUCAAAUCUUGAAGGUGCAGAAAGCAAAAUAAAAAGUAGCUCAACUGUGUCUGAAGAUGAUUUGAGCAAUGGCAACCAAGCAUACAUUUUGCCAGAAGAAAGCAAUCUGUACAGGUCACAGGUGGACAAAAUAAACAAAGCCGGGGAAAAUGACCUCACAGAAACAGACAUUAUUCACAAGGAGACCAAUGUGGAAGAAGAAAAAGUGGACAUCCUUCCAUUGCUAAAGGAGGAAAGCAAAGAAUUAGAGGACAGAGAUAUGUUAGUUGAUAUUCAUGUGGAUGUUUCUGAAGAUUACAGUCCACUGCAAAGUGAUACGACAACUGUUGAAGAUGAACAUGAUGAGUUUGAUAUUCAUUCUUCAAGUUUUAAAGCAUUGGAUGGAACUACAACAAAGUCUCCCAUAACGUUUGAUGAAUUUGUAGCUGAAACCUUUAGAAGUGUGUCACCAAUUUCAUCAUUGUCAGCAUCCUCCGAAGAGUCAGGGGAGAUACCUUACCCCACUGAUGAUACACCUGACCUGUCACAGCUGGUGGAGAAUGUUUUGCUGAAUAGCAUUUCAGUCAGUCAACUACCUGUAGAUGGUGACGACCAGACUAAGCAUGAAUACACAUUAGGCAAACCACAAGCAUUGGCCAGGGAUGUGACAGAAGAUGAUGACACAUUUGGCGUUUUAUCUGCCAUACCAGAAUGCACUGAGGACUCACUCACAAAUCCUUAUAAGGAUAGUGCAGAAGAAAAGGAUGCGACUGGUACAAGAUCUUUGUCAGAAUUCUCUACAUCUGCACAUGAAUUGGAAGCUCAGCUUUCAGGAAGAGAACAUCGUGAACCCGUGGAACAACUAGUCCUCUCAGACAUAUCUAAUCAGGACAGAGAUUCAUUUGAUGGUCUUGAUGAAUUGGAGGAGAUGGUGAAUACUCAGGAAGAAGGAGAUUGGUUUGUGAAGUAUAUCCAGGAACAGAACGAAAGUGAGGAUGAAAGUAUUGAGCUUCAAGUGUCAGAAUCAGUUGGCUCUGAUGAGAUCGAUGUUUGUUGUAUGGACAAAGACAGUUCUAUAGAUUUUGCUGAAAGUGGGGACCUAGUAGAUGACAAUGCUUUAAAGGAGAAAGAUGAAGGUAUGGAUGUAAAAACAUUUCAAGAAAGAGGUGAAGAUAGGACUGCAAGGUCUAUUUCAGACAUCUUGGAGCAUGGCACUUUUAAUUCUUUCACUGAUUUUGAGACUCUGAAAAAAUCUGACCUAAGUGUUGUGAACCAUUGGUGUGAGACUGAAGCAUCUCCAUUUACAUUGGAUAAAAACAUGACUCAGUCAGGAGCCACAUGCGAAAAAGUUGGAGAUUGGGUAGACAAUCAAGAUAUUCUUAGAGAAAAAUCAGUGGCGAGAUCAACUUCUACAGAUGAAGAAGACAUUGAAGGUAUACUUGAUGGAGAAAAGCAGCAAAAUUUGAUGUUGCAUUCACUCACAAUGUUUCUGGGGCAUACAGCAUGUUGCCAUGAAAACACUUUUUUUUAUAUAUAUGCAUAUAUUUAUGACAUAUUUAACAGAUGUUUGAAAAGAAAUAAAAACAAUUGCUGUUAUCUAUGAUUUAUUAUUUUUAUAAUACUAGGCAAGACACAGCCAGUUUGCAUGACCACUUCUCACAUCUGCACUGGUGAAUUACAAGCACUUUGACCCUAAAGCACAAAUAACUUUGGUGUUGUUCUUUCACAGCCCACAGUAUCUUUUGGAACCUGGACUGGAAAAUGAUUUCUGUAUUUAUAUAAAGGGAAAUACUACGUUUUUAAAGAAAAUUUAACAAAAUAUAAUAAUUUUAGAUAUUUUUAUUUUUUAAAGCAUGUAAAUAAUUUAGAAUGACCAAACAAUGAGAACUAGAUACUCCAGUGUAUUUUUUUAAGAGCUCUUAUUUGUUCAAAUUUUAUUCUAAAAAUCAGUCAUUCAAAUCUAAUCCCCAUCCCCAAUGGCAUGAAUAUACAUAUAAACACUAAACCAGCGUAUGUAUUGGGAGUCAUGAACAAAAGAAACAAAAAAAGAAAUGUUUAAAAUAAACCUCAAAAAAAAUGUUUAAGCAGGGAAGGGUAACCAAGGAGGUAAAAAAUUAUGGACAAUAAUUAGAAAACGGGUUGAGAAAUGCUGCCCCAAACCAAGGAUGUGUCUAUGGUUUUAUAAAUAGUUGAUAUACAUUGAUGCAUAUUAUGAAUCAUUGGUUUUUAUAUCAUAUUUGGUUUGGUGUCAUAAUAAAACACUUAAAAUUUAUUGUUGAUUUGAAACAAAUUUUAUCACUCACUACUACUGGAAAGCUGUAUGUCUUACCAAAAUGUCAUUUGCUUUAGCCUAGCCAUAACACUUUUUUUUAAUAUUCCAACAUGUCAAUACAUUAUACUGUAUUACACUCCACAGGUUAUCAUGGUUUUUAUCACUGUUGUAAUUACUCAAAUAUUCAUACAAAUAAUUUGAUGUCUCAUCCUCACAAUUUAUUGCAUGGAUUAUACAAAGUCGAUUAUUAAAUUAAUCCUCAUUUAUUUGUUCUCUUUGAUAUUUGAUGUCAAUGUCAUGUUGCUGAAAUACUUAUAAAGUUCUUAUGCUUUAUGCUAGGAUUGUUGGCUUUUACAGCCACUCUUUGCUCAAGGAUAGGUUUUUUAAAAAUUAAUUUUAAAAAGGAACAUUUUACUUUAUAGUUUUUUAUAUGGACAAUUUUUAAUUGACAAAGUAGAGGAAAUAAUUAUUUUCUGAAUAUUCUACUUGCACUACUAAUAACAUCACUUCUAAUCAAAAGCACACCUAAUUGUUUGGAAAAAAGAUGAUAACUCAAUAUAAAUUGUUUCAACCAAAUAUGCAGUGUUUUAAAAGUAACAAAUAUCAAAUGUCUUCUUAGAUAAAUUUAUUUGGCAUAUUAAAGAUAGUGUAUAAUUAAUUUUUUGUAAUCAUGAGUUUAAAGAUUUUGAGUUCUCUUUAUACCUACUUUUUAAACUAUUAAAAUGCUAUGACACAUACAUCGAUGGAUAUGUAGUGAUGAACAUUUCUUUUACUACAUUUGUGCUAUAUUUCAUAUUGUGAAUGCAUCUCAUUUACCAUAGUGAAAUUCAGCAUUAAAAUUAAACUGUUUUGUUAUUUUUCUCCUCAGUGUUGGCAGAGAAAGCAGAAACCUUGUCUGAGAAAGAGAAAUUAGUCACAGCAGGUAACAUACGAUUCCUUGUAGUUUUCUCAUUAAUAACUGACACAAUGUCAUUCUUUCAAAUGAACUGUUCGUUUUAUUGUUUGGAAAAUCUUUGUUUGGUGAGUAAAACAGUUGUGAGUGUGUUAAGUUUUCAUUUUUAACUAUCUUAUUUCUUUUUAGAAAUUGAGAAGGAAGAAGAAUCAGAUGAAGACAAGAAAGAGAUUUCUCCCACACGACUUGAACAAGCUGUUGUUGAAGGUGAUUUUAAAACUUGAUUAAUUGCAGCAGUUGUUUACCAUUAAAGUGCUGCUAUUUCCUGUACUCCUAUAAUGGGCCAUUUAUAUAUCUAUAUUCAUAUUUCAGAAGUAAAAGAUGAGCGCUUCGCGCCAGUUAUCAAACAAGGGCUUGCUCCCAUCACAACCAAAGAUGGAGGCCAGGCCCGGUUUGAAGCAGAAAUCGUUGGUCUCCCAGUGCCCACCAUCACAUGGUACAAAGAUGAACAACUCAUCCAUCCAUCUGAGGAGUUUGAGAUUGCUUUCAGUGAAGAAAACAUUGCCUCCCUUUUCAUCCAUGAUGUGUUACCUGAAGACGCUGGCAAGUAUGUGGUGGUGGCCAACAACGAGAUGGGAACAGCAACAACUUCAGCUAACUUGGAAGUAGAGGGUAAGCUAAUCAGCUGGUGUAUCGUGUUUGUUGUUUAUCAUUUUAAUUUAUUAGUUUUUACUUACAGAAACAGUGAAAUCUGUGUAAGCUUUUUUUUUUUAAAGUAUAUUUUAGAAAAACAGAAGUUCAAUUAUCCAUACUAAUGGUGACCAAUUAGGAUUCCUGUGAUAAAAAAAUCAGAAUAAAAGAUCAAAUGCUAAAAAUGAUAAAAUAAAAGAAGUUUUUAUGUAUAACUGCUGGCCAUAGUUUUGUGACCAAAACAAGUUAUUUACAUUUGUUAAUCGGGGAUUUUAGCAAUAUUAAGCAUUAAGCAAUACAAAAAAAUACAAUAGUGAUUUUAUAGUCAUUGUAUCUCUGUGGUUAGUCAGCUCCCUAAAACUGUACAGUAUGGAAGGCAGAUGGCAAACAGAGAGAAUUAACUAAUUAUUGGGGAUUUUUCUCUUUCAGCUGCUGAAGUCAGUGAUGUGUCCCAGGAGGAGACAUCCGGCAUAGCUCCAGUGUUUACCAUCAAGCCGACCUUCCAGUUAGUUGAUGAGACAGAGACUGCAACAUUCACUGCUACAAUUGAGGCAGUGCCCCAACCCCAGGUUAGAUGAGCGAAUGAGAUUCUACCUUUUUGGGUUAACUGUAUUUGGAAGAUUUAUGUUAUGACGAUGUGAAGAGGUUGUGGAGAAAUCUUUUAGUAUGAAAUAUUAUACUUAAAAGUUUACUUACCUUAAGUAAAAUUAUUUGCUUAUCCUUUGGUGUAGAUUUUGUGGACCAAGGACAGCAGUCCCCUGCCUGAUGACGACAGAUUUCAGACUUCAUUUAGUAAAGACGAGGACACCUACCACACCAGCCUUGUCAUCACAGAGACACGACCAGAAGAUGCAGGAACAUACAAGGUCACUGCCACUAAUGACAUUGGAGAGGAGGUGGUUAAGGUGUCCCUCAUCGUUAACAGUAAGUUCAGGUUUUUCUUACUUUUAAGGAAUUUUUUUUUUUUUUUAAGAUUCGGACAAUUUUUUAUAAUUCACAAUAAAUUCAAACUUGUUUUUUAGAAUAAAAAAGAAAACUUAACUUGGUCAAAUAAUUUGUAUUAUUGUAGCUGAAAAAUUUGAAAGUAGAUGUUAAUCUUAAGAGGUUGAUUCAACAUUGAAUGAGAUCUAAUGAAGCACAUCACCUAGUAGAUUUAAUAGUUGAAUUGAUUAAUUUAUUUAAAUAAAUCUACCAACUUGUACAAUGGGUGCAUGACUCUUCCUCAUCCCAUCACCCUUUACAAUAAUGUUUGUAUACACUCUCUCAUCCUGUUGUGUGGAUGUCAAGGUUGCUUUGUUUUCAAUGCAAGACAUCAAGUUAAUAUUAAUAUUGCUAAUUACUGAAAGCUUUUUACACAAAAGUCUUAAGAGCAAGAUCGCAGCAAUUAGGUCUUUCCCCACCAAGAAUCUUUCAUUUAUUUCCAAAGAAAUUGUAGAAGAGAAGAAAGACUUCCGCGACCAACUGGCAACUGCAACCUUUGAAAUCCCACAAAAACCAGAAGAAGUGGAACAGGUUGACUUUAGAGAUAUGCUGCAAACAGAAGUGUAAGUAGAUGAAUGGAGUUUGUCAGGAUGGAUAGCUUUGAUCCGGUCAGGAUGGAUAGCUUUGAUCCGGUCAGGAUGGAUAGCUUUGGUCCGGCAUGUUUCUCACUUUCUCAUGUCAUGGUUUUAUUCUUACUGCUAUUUUUUUUUUUUUUUUUACAUUUUUUUAAAGUAUAAACUAUUUUAUUGAGCAUGUGUUUGCAUUGAGGGAGGCAGAAUUGUAUUUAAAAGAGAUUUGAGUAUAAAAUGAUUACUAUCAUCAGCUCCAGGUUUUAUGUCAAAUGAAAUAAAGACUAUGUCAGGGAAAUUUCUGAUGGAACACUGCACAAAGUGGAAUCAUAAUUUAAAAUGCUUGAUUGUCAGACAUCUUAACAUCCUGUCAUACAUUGUCUCCCUUCUUUUUUCCAGUUAGUUUAUUUAUUUGAAUACCUUAUUUAUUGCAUGCAGUGUUUCUUUCAGACUAUUUGUUCCGAGUUUCAGAAGUUUGGAUGGGCAGUGCCAGUGGCGUAGGAAGGGUGGGCUUGAAAGAAACACCGAUUGCAUGUCUAACUUCUCUACUUUUCUAAUGAGUGCUGUAACACUACUUGCAAAAAACCUUGCCUUCAUAGAACCAAAGAAAAGUUAGCACAAAAGAUAUAGAGCAACCGUUUCAAACAGAUAAACAUUUGUACCUUGUCAAUACAUUAGCCAAUGAUUAAACUUAGUUUCAUGAUUUUAUCAAAUUAAUAUUCACUGACUUUAAAAUCUGAAAAUGUUACAAAAUGUUUGUACCUUUUAGAAUAUUGAUGGUUUUUAUAAAUUUAAAAUUAAAAAAUUAAGAUUUUAUCCCCAUAACCCUAUAUACUAUCUUUGUAUCUCCUCCUUAAGCAAAUGUAAGAGAUGAGAUGUGGCAAUUUUUUUGUUGUUAAAUCCAUUGAUUGAAUUCAAGGGUUAAAAUAAUAGUGGAAGACUGUCACUUUCUUUUCUUUUUUCUUCUUUUUUUGGUGUGUGCAUGUAAAUGCCUACUAACAUGCAACUUUGCAUUUCAUCAACAUUUGCAUGCUAGGAAAACUAAAGUUGGAGUCCGUUUUGAAACAGAGCAGUUGGAUUUCCGUCAUUUACUUAAAUCUUCAAAAACGAAAGCAAAGUAAGUGUUAGCUGAUAGGGUUCUUUUGAUGAGAGAUGAGAAAACUAUUUGAGAACCACUGGAACAAUAUAAAAACUGUUUAAAUUAUUGUAGAAAAACUGAUCUCAAAUCUUACUGAUACACAACUGCCUGAAGUAAAGAACUAUAAACAACCAUUGCCAAUUUUAUUAUAUGAUUAACUAAAAAUAAAUGAUUAAAUGGCUUUUCAAACCAAGAUGCCGUAAUUUGUUUUUAUAGUCAUUUGUUUCCAUCGUGUUCAUCAGGAAAUUUGCCACUGACGUAGAAGGGGAAGCCACUGUUACACAAGAAUUACCAGAAGCUGAACAGGUUGACUUCAGAACAGUCCUAAAGCGACCAGUAAGUGCAACACAUUAAGGUUUGAGUUUUGGAACAUAAUGGAUGGCAUCUAGGUUUAUAAUGAGGAUAACAUAGAGAAAUGUUAUUACUGUUUUUCAAAAUAAAUGGUGUGUGUGUUUGGUGGAUCAAAAGGAUAGUUAUAAACAUAAAUUAAAACGGCUCUUAAAUAUAUCUAUUUUCUGCCCUUUACAGUCUGUAGACAAAGAAGAACCCAAGAAGGAAUCUCCAGUAUUUGUCAGGCCUAUCGAAGAUGUUAAUGUUCGUGAGGGGGAAUCUGCUAGAUUUGAAUGCAAGGUCACAGGCCAGCCAGCACCACAUGUCAUGUGGUACCAUGACCAGCAGCCGAUAAAAUCAGACACAAUCUACCAGAUAUUGCCUGGGGAAGAAGGGGAGUUUACUCUGCUCAUUUCUGAAGCCUUCCCUGAGGACUCUGGUGUGUACACAGUUAGGGCCUUCAAUGAUGAAGCUGAAGUUGAGUGUCAUGCUACUCUCACUGUUGAAGGUUUGUUUAAGCUUUUUUUUUUUUAAAUGUUUAGCUCUGUUAUUAAGCAAUAUUUUUUCAAUGUUAUGAGUUAUCAAAUUUUAUAAAACCCAUAUUCCUAUAUCGAAAUGUUAUUUCAAUUUUUUUCUUUAUUUCAACAAAAAUGUUGCAAGUUUAAAAAAAGAAUUAUGUUAGUAAUGUAAAUACUCAUUGAUCACCCAUAGCAUAUCUCUGCUCCUAGUUAAAUUAUUGCUAUUGCUAUGUACAGUACUUUUCUCAUGGCCAUCAGCCAACUCAUCUCUUUAAAGAUGAAACUUUACAUUGUGCUUGCAAAUCAUUUAGAAGAUGUUUACAAUCAACUCACCCCACUAAAUAUUGCGUUUUAAUUAUCCUAUUUGUACUGUGCUAUAACAGAACUGGUAUCUGAGACCAGCUCAGUCACAUCUAAAGAAGACAAGCAGGAAGAGGAGGAGUCUGUUAAAGAUAUCCAGGUGGAAGCUGUCAUCAAGAUCCAGUCUGCUUUUAGGGGCUAUAAGGUUAUGACCAUUUGUAUUUCUGACUCACUCUAUGUGAUGAAGGGCUUUAUCAUUUUUGUUUGAGAGUGCAGGUGAAACAACUUACGGACACUUCUUACAAGGUUCAAGGUUAUAGAGUUUAUGAUAACAAUAAUAAUGAGAUCGGGGGGAAAAUGAUUAAACUAAUACAGAAAAAUUAGAUACAUUUCAACUUUUAAUGACAUUUCAAUAAAUAUCUGUUUUGCUCUCUGUAUUGGUAUACAUGUUUAGCCCCUACAGUAUCUUAGAAAAAAAAAAAAAAGAGUAUGUGCUACCCAUGUAGAUUUAAAACAUGUGAUUUUUAUCAACCUAAUUAACUAUAUAACUAAGGAUUUUGCUAAGUGAUUUUAUAGGAAUAAACUUAAUAAAUGAGGAGUGCCUGGAUUAUAAGAUUUGUUUACUGCAGGCCAGAGAAGAAGUAAAACACCUAAAGGAGACACGUUUGACUGCCACAUCAGAGUUCACCGUUGACUCGACUGUCACUGUAGAGGAGCAAGAGGUAAGGUCAUUUUAGUGACACUUUCAGUAAUAGAAACAGAAACAAAUAUCUAGUAGAGAUUUAAAAAAUCCUUCGACUGUCACUGUAGAGGAGCAAGAGGUAAAGUCAUUUUAGUGACACUUUCAGUAAAAGAAACAGAAACAAAUAUCUAGUAGAGAUUUAAAAAAUCCUCCCCCCCCCCCCACCCCUCUCUUUAAAUAGAUUAUUUAGAUAUAAUUGCAUUUUGGAAUUCAAACACCCAAAAAACUGAGAAACAAUGAAUGAUCAAGUAUCAUUUUAAAUGUGUAGCUCAGGCAAGAUAAACUUUUUUAAAAAGUCUUUACAAUAAAUUAUUUUAGUGGGUGCUGUUGUUUUUUUUUUUUAAUUGUCUUUUUUGCAAGCCUAAACAUAUCUUGUUCCGUUAUUGAUGACUAUUUAUUUACUUCAAAUAGCUUGGGGUUGAACGCAGUCCCCCAGAUAUUAUUAAUAUUGUUUUAAAAAUCUUUUGUUAUGAGCUCUAAGUGUAUUGCUGUCAUAAUAAUUUACUGACCUCUACUCUAUGGUGGCCAUUUGUUUUGUUUAUACUGAUGUUAACCUUGAAACGGUCAAUGAGGCAAAUGGUCAGCUUGAUCAGCAUUUUGUGCAGAUACAGUUUAAAACAGAAAUUCAUGCAAAAAUCUGUAUUUGCAAAAUGUUUGUUUGUUAAUUAUGUGAUCAUAAUUGUGUGUAAUGAGGCGAUUCUUUUGCUUUCUUUGACUUAACAGCAUCAGCAAAGUCAUUCCAUUUCUAAAUCUGAAUAAUAGUAUUAAUGGUGUUUAUGUGUUCAAGGAACUGUUUGUGGUAUUCCUCAAACAGCCAACUCACACAAUAAUAGGCUUAGUUUAAACUGCUUCUAUGUGCACAGUUGGUUUAUUGCAGCAUCUGAGACAAACUUUACUAUUGACUUAUGUAAUCUGAAAACUUGAUUUUUAAUAAUUGCCAAUAAGAUUUGUAAACGGAAGAAAUUCAAGUAUUUGCUGUUGCAUUUCCCUUAAUUAUUUUUUUUUAACAAAGGAGUUCACAUGAUUUUCUAUUUAAAAAUUAUUUUUAAAAAAAAUGGAAUUCCUAACUUAAUAAUCAGAUAUUAAUGAUUAACACUGUUUGGCAUUAUCAGAUGAAUGAAGCACACAAACAUUGAAUAUAACACAAACAAAUAACUACAAAAGGCAUUUAAAAAUCCCCAUGGCUUUAAAUGUGUUUCUGCUUCUUUAAAAAAAAAUUAAAAUCUUUUAUGUCACUUUUAAAUAAUUGAUAAACCCCGAUAUGUAAAGUAUAAUUAAUGUCUACAUUUAAGCAAUGUAAGAUUGUAAAGUGAUGAAAGAUCAACAUUUUUUAAAUAACAAACAGUAUUCAGAAACUAUAGCUGCUCAUGAGUUCUUAGCGGAGUCAACUUUUAAAUGCUGAAUGUAAAUAGGAUUCAUGCAACAUAAGUUUCUAUUAUCAUGCUGUUUAUCACAUCUGUAUCUAUUUUCAUAUUCAUAAUAUAUUGCUCUGAGCUAAUUUGUUUCACAAGACGUUCGUAAAUACUGCAUAAGUCUUGAUCAACAUCUUUAUUGUAUGAGCUUAAAUUUUUUUGUCACCCUCAUUCUGCAUGUAUGCUCUCUUUUUUAAAAAAAAAAAAAAAUCUUUUAACUUGUGGGAAAAUAAUUGUUGAUCUGCUAAUGAUCAUACACUGAAACAAUUGUUUCUUCCUGCUGGUCAACAUCUUGAAUCUCCUUGACCUAAUUAAUACACUCCAAAUAAAGCAUGAGCAUCCCAUCUGCCCCCCUACCUGUCCUGCAUGUUUGCAGUUUCUGCUUUCAUUCAACACACACAUGCUGACUGGCUGGCUUUCACCGGAUGUGGGUGUGAUUUGAUAAACAAACAAAAAACAAAUACUCAACCGAUUAAUCCACUGGAUUACAAAUGUCCUAAUGGUUUCAUGACUUUCUUGAAGGAUCAACGAAUAGUUGAGGAUGUUCCCAUUAGUCUGGACAAACGUGAAAGCCCAAGAGUAGAUGAAACUGUCCAGCUCAAACCUGUUGAGGAAUUAACUUCUGACAUUGAGCAGGAGGUCCCAGAGGAAACCGUUGUGUUUGAGAUGCCACACUCGGUCACAAAAACCGAUGAAGUUGUACCAGAGAGAUUGGCAGCUGAAGUAGAUUCACAGGAAGUUAGUGACACUUUAGACAAAAUUCAAGAGCAACCUGUUCAGUUUGUAUCAGAGUCUGGGGAAUCUGUGGUGGAAGUUGUGGAAGAGGUAAGUGUUGAAACACGAACUGAUGAAGAAAUUGAGCAGACAGAAGUGUCUAGACAUGUUAGUGAAAUAGACAUCUACCCCACUGAACAGAUCACUGAAAUAAGACCACAGAUCAUCAGAGAAGAAUUGGUCAUUAUAAAAGAACAAGAGGAGAUGGUACCAGAAGAGGAGGAGGUCCUUGAAGAAGUUGAAACAGAAAUCUUUGAGGUCUGUUCUGAGAAAGUUGAAGAAGAAAUUUUACCGCAGAAAGAAACAGAAAAACCAUCACUUACUACGAAAGAAAUACAUGUAGAAGUCAGUGAAGAAGAACAAGAAGUUGAAAUAACAAAAGAAAUACUCCUAUAUCCAGAAGAGACCAUCACAGAAGAGAGAACCCAAAUCUUUAAAGAAGAAUUGGUCGUUGAAAAGGAGAAAGAAGAAAUGGCACCAGAAGAUAUUGACGUCACUGAAGAAGUGCCAACAGAAGAGAUUGAGAGUAUCCCUUCAGAGAAAGUUCAUGAAGACAUUGUAUCAUAUGACUUUGGAGAACAGCCGUCCAUCACUGCAGAUGAAACAGAGUUUGGGGUUACUGAAGUAGACAAAGAAGUAGAGGAAUCGAUGAAAAUUGAAGACUAUGCUGAAGAGACUGCAACAGAAGUUAUCUCACAGAUAUUCAGAGACAGGUUGGUCAUCGAAAAAGAACAAGAAGGACAAGCACCAGAAGAAGAAGAGGUGGACACUGUAUUGGAGACAGAUGUUAUUGAAGUGAAACCAAUUGAACGCAUUGAGGAAGACAUGUUACCAGAAGAUGUUUCAGACAGACUCACAGUAACUAUUGAUAAAGUACAUGUUGAUGUCACAGAAGUAGAAGAGGAAGAAGAGGUAAGCAAAGAAAUUCCCUUAUAUCCAGAAGAAAUCGUUACAGAAGAAAGAAUUCAAAUUUUCAGAGAAGAACUGGUUAUAGAUAAAGAAAAACCAGAAAGUGUUCAUGAAGUGGAAGAGGUAACUCAAGAAAUUCAGUUGGAGGAAUUUGAGAUCACACCCGCAGACAAAGUUGAAGAAGACAUGGUCCCAUUUAUGGAAGCUGAUAAACCCAAUGUCAUAAGAGAUGAAAUACAAGUGGAAACCACUGAGGGAGAAAAAGAAGUUGAUGUUAUCAAUGAAAUUCCUCUUUAUCCAGAAGAAACUAUCACAGAAGAGAGAUCACAAAUCUACAGAGAAGAAUUGAUCAUUGAAAAAGAGGAGCCAAACCAAGCACCAGAAGAUCAAGUGUUAGCAGAAGAAGAACAGCUAGAAGUCUUUGACACUAUACCUUCAGAGAAAAUUGAUGAAAAGGCAGUACCUUUUGAAGAGGCUGAUAGUCCUUCCAUCACAACAGAUGAAAUACAAGUUGAAGAAACUGUAAUAGAAAAAGAAGCUGAAGUUAUCAAUGAAAUUCCUCUUUAUCCAGAAGAAACUAUCACAGAAGAGAGAUCACAAAUCUA
This is a messenger RNA of Lymnaea stagnalis (great pond snail), 89935 nucleotides long. The record is from the annotation of a GenBank genome assembly. NCBI's taxonomy places the organism in Eukaryota, Metazoa, Mollusca, Gastropoda, Lymnaeidae.